Molecule: messenger RNA, 97264 nt
Organism: Coregonus sp. 'balchen'
Lineage: Eukaryota; Metazoa; Chordata; Actinopteri; Salmoniformes; Salmonidae
Source: the annotation of a GenBank genome assembly
AUGAUUACCCUGCAACAAGCUCUACACAACCCUUUCCUUCCGGGGAGACACAGGAAACGAUGGGCUUUCCCCCCACCCUCCCCUGUCUUCAUCCUGCCUACCUGCCCCCCAGACAAAGAGGAGAAUGGAUCAGGCUCCACAGUGUGCCUCUCUCUCUCACACUGAAUCUGUUUACCCAGGCAGCUUUGGAAGCCUGGCCAUGGUGCACACUCAGCUGGCAGCCCGAUGUGGUUGCACCAUCCUGUGCUUGUUACUCAGUGUGGGGGUGUUUUUAAGAGACCAUGUCUGGGCCAGAUCCUGGGCCCCUCUUCCCUGGCUGCACAUGAGGUUUCACAAUUCACAUGCUGCCUUCUGCUCUCUCCAGCCACACAGCUCCACUGUUUACUGGGGUUACUACAGCAGUCGCCCAAACUUGACCCCUCUGCCAAAUGUUUAGUGGGUGUCUGUGUGUGAGGAAAACAACCCCCCCCCAGUGCAAGAGGCUCUUGGCUAAAGCCGUUUGCAUACUCUUUUGGACUUGAGCUUGCCGGUAUGUGCCCACCCCCAUCAAAGCACACCCUGUAAAUGUGCAUUCCUGAAAUUGAGUGCAAACCUCACCUAAGUGCAGUGAGAAGCAUUAAUCACAGCGGGAAGCUAGUUGUGAGGUAUAUUUGUGUGCCUUUCAGGUUAUGCAAAUGUCGACUGCGGUUUCAGUCGGCAGCGAGGGUAAACAUUGCAGCUCGUUGUGACUUCUGUCGGGGACAAAAGCUUGCAAACUGCAGUGAUUUUGUUUAUUUAACCUCUAGCGUUGCCGUGUCAAUCAUUUUUGGUUCCAUCGAAGCAUUAGGAGAUUUAUCCAGGAAGUAGCUUACAACUCAAAAUUCUAGUUUGGUUGCAUAGUAAGUGGCACCAUAGGAAUCCAACCUGUCUAUAGUUAGUAAAGGUGACCCUGGUGCCUACUGAUUAGUGACUGAAUGACAACCAGACUUGGCCAAGGAAGAGAAGGAAAUACCCUUAAACAAAAACAAUGAUACUUUUUAUUAUCAAUAUUUCAGCAGCAUUGUUUUACUCAAGACUCUUUGGGGAGAAAUACUCAGCGUGUAGAUAGAAGCACAUGUUAAGGUGCUCAUAGUGAGAAUCCUCAUUUACUCACAGGUGUUGUACAGAGAGAAAUGUACCUUGACCACACCGCAAUAUGCCCUCUCCUCUGUCUAAACGGGCAGCUGAAGCAAAGUCGAGAGGGGAGGGGAAAGGAAGUCAAGAUUCUCUCCCGGUUGUCUCUCCUUCAGAGCCCUGCCAACAGCUGUACUGCAUGAAUAGGACACACAUUCCCUGCACAACACACUAGUGGUGCAAGGGUCAGCCGUUUUUUCACCCACGCCCGCAAUUGCUAAUAACCCAGCCGCAACCGCCCGACUAUAUGUGAAAAUCUGAGGCCCACACCCGACCCUAACCUGCUAAUAUAGAACAUGGGCACAGGUUUAUUUAGUCUUCUAGGAAAUCGUAUGACAGAAGUGAAACUGCAUGUACUGAAUUAUAGACAAGUUGACUUACAAAUAACAUUACAAAAAUUUGGGAAAUUAUGAGCAGAGACGUGUAUAUAAAUCAGGCAAAAAGAUUCCUGUGCCUCCUGUCAAAGAAUCUUUGAAUGCUUCAAUCUAGUUGACAUCCGUGAAGUUCUGUCAUCUCUGCUGCUUUUGUGGAGCAAAGAUGUUUAGGGACCGGGGAGAAAAUGCAAUAGCAAAAAAAGGGGAAAUAUAUUUUCUGUGCAAAAUUCCACGUUUCCUCAGUUUGACCGGUUGUAGGAAAUAGAAAGCUCUGAAAAUGACCCAACAUGUUUCUGAUAAGAUUUCAGUUCGGCUUGGAUGCAUAUUUUAUGUGGUUGAAAUACUAUCAGCUUUUAUGAUGCUGAUAAAGACAGCACCUCUACAGACAGUAUUUAACUGCGCAUUCGCAUUCUCUCAAGAUGCUGAAAUAAAUAAAUCCUAUUUCUCCUCUUUCCGAGAAAAAAUGUGGCCUACAUUUGGUGUAUAAUUUUACUGCAAGAAAUGCUUAAUUCUGCAUGAGUUAAUAUUAAGGCUGUGUGGGAGGUUAUAUACCUACAGUCAGUGUCCAGAUUUCAGUUUCCAUUUAACCCAUCUGAACAUUAGGCUACAGUUCCCUUGAUGUGCCAUAGGCCUGUUUGAAGUCCCGUCUUGUGACUGUCAAAUUUAUAUAGCGCCUCACAAUCAUCACACAUAACAUAGCAGGUACGGCUAUCAUCCUCGUUUACCAUUUCGACAAAUCUUUCCCAAACAUUACUUUUCUGGCCCUCCUUUCUCUUUAUUUUAAACUCUCCAUUUCGCAGCUUCUCUCUUAUUGAAUUAAACUCUGACAUUGUCCUGUUUGCCUCCGUGGAUCAAAGUUAAGUUUUUCUGCCCUUUCUCAAAAGCAUUUGGCGGUUGACAUGUACUGUAGGCUAUUUGGCGUGCGUACAGUUAGGCCCUAAAGCUUAGGCCUACACAUUAAUGUCAGAUAGCCUAAAAGAAUGAAAGAAAAACCUAAACGUAGCCUAUAGAUAUAAAUUGCACAAGAGUUAUACAUUUAUGGAUUUUUUUAAAGUAAUUUUUUUCUCUUUGUUCAACCCACAAUAUUUCAUGACCCUAAACCCGCCUGCCCCACUCCGCCAGGACUGCGGGUAAUGGAUCAACCCGCGCAUCGCUAACACACACGUGUUCCCUCGCCUUCAACUUGGUGUGUGCGCAGCUGUUUAAAUGUUGAGGGGAAAGCCAACACCAUGAGCAUUAACCCCUGUGACCCCGAGUGAAACAACUGCUCCCAGUUCCCUGGCUUAGCUCGGUACCGAGAUGCAUGCGUGUAGCCUAGGUUAUUAUAUUGCUGGUGAGUGUUGAGCCUCUCAAGGUCACUUUGGUGGGCAGGCGCUUUUGAAAAUCCCAUGCGCAGCAGUUGUUCAUCUUUCCGAGGUGACGGCCGUGUGUUUUUUUUCUCUCUCUCAAUUGGCCGUUGACAUGCCAACAAGCAAACUGCUAUAUUUUCUGUUGGCAGGAGAUGUUAUAACAUUUUAGAAGGCUGUUGAAGUACAGGCAAUUGAUUUAGAGAGAGAGUAAGAGCUGUAAAUCAGUAUGGACUAGUAUCAGACUAUGUACAGUGUGGAGAAAAAAGUAUUUAGUCAGCCACCAAUUGUGCAAGUUCUCCCACUUAAAAAGAUGAGAGAGGCCUGUAAUUUUCAUCAUAGGUACACGUCAACUAUGAGAGACAAAUUGAGGAAAAAAAAUCCAGAAAAUCACAUUGUAGGAUUUUUAAUGAAUUUAUUUGCAAAUUAUGGUGGAAAAUAAGUAUUUGGUCACCUACAAACAAGCAAGAUUUCUGGCUCUCACAGACCUGUAACUUCUUCUUUAAGAGGCUCCUCUGUCCUCCACUCGUUACCUGUAUUAAUGGCACCUGUUUGAACUUGUUAUCAGUAUAAAAGACACCUGUCCACAACCUCAAACAGUCACACUCCAAACUCCACUAUGGCCAAGACCAAAGAGCUGUCAAAGGACACCAGAAACAAAAUUGUAGACCUGCACCAGGCUGGGAAGACUGAAUCUGCAAUAGGUAAGCAGCUUGGUUUGAAGAAAUCAACUGUGGGAGCAAUUAUUAGGAAAUGGAAGACAUACAAGACCACUGAUAAUCUCCCUCGAUCUGGGGCUCCACGCAAGAUCUCACCCCGUGGGGUCAAAAUGAUCACAAGAACGGUGAGCAAAAAUCCCAGAACCACACGGGGGGACCUAGUGAAUGACCUGCAGAGAGCUGGGACCAAAGUAACAAAGCCUACCAUCAGUAACACACUACGCCGCCAGGGAUUCAAAUCCUGCAGUGCCAGACGUGUCCCCCUGCUUAAGCCAGUACAUGUACAGGCCCGUCUGAAGUUUGCUAGAGUGCAUUUGGAUGAUCCAGAAGAGGAUUGGGAGAAUGUCAUAUGGUCAGAUGAAACCAAAAUAUAACUUUUUGGUAAAAACUCAACUCGUCGUGUUUGGAGGACAAAGAAUGCUGAGUUGCAUCCAAAGAACACCAUACCUGCUGUGAAGCAUGGGGGUGGAAACUUCAUGCUUUGGGGCUGUUUUUCUGCAAAGGGACCAGGACGACUGAUCCGUGUAAAGGAAAGAAUGAAUGGGGCCAUGUAUCAUGAGAUUUUGAGUGAAAACCUCCUUCCAUCAGCAAGGGCAUUGAAGAUGAAACGUGGCUGGGUCUUUCAGCAUGACAAUGAUCCCAAACACACCGCCCGGGCAACGAAGGAGUGGCUUCGUAAGAAGCAUUUCAAGGUCCUGGAGUGGCCUGGCCAGUCUCCAGAUCUCAACCCCAUAGAAAAUCUUUGGAGGGAGUUGAAAGUCCGUGUUGCCCAGCGACAGCCCCAAAACAUCACUGCUCUAGAGGAGAUCUGCAUGGAGGAAUGGGCCAAAAUACCAGCAACAGUGUGUGAAAACCUUGUGAAGACUUACAGAAAACGUUUGACCUGUGUCAUUGCCAACAAACGGUAUAUAACAAAGUAUUGAGAAACUUUUGUUAUUGACCAAAUACUUAUUUUCCACCAUAAUUUGCAAAUAAAUUCAUAAAUCCUACAAUGUGAUUUUCUGGGAAAUAAAUUCUCAAUUUGUCUGUCAUAGUUGACGUGUACCUAUGAUGAAAAUUACAGGCCUCUCUCAUCUUCUUAAGUGGGAGAACUUGCACAAUUGGUGGCUGACUAAAUACUUUUUUCCCCCCACUGUAUAUAGAGUCCUCUUUGGAUGUCAACACCCUGACUUUUUACUCUGUUAAUCCUGAUCUGUUUUGUUCAAAAGCCCUCUCCUUACAAUUUCCAUUUUAGCCCUGUUUUGUUUGUUACUUAAGUCAACACCACAAACGUGUUAGAGCAGAGUGCUGCAGGUUGUGCAUGGCACCGAUUCCUCGUAAUGGAUAGGUUUUUUUUGUUUACUGUUUGUUGCCGGUGUUAGGUUUAAUCGGACGCUUCCUUGCGAUUUGUCACUGUUUAGAGAAGGGAAUCUGUGCCAAGCCCCUGGGAGAGCGUCAGGGUUUAGAGUUGGUCUUUUAAUAAAGAUUACAGAAGAAAAGUCUAAAGUUCUCUCUCCAUAGCUCUCUCUCCAUCGGUCUCAACUCUGCCUGUUACUAGUUAAUUUCCUGCCGUAGGGUGACCUUUUGCGAGCGCCGCCGUAGGGUGACCCUUCACGAGCGCCCCGCAGGGCAGAGACCUGCACUAACCUUUGACACACAAUCAAUUUGCCAUCUAACAAGAUUGAGUGCUGCUCGCAAAGUAAGAUGGCGCCUGGGGCUUUGAAAGACCUGAGCUCUCGAAUGGAGAGACUAUAGGAGGAGAGAGAGAGGGGAGGGGGCUCAGGGCAUGGUUGUUGUGCAGGCUGAAAGCUGUUAUGCGUCUCUCUGUCCCCCUCCCCUCCACACCCCUGCCUCUGCUUCCCUCCCAAGGCACUAUUUAUAAGCUGGAAUUUAAUUAACAAGACCUGCUUUACUGAGCCAGUUUUAAAGCUGAGUUGCGGGUCUGACUCACUCCUCAGUCUCUCCCUCCCGGGGCCUGACUCUCUCCUCAGUCUCUCCCUCCCUGGGCCUGACUCUCUCCCUCCCUGUGCUCUCUGUGGGUAAUAAAUUGGGCGGCCAGAGGAUGUCCCAGGCUCGGAUGCUCUCUCUUUCUCUCGCUCUCUGACUCUAUCUGAUGCCUGCAUGCUGGUGUCUUUGAGAUCAGCCAGGCUUCUGGCCCACGGCCUGGUGCAGCUGAUAAAGUCAUCCUCUGACAGGCCCUGCCUGCACCGUUAUCUCGGGCCACAAUCCCGCGAGUGCUGGGCACAACCUCUGCCCCAGUUGUCUGAUUUUGCUUGCCACCCCUCUGCGUUUGGCUGGUUACAAACUCCCUUUUUCCCCUUCUACUUUUUAAUUUCGAUAAGCUACAAAAUGUAUGCUGCACAAUGGUUUUGCGCACUGUUGUUCAGUUUAGUCGUUCUCUCGAGAGUCUGGAGAAUAAAUGAUGCAUGGCGUGACAGGAUAUGACAAAGUUUGGCGAUCUUGUAAUAGUUCUGUCACAACAGCUCUAUUGGCUCUUUUGUUUAUCUUUGGGAUUUUUUGGCUUGGGAACCUCAUCCUCCCUAUACUUCGACCUACCCCUUUUCUCCCCCUCCAUUUUUGGGAUGUGAGAAACAUGCCUAACCAAAGGAAGUAACACCCAUUUCAGGCAGGAAAGGGCUGCCGAAGUUGUUUGGUUUAGACUGUGGGAAAGACGAGGACACCAGCCUGUUUCAUAAGCUUUAUAAAAUGGCUGAAAAACAAAGCCCAAAAGCUCUGCUCCUUUGUGUCCCUUUUGCUGUGUAAUUUGUUGUUUCUCAGCGAGGUGCGUCUGUCUCUCUUCUCCCGUUUCCUGUGACUAAUUUGAAUGUGAGUUGUAAGAGGCCACCUGAGACUAGAUGCCUGUUUAUUUGAUUCGCCCUCCACACACACAUUCCACAGCAAUGAGGAUUAGGCCUCACCCCCUUGCAAUUGACUGUUUCGAAUAGCCCCCCCCCCCCCCCCCUCCUCCUUCCAACAGUUUCCCUUUAUUCUAUUCUCUCUCUCUGUCUCAGUUGUUUUUGCUCUCUGUAGUGCGAGUCAUUUGAGUCUCAGGGCUGGCUGUCACUGCAGAUGGGGCGGAACAAUUAGACUCCAUGGGAGUCACUGCAUUAUUUGUCAGCGUUUCCCAUGUUCGUCUUUGUUUUCCACAACGAGCUGAAUGCUGGUUCUCUCUGCCUGCAUGCUUUCCUCUCUUCUGAGAGGAAUAGCAAAGGCUAGUGGCUAGCUGAGGAAUUUAGGCUAACUUGGCGUGCGCUUAACCUCUAACAGUGUUCCCCCCCCCCCCCCCCACAUACCUACUCUUUUUGAAUUUGAACUCGAUCUGUUCUAUUAACUGGCGGCGAGUCAGAUCUGGCUUGUGAAUAUCAUGCAGGAGGAACUUGAUAUUUUUGGAACAGUUAGUACUAGAAUACCCUCAGGGUCAUUGUCAUGCUGGAAUACCCAUCCACGACCCAUUUUCAAUGCCCUGGCUGAGGGAAGGAGGUUCUCGCCCAAGAUUUGACGAUACAUGGCCCCGUCCAUCGUCCCUUUGAUGCGGUGAAGUUGUCCUGUCCCCUUAGCAGAAAAACACCCCCAAAGCAUAAUGUUUCCACCUCCAUGUUUGACGGUGGGGAUGGUGUUCUUGGGGUCAUAGGCAGCAUUCCUCCUCCUCCAAACAUGGCGAGUUGUGUUGAUGCCAAAGAGCUCGAUUUUGGUCUCAUCUGACCACAACACUUUCACCCAGUUCUCCUCUGAAUCAUUCAGAUGUUCAUUGGUAAACUUCAGAUGGGCCUGUAUACAGUGAGGGGAAAAAGUAUUUGAUCCCCUGCUGAUUUUGUAUGUUUGCCCACUGACAAAGAAAUGAUCAGUCUAUCAUUUUAAUGGUAGGUUUAUUUGAACAGUGUGAGACAGAAUAACAACAACAAAAAAUAUAGAAAAACGCAUGUCAAAAAUGUUAUAAAUCGAUUUGCAUUUUAAUGAGGGAAAUAAGUAUUUGACCCCCUCUCAAUCAGCUCAGCUUGUUACCUGUAUAAAAGACACCUGUCCACAGAAGCAAUAAAUAAAUCAAUCAAUCAAUCAGAUUCCAAACUCUCCACCAUGGCCAAGACCAAAGAGCUCUCCAAGGAUGUCAGGGACAAGAUUGUAGACCUACACAAGGCUGGAAUGGGCUACAAGACCAUCGCCAAGCAGCUUGGUGAGAAGGUGACAACAGUUGGUGCGAUUAUUCGCAAAUGGAAGAAACACAAAAGAACUGUCAAUCUACCUUGGCCUGGGGCUCCAUGCAAGACCUCACCUCGUGGAGUUGCAAUGAUCAUGAGAACGGUGAGGAAUCAGCCCAGAACUACACAGGAGGAUCUUGUCAUUGAUCACAAGGCAGCUGGGACCGUAGUCACCAAGAAAACAAUUGGUAACACACUACGCCGUGAAGGACUGAAAUCCUGCAGAGCCCACAAUAAACCCACUAACAGGGAAGGGGGUUAGAAACUGCUGAGACAAACAUUCCAGGAGAAAGGAAACCUAGAAACUGUCAAACUUAACCAUUCCAUACUGUGGAAAGUCACAGGCUGCUUAAAGGUGGGCGGAGCAAAGUUCCUUUGUGUGAAGGCAUUUAAAAUGGGUGUGUGUUUUUAGCGCCAGAGCUCUCAUUAAUAAAAAUGCUGAAGAUGUCUUGCAGACUGGAGAAUUUGUUUUAAUUCAUUAUUAAACCAGAGCCUUACACCCUCUGGGAAUUAUAAAAAGCUUGAGUAAUGAUUAGAGAGAGAAAUUCUCGUGACAGACUGCCAUUCAGACCCCAAGGCUCAGCCUGUUUCAUCCAUUUCCCCCUGCAAAGGAUGCUCUUUGCCACACGGCUACAUGUUAACAUCCUCUGUUCUAUUGGUCUAUCUGAGGAAGUGUGUCGACUUUUAAACAAUGACUGAUUUCACCUUGGCGGUUGAGUGCGACUGCGGCAUAGCUCUCUCAAUCCGUAAGCCUCUGCCUAGUUGUUUCACCCUGACAGUGAGUGCAGACCUGCGCUCAGAUGAAAGGGGUUUUUAAUCCUUAACUCUAUUAAUGCAACAUAAAAAUCCCCAUCUAAAUUUGUCAGUUGAAGUUAAAGUUAUCUGUUUUUUUGCAUGGGCUGCAUCUCAAUCCGCCUAUGUCGGCGUUCCGCAUCUGCACUGGAAAGUGGCAGAGCUACAGCGCUGUUCAUCAGACCAGGAGACAUCCCAAAAAUUGGUCUUAUCAUGAAAAGGACAGACACUUCAAAACCUUAUUCGGUAUGAUUUAUUUUUUGACUUGACAUUUAUAAAUGUGUUAUUCAAUGCGUUUCUAUGGGCGAUAGUAGGAAAGGACAAAUUCAAUAUUUUAUAAAAUGCAUUUUGUAUAUAUUUUUGGGAUAUAGAAUGAUUAUUCUGUAGUUAGAGUAUAAUAGUUGGCACUGAAUACAGUGUUUGACAUGACAACGAAUGAAAAUGCCAGGGAGGAGUUAUUGUGACCAGGGUAGGAACAAAAAGGGUUGAUAAGUGUUUCCUUGGGGACCCUAUAAUCUUUGGCUACAUUGAAGGCUUGUUCUUAGCUACUUCAUGUAGUUAACAUAUUCUUGCUUCGCGUGUUCCUCUUUGAUACUGUUGCACAAACAUGCUGAUUUAGGUUUCCACCACUGAUAUUAUCAGGCUGUAUAGCUAAUUACAUUUGCUCUGACUCAGUACAUUUAUUAGCUAGCGAUUAGCAUUAGCAGCUAACAAAUUUAGGCCCAACUUCCUAAGAAAAGACAAACUAGCUGUUUGCAGAUGUAAGAAACACAAACUAAUAGUGUAAUUAUAGAACACCAGUGGAUUUAUAUUAAUAAGAAGCAAAGUGAAAACAGCAUUGUUGUCAUCAAAAUUGUAGCAUGUGCUGCAUUGACCAUGCAGACUGAAGUGUUUCGUGGUUGAGGAACAACAAAUGCGCUCCUUGAGUGACGGGGCGGGACUAGGUCUGUGUGGAAAGCAGCAUAUAGAGGGAGCUGAGAGAGAUUACUCAAGUAGCGAAGUAAUCAGUAAAAAUGGAUGUUGUUUGAAUGACUGUAUUUGUUCAGCUAUUUUGCUACUAGUCUGUUUGCCUGAAGGAUUAGCCCGACUGUGUUAUCAGUUUGCGGUUUAUGAAUAGAUUACAAGCAAACACAAUGGUUGUUUUGUGCGAUUUUGUUUUAAUUGGGGAAAGAAAAGAGCCUUUAACACAUUGCACAAAAAUGAAAGCAUAAACAUUCCCAGUGGGAAAAGAAUGGGAAGUCUGUCUCUAUUAGGGCCGGGAAAUAUGGCCAAAAUAUCAUAUCACAAUAUCUUUCACAUUUGUGAUUGUAUUUGAUGGUAUUUAUGUUUUUGAAUAAUCAAAGUUCUAAAUAUGCUUUGAGUAGUGCAUGACCCUAGGGUGGCAACACAUAAAUUAUACGUCAUUUCAAUUGGUCUUUUUCCAUUCUGAUUGUUUAAUACUGUUCAAUCCAUCUUCAAACAAAAUUCUGCAUUUUUAAAAAUAAAUUCAGCAUUUCCUGCACUUUCAUUUCCAACUGUGCCAUACAGGGCUGCAUGAAAUGGUCAAAAAAUCUAGGUCUAGUUAAUUGGUGAACUGUUGAAACCAUGGAAAAUAGAAUUAUUAUUCUAAUUCUAUAGUUGGAAUGUAGUGGGCAGCACCUUGAAUAUAUUGUUUGACAUGACAACGAAUGAAUAAGCCAGGGAGGAAUUAUUGACAGGGUAGGAACCAACUGCGCUCUCCUUGAGUGACGGGGGGCAGGGCUUGGUGUGGGAAGCGGCAUGCAGCAGGAGGAGGCUGAAAGACGACUCAACAGAGUAAACUACAAAAACGGACAUUAAACGCGCCGGAGUUAAGUAUCACAUUUAAAUAACCAAACACUGAAAUAACGUUAGUGAAGUAAAAACCAAAACUGAUCCAUGCAUCAAUACCGGUAUAUAGUGAAAUACGGUAUACCGCCCAGACCUAAGCUCUAUGAAAGUGUGUUUCUAGGCAUAGAGAAUUGAUUGUGUGCACUGAAAGGAAAUGGGAGCAAGGUCCAGAUGGGUGGCAAUAAAGAGAAAAUGUUCUCUGAAUUAAGUCAUCUCCCAGGCUGAGGGGAAGGUCAGUGGUCCUCAGUCCCACUCAAUGACCCCUUGUUUUGUAGAGCUAACAACCCACUGCUGAAACCAAUAUCACUACCAUCGGCAUCCACUCUAAGUAGGGACUGAUCGAAGCAGUGGCCCUCCGUAAAGAUUACGAAGUGUCGUUUUGCUGUUGUUGGAUUAGAUUACAGUGGGACGGCCUAUACGAUGCGCUCGCUGUGUGUGGCAGGCAGGUGUCCGUGUCCUCUCAGUGUGAGAGCGGUCUGGGCAUCUGGCUAGGUACGGAGGCGCCAGCUGUUCUGUCACAUUCAGGUGAGGUAUUGUCCUGCGGCCCUAAUCUGCAGCUGUGGACCACUCACUGUGCUGUUCCAGGUCUCCUGGAAGCCUCCGGAUGCUCAGUCUAUCCAUUUAUCCAUCCUGUUUUUCUCCCUCCACCUUCAUUUUCUCCUCGGGGGUGAAGGUAUGAAAUGUAUGCACUCAAUAACUGUAAGUCGCUCUGGAUAAGAGCGUCUGCUAAAUGACAACAACAAAAAACCAUGGAUUGUGCUUGACACCGGUUGAAGCUGUCGGUGGCGCUAACUUUUCCUCAAACCUUUUUUUUAUGAUCGUCUGACACACUCAAUGUAAGGCUCCUCCCCUUCCCUCACCACGUGCCUCACUCUCCUCCUACUUUUUAUUUUGUUCCUUUGUGAUCUGGUAAAUGAUGCAGCAAAUGAUUUGCUCUCCCCAAAGAAGCGUAGUGUGAAUGUUUGCUAAACAUAAUGCUAAACUGAUUUCUUCCUGUGCAAAACACACUAACAACAGUGUCUAGUUUCCCAUGGGAAUUGUGAAUGACUCCAUGUCCUUGGCUCUGUCUUAACCCAUUUAGGUUGGCACGGGGGGAGUCCAUAACAUGCCUGCCUUCUCCGGUCUGCCCAUGUCCAGCAUGCUUAAUGGCUAGCGCACGCUCUCCUCUUUCUACUACUCUAUCGCUCUGUUUUCUCCUCCCUCUCCUCUCUCCUCUUUCUACUACUCUAUCGCUCUGUUUCCUCCUCCCUCUCCUCUCUCCUCUUUCUACUACUCUAUCGCUCUGUUUUCUCCUCCCUCUCCUCUCUCCUCUUUCUACUACUCUAUCGCUCUGUUUUCUCCUCCCUCUCCUCUCUCCACUACUCUAUCGCUCUGUUUUCUCCUCUCUCCUCUCUUCCACUACUCUAUCGCUCUGUUUUCUCCUCCCUCUCCUCUCUCCACUACUCUAUCGCUCUGUUUCCUCCUCCCUCUCCUCUCUCCUCUUUCUACUACUCUAUCGCUCUGUUUUCUCCUCUCCCUAUUUCUACUACUCUAUCGCUCUGUUUUCUCCUCCCUCUCUCCUCUUUCUACUACUCUAUCGCUCUGUUUCCUCCUCCUCCUCUCUCCUCUCUCCACUACUCUAUCGCUCUGUUUUCUCCUCCCUCCUCUCUCCUCUCUUCCUCUUUCUACUACUCUAUCGCUCUGUUUUCUCUCCUCUCUCUCUCCUCUUCUACUACUCUAUCGCUCUGUUUUCUCCUCCUCUCCCCCCUCCUUUCACUACUCUAUCGCUCUGUUUUCUCCUCCUCUCUCUUCUACUACUCUAUCGCUCUGUUUCCCUCCUCUCCUCCUCUUUCUACUACUCUAUCGCUCUGUUUUCUCCUUCCCUCUUCUCCUACUCUAUCGCUCUGUUUUCUCUCCCUCUUUUCCUACUCCUGCCUCUCUCCUCUUUCUACUACUCUAUCGCUCUGUUUUCUCCUCCCUCUCCUCUCUUCUACUACUCUAUCGCUCUGUUUCCUCCUCCUCUCCUCUCUCCUCUUCUACUACUCUAUCGCUCUGUUUUCCUCCUUCCUCCUUUCCUUUCUACUACUCUAUCGCUCUGUUUUCUCCUCCCUCUCUCUCCUCUUUCUACUACUCUAUCGCUCUGUUUCCUCCUCCCUCUCCUCUCUCCUCUUUCUACUACUCUAUCGCUCUGUUUCUCCUCUUCUCUACUACUCUAUCCUCUUUUUCCUCUCCUCUUCCUCUUCCUACUACUCUAUCGCUCUGUUUUUUCCCUCCUCUCUCUAUCCUCCUCUCUCUUUCUACUACUCUAUCGCUCUGUUUUCUCUCCUCUCCUCUUCCUCUUUCUACUACUCUAUCGCUCUGUUUUCUCCUCCCUCUCCUCUCCUUCUCACUACUCUAUCGCUCUGUUUUCUCCUCCCUCUCUCCUCUUUCUACUACUCUAUCGCUCUGUUUCUCUCUCUCUCUUCCCUCUCCCUCUGUUUUCUCCUCUCUCCUCUUUCUACUACUCUAUCGCUCUGUUUCCUCUCUCCUCUUUCUAUACUCUAUCGCUCUGUUUUCUCCUCCUCUCCUCUCUCUCUUCUACUACUCUAUCGCUCUGUUUCCUCUUCCUCCUCUCUACUCUCUACGCUCUGUUUCUCCUCCCUUUUCUACUACUCUAUCGCUCUGUUUCCUCCUCUCUCCUCUUCUACUCUUUCUACUCUCUAAUCGCUCUGUUCUCCUCCCUCUCCUCCUCUUUCUACUACUCUAUCGCUCUGUUUUCCUCCUCCCUCUCUCCUCUUCUACUUCUCUAUCGCUCUGUUUCCUCCUCCCUCCCUCUCUCUCUUCUACUACUCUAUCGCUCUGUUUCUCCUCCUCUCUCUGCUCUCUAUGCUUAUCUGCUAUGUCUGUUUCUCCUCUGCUCUCCUCUCUCCUUUUACUCUACGCUCUGUUUUUCUCCCCCCUCUGCUCUCUCACCACAGACGUCCUCCUCCCUCUUUCCACACCUAUCGCCUGUUCUCCUCCCUCCCUCUCCUCUUUCUACUACUCUAUCGCUCUGUUUCUCUCCUCUCUCCUCUUGCUCUACUACUCUAUCGCUCUGUCUCGACUCCUUUCUUUCUACUACUCUUCGUCUGUUUCUCUCCCUCUCCUCUCGCCUCUUCUGCUACCUAUCGCUCUGCUUUCCCAUCUCCUCUUCCUCUUUCUACUACUCUAUCGCUCUCUUUUCUCCUCUCUCUCCUCUCUCCUCUUUCUACUACUCUAUCGCUCUGUUCUCUCCUCCCUCUCCUCUCUCCUCUUUCUACUACUCUAUCGCUCUGUUCUCUCCUCCCUCUCCUCUCCUCUUUCUACUACUCUAUCGCUCUGUUUUCUCCUCCCUCUCCUCUCUCCUCUUUCUACUACUCUAUCGCUCUGUUUUCUCCUCCCUCUCCUCUCUCCUCUUUCUACUACUCUAUCGCUCUGUUUUCUCCUCUCUCUCUCCUCUCGGAUGGCAGUAAUUCAGCCAGAGGGCUACAUUUCAUCUUUCAUCUGAAGACCAGUGCUGACAUUAAAGGCCUGUAACGGGACCUGUCUGUUUGCAUUAACCCUGGGUUACCCAUUCUGCUGACCAGCCUCUGCUGUUCUGGCUCUCUCCACCACCCAGACAGACCAGCCUCCGCAGCUCUGGGUCUCCACGGCCCAGACAGACCGGACUGGGUCUCCCCACGGCCCAGACAGACCGGACUGGGUCUCCCCACGGCCCAGACAGACCGGACUGGGUCUCCUCUCCCUCCUCCCUUGCUCACCCAGCACUCUGAAGACGAUCAAUGCCUAAACACUUAAGUAGGCUCAGGAACUCCAUGAUUGCUUUCCUGACUCACUGCUGUCGGAUCAGGGUGGAAAUUAUGUUUGCCUGUUGCUAUGACAUCCUGACCUACUUCUGCCAAACCUGUGCGCUUCGUGUUUCUGCCUAUACCUUUCGGACCACCCUAGCAAACAAACAGAUCGAAACACUGUCUGUCUGUUCUCAGCAGACACCGACUGGUAGUUUUGCUUACUAGGCUGACUGGGGAAGACCAGACAAAGACCUGAGGCUGAAUUUCCCUUAUCACAGCCUGUGGUUUUAUACAGCCACUGUUGAGCAACAAGUUUUGGCAAUGACCGGUUCUACCAGUGUUGCACAGUGAUGUCACCUUCUAGCACGCAGCAUGUUAUUCUGUGUGUGUGAAGUGAACAUUAAAUUGCAUGUGACUUCAUGUGUUGAAUAUUCUCCUUACGAACAGAGUCCUCAGUUGUUGUCUAGGCACUCCAUGCCCGAGGCAUCAUCACAUAUGAAUGGCGACCAUUAAAUGGCACAAGGGCAGUUAGUCUCCCCCUCACCACCACAGUCACAAGGCCUGCUUUCUGACCGCUGGACAAACGACAGCCCAUUGCAAAGGCACAGAUAAGAACGCCACUGUCCGGCUCUAUAAAAAGAAUAUAUAUCGACACUGACAAUACUUGCCCUGCUCCGCCCUUUUGAGUGAUACUCCCCAUUAGCCGCCUUUGUGGAGGCCGUAUGUAAGACUGCAGGUUGCAAGCGUCCUUCCAUCGAGGGUGAGAAUGAAGGACAGGUUAAGGGAGGUCUCGUUCUUUUCUGGGCCGGGAAUAGUUAGACGCCGUAAUGACCCCCCCCCCCCCCCCAUUGACUGUUGGUGGUGGAGAUGGUAGGAUGACGUGAGGGCGGUUCAGGCUCGGGGAGGAAGCAGGGCAUUGGUUAUCUGUUCUUGACACAUUGAGAGGGACCUUCCUUCCUCUUCUGACAGCUUUACCUUUCCUGUCAUUGUUGCGUGGUGGAGGGGGUUAUGCUGGCUUCCUGGUUUGGUGUGAGAGAGACUGUUACCCCGAGUUUGUUUUCAGCUUGUCACAAGUGAGGAACGCAAAGCAAUAGAGGCACAAAAAGCUUGCAGUCCACCUGGCUUUCCAGUCGAAGUCAUAACAUAGAUGACCCUUCUCUGAGGUCUUGACCCGGGGCUGACCCUUGAGGCUUGCAGGAGUCUGGUUGUACAAGUUGACAGGAAGUGUCACCCCCUCCCCCACAUCCUUGCUACUCUGUCCUGGCCAGCACUGAGAGGAAAAGCUUCCCCAGACUGAGUCGAUGGUUACAGGCCUUCCAGUGAAAACAACUGGGCCAAGGCUUCUGUCUGCCUUUCUAUUCCCCUCAACAGACACACAAUCAGCCCAACAUCCUGGUCCAUUUUUCCUGUUCUCGCUAUCUCAUAUCUUAGCAAUCUUACAGCAGAUAUCCUGUAUUCUCCUCUAAAGCAGUCACACUGAUGUUUUGGUGUGUGUUGUGUGCCUGAGGCCAGACCGACUGAGGUGAGGGGGAGAUUAUGUGUUUGUGCUGCACGCUUGUCCUGCUGGAUCAGCCGACACACUGAACGUGGUGAAGUGGGUUAACAUAAACCAAGGGAGUGUGUCUGGAGAGUGGAGUGCGCAGUGCAGAUCAAAUCAAAUUUUAUUUGUCACAUGCGCCGAAUACAACAGGUGUAGACCUUACAGUGAAAUGCUUACUUACAAGCCCUUAACCAACAAUGCAGUUUUAAGAAAGAAUACCAAAAAAAAUCACACACACAAAUACAAUAUAAAAUAAUACGAAAUAAAAGUAAGAAAUAAUUAAAGAGCAGCAGUAAAAAUAACAAUAGCGAGGCUAUAUACAGGGGGUACCGGUACAGAGUCAAUGUGCGGAGCCACCUGUUAGUUGAGGUAAUAUGUACAUGUAGGUAGAGUUAUUAAAGUGACUAUACAUAGAUAAUAAACAGAGAGUAGCAGCAGCGUAAGGGGGGUGGGGCAAUGCAAAUAAUCCGGGUAGCCAUUUGAUUAGCUGUUCAGGAGUCUUAUGGCUUGAGGGUAGAAGCUGUUUAGAAGCCUCUUGGACCUAGACUUGGUGCUCCGGUACCGCUUGCCGUGCGGUAGCAGAGAGGAAAUUCUGACUAGGGUGGCUGGAGUCAUUUACAUCGCCUGGUAUAGAGGUCCUGGAUGGCAGCAAGCUUGGCCCCAGUGAUUUACUGGGCCGUAUGGACUACCCUCUGUAGUGCCUUGCGGUUGGAGUCCGAGCAGUUGCCAUACCAGGCAGUGAUGCAACCAGUCAGUAAUGCAACCAGUCAGUAUGCUCUCGAUGGUGCAGCUGUAGAACCUUUUGUGGAUCUGAGGACCCAUGCCAAAUCUUUUGUCUCCUGAGGGGAAAUAGGUUUUGUCGUGCCCUCUUCACAACUGUCUUGGUGUGCUUGGACCAUGUUAGUUUAUUGGUGAUGUGGACACCAAGGAACUUGAGAUCUCAACCUGCUCCACUACAGCCCCGUCGAUGAGAAUGGGGGCGUGCUCGGUCCUCAUCUUUUUCCUGUAGUCCACAAUCAUCUCCUUUGUCUUGAUCACGUUGAGGGAGAGGUUGUUGUCCUGGCACCACACGGCCAGGUCUCUGACCUCCUGCCUAUAGGCUGUCUCGUCGUUGUCAGUGAUCAGGCCCACCACUGUUGUCACCGGCAAACGUAAUGAUGGUGUUGGAGUCGUGCCUGGCCAUGCAGUCAUGAGUGAACAGGGAGUACAGGAGGGGACUGAGCAUGCACCCCUGAGGGGCCCCCGUGUUGAAGAUCAGCGUGGCGGAUGUGUUGUUACCCACCUUUGCACCUGGGGGCAGCCCGUCAGGAAGUCCAGUUGCAGAGGGAGGUGUUUAGUCCCAGGGUCCUUAGCUUAGUGAUGAGCUUUGAAGACAGUAUGGUGUUGAACGCUCAGCUGUAGUCAAUGAAUAGCAUUCUCACAUAGGUGUUCCUUUUGUCCAGGUGUGAAAGGGCAGAAUAGAGAUUGCGUCAUCUGUGGAUCUGUUGGGGCGGUAUGCAAAUUGGUGUGGGUCUAGGGUUUCUGGGAUAAUGGUGUUGAUGUGAGCCAUGACCAGCCUUUCAAAGCACCUAAUGGCUACAGACGUGAGCGCUUCGGGUCGGUAGUCAUUUAGGAAGGUUACCUUAGUGUUCUUGGGCACAGGGACUAUGGUGGUCUGCUUGAAACAUGUUGGUGACUCAGACAGGGAGAGGUUGAAAAUGUCAGUGAAGACACUUGCCAGUUGGUCAGCGCAUGCUCGGAGUACACGUCCUGGUAAUUAGUCUGGCCCUGCGGCCUUGUGAAUGUUGACCUGUUUAAAGAUCUUACUCACAUCGGCUAUGGAGAGCGUGAUCACACAGUCGUCCAGAACAGCUGAUGCUCUCAUGCAUGUUUUAGUGUUACUUGCCUCGAAGCGAGCAUAGAAGUAAUUUAGCUCGGCUGGUAGGCUCGUGUCACUGGUCAGCUCGCGGCUGUGCUUCCCUUUGUAGUCUGUAAUAGUUUGCAAUCCCUGCCAUAUCUGACGAGCGUCGGAGCUGGUGUAGUACGAUUCGAUCUUAGUCCUGUAUUGACGCCUUGCCUGUUUGAUGGUUCGUCGGAGGGCAUAGCGGGAUUUCUUAUAAGCUUCUGGGUUAGAGUCCCGCUCCUUGAAAGCGGCAGCUCUAGCCUUUAGCUCGAUGCAGAUGUUGCCUGUAACCCAUGGCUUCUGGUUGUGGUAUGUACGUACAGUCACUGUGGGGACGAUGUCAUCGAUGCACUUAUUGAUGAAGCCAGUGACUGAUGUGGUGUACUCCUCAAUGCCAUCAGAAGAAUCCCGAAACAUAUUCCCGUCUGUGCUAGCAAAACAGUCCUGUAGCUUAGCAUCUGCUUCAUCUGACUACUUUUUUUUUUUAUUGACCGAGUCACUGGUGCCUCCUGCUUUAGUUGUUGCUGGUAAGCAGGAAUCAGAAGGAUAGAAUUAUGGUCAGAUUUGCCAAAUGGAGGGCGAGGGAGAGCUUUGUACGCGUCUUUGUGUGGAGUGAAGGUGGUCUAUAGUUUUCUUUCCCUCUGGUUGCACAUUUAACAUGCUGGUAGAAAUUAGGUAAAACUGAUUUAAGUUUCCCUGCAUUAAAGUCCCUGCCACUAGGAGCGCCGCCUCUGGAUGAGUGUUUUCCUGUUUACUUAUGGCUGUAUACAGCUCAUUGAGUGCGGUCUUAGUGCCAGCAUCGGUUUGUGGUGGUAAAUAGACAGCUACGAAGAAUAUAGAUGAAAACUCUCUUGGUAGAUGGUGUGGUCUACAGAUUAUCAUGCGAUACUCUUCCUCAGGCGAGCAAAACCUCGAGACUUCCUUUGAUAUCGUUCACCAGCUGUAGUUUACAAAUAUACAUAGAUCGCCACCCCUUGUCUUACCAGAGGCUGCUGUUCUAUCCUGCCGAUACAGUGUAUAACUCUCCAGCUGUAUGUUAUUCAUGUCUUUGUUCAGCCAUGACUCGGUGAAACAUAAGAUAUUACCGUUUGUAAUGUCCCGUUGGUAGGAUAUACGUGCUUGUAGUUCGUCCACUUUAUUAUCAAGCGAUUGUAAGUUGGCCAAUAGUAUCGAUGGCAAAGGCAGAUUAGCCACUCGUCGCCGGCUCGUUACCAGGCACCCCGAUCUCCUUCUGCAAUAUCUCCUUUUCUUUCUACAGCCAAUGACAGGGAUGAGGGCCCUGUCGGGUGUCUGGAGCAAAUCCCGCUCAUCCGACUCAUUAAAGAAAAAUUAUUAGUCCAGUUCAAGGUGAGUAAUCGCUGUUCUGAUGUAGCUGCUGGAAGAGUAGCUGCUGCCUUGGCAACCGUUAAUGGGGAUCCGUAACAAAUAUAAAUGUCCAGAAGCUCUUUUCGGUCAUAAGAGACGGUAGAAGCAACAUUAUGUACAAAAUAGGUUACAAACAAUGUGGAAAAAAACACACAAAAUAGCACGGUUGGUUAAGAGUCCAUAAAACGGCAGCCAUCUCCUCUGGUGCCAAGUCUCACAUUUGUUUGUUUGCGCACAAAUUCAGUGGCAGGUUAAAUGAGUUCCCUAGACAAUAAACAGUGAGUGUGUUUGUGAGAUUAAUACCCCAGGUUGAGUCAGUCUGUGUCACGUGUCUGCACCCUUUUACAAGUUUGUUCUCGACAGUGGCUGCCUGUGUUGGUUAUUUUGUUAUUCUGCUUAAAGGUUGGGGUUUUCCCAAAAAUUAUCCCAACAGAUGAGUGGAAACCGUUUAAGACAUCUCUGCCCUUAAAGCUGCUCUGUUAAAUGACCUCUACAACACUUUCCAAUCUAAUGCUACAUAUCCUACCCUUUUCGAUGGGAGCAAAGCAGCAAUAAAAGUGCUGUCUUUGUUUAGUCUUUUAAGAUGUGUUUGCAUUUAGGUGUCUUAGAAUGACUGACUAGUUCCGCUGAGCUGGUGAAUUACAUCAUUUGCAGAACUUGCUGAGUGGACCAUUGGCAUGAAGCUCUACCUCUCUCCUUGUAUUACUGUUAUUCUAUGUGAAUGUUGCCAUGUGGUUGCCUAUGGGAUGGACCCAAUAGUGAUGUCAAGGGCAGCGUCUAUGUGUUUUGUGCGUUUCUUAGGCCUAUUUUCCAUGACCCAGUAAUGCCGGCUUGUAACACGGAGGGAUACUGGGCUUCAUAGCAAGUGAUCACCCCAGGGUGUCUUCCUAAAUUACCUCCACGCAGAGAGUAAUGAACACCUGCCCCCGUGGCGGCCAUUAAGAAUGAGCCUAUUAUGCAUUGAGCCGGCCCUCCUUGUGAGUACAAGGCGCUCCAACUGCAGACCCCUCUCCGUGCGGGAAACGGGCACUCCCAUGCCUCAUUGAGCUGAUACCGUGCCCCCUACCGGCACCCAACCCCAUAAAGCAGUUCCACAUCAUGUGGUCCCCUGUUCUGUUCUAAUGUUAGUCGCAGGCCUUAAUGGCUCUGCAGAGAUCCAGAGACUGACUGUUCCCUCUUUAGUUUUCAGAUCUGGUAAUGGGCUUGGUACUGGGAGGAGAGCUCGUCUUUAGGAACACUCACAGAAAUGUUCAGGUUUGGACCUUUUUGUUUAUCAAGAAUUGGAGAUCUGGCCAAAGCUCCUCCCUUGCAAUGACUGUUGGCUGAGAAUUUAGCAGAAUUGCUAAAUUAGCUCUUCAGUUCUCCUUUAGUCAAUGGUCUCGGGCCUAUUAGCCUACCCUCUCCUACUCACUGGCUGUCCAGUCAGACUUCCCCAGACACGCCAAAGUUAAUCUCACUGCCCAUUGUUUUUUUUGCCAACAGGAUAUAGGAAAUAAUGACAGCAGCAGGCUGCUUUAGUCUGUGGAACUUCACAUGGGCCCAGAGAUUCACCAAAUGCGUGGCAGUGUAUUUCUCCAGUCCUCCCGUGUGUCUGUCUGUUUUCGUUGUCUAAUCGACAUGGUAACUGGCUAUGACACAUCCUGUUGAAAUCGUCAUGCUGCCGCAACCCGUCGCCGAUGCCAAGAGUCACAUUAAGCCACAUCAUGUUUGGCAGAAUUUCUGCCGCUAGCGCCGGCAACCUCAGAAGCACUGCGAUAUUAAUAAGGAAUUGCUCUGUCUGGUAAUUGUGUUAGCUUCCGUCACAACACCAACACACUGCACCUACCCAAUCCCAGCCGCCACAAACCACUGGCUUACUGUCAGAAUGCUUCAAAUGGAAGGAGGGGGUGGAGAGAAGGAGGAAUGGAGAUUUAACGUUUUUUAAAUUAUUUUUUUAAUGGGAAAGACUAGCAUCUCCAAAACAGUCAACAGUUUGUCUAAAUGGCUAGAUACUUGGAAACGAUUGACUAUUUCCUGGUGUUAUUUGUACUGUUUCUGCUCCGAGGCGAUUCACCCCUCUUCUCCAGUGUUAUUUCUGUGUGUUCUGCUUUUCUGGAGAGCCGUGGCUGCAAACACAGAAGCCUCAUUUAGUUUUAGUUUUUUUCACCAGUUCUGUUUGUUUUCUGUCUAUGUGUGUGGUUUGGGCAGGCGGUGGAAAUGAUGCACAUAGGACCUGCACAGUGCACCGAACAGUCCUGGAUUCGUUGUGCAUUCUCUGCCAUUACAGAAGCAGCUCAGCACCCACUCAUUAUUGGCAAUCAUAGAACGCAUGCUGCGUCUGUUCUCUACUCCAGGUGGGCUUUGUCCCAGCCCCAUUUCUGUGUGUUUGGAACUGGUGGAAAUCGUUGAACAAUCAAACCCAAUUUAUGCGGUUGUGUAUUUCGUAUUUUUGGCUCACUCCGGGCCCAGGAGAGAAGGCGGAGGGAGGAGGAUUGGCUCACUCCGGGCCCAGGAGAGAAGGCGGAGGGAGGAGGAUUGGCUCACUCCGGGCCCAGGAGAGAAGGCGGAUGGAGGGGGGGAUUGGCUCACUUCGGGCCCAGGAGAGAAGGCGGAGUGAGGAGGAUUGGCUCACUCCGGGCCCAGGAGAGAAGGCGGAGGGAGGAGGAUUGGCUCACUCCGGGCCCAGGAGAGAAGGCGGAGGGAGGAGGAUUGAGAGGCCUUGUUACUCCAGUCAUUUAUUGAGUAUCCUAUCUGCUCAAAGACCUGACGCCGGAGGUUUUUACUCUGACUGCUUAGGAGAAUCCUGCAAACGUAGAUCUCUCCCUGCUGGCCCGGGAAACUGCAGUGUCAUUCAUUUCAUUUGCCGUUUAUUGCUUUCAUGUCAUUUUAGGCCAGCAAUUACUUCGGACCCUGACUAAGGGAUUGGGAUAGGCUGGUCCCGGAGUGUGUAUUAAAGUGUGGGUCUGAGAAUGUUGAGGCCUGCCUAGCAUUUGCCAUCGUCAUCAUCCGUCUCACAUCUUGCACAAUUUAUUGCGAGCGCCCUGAUUUUAACAAAAUUGUGGUUUUUGUAUUUGAUCUAUACUUCCUCCCUGUUGAUGUUGAAAAUGUCUGGCAUGAAAAUGUGACUUGUACAGUAUUGGGCGUUUCGAACGUUCACGUGAAGAGCACAGCACGGAAAGUUCAUCCCUUAAAAACGGAACCAUCUGCAUAUAGGCCGUUAAGUCAGAUCAUAGAGGGAAAAAUAGCACUAAAGGUUUUAAUCGACGAGACAGCUGUGGGUCCUCGAUAAGACAUACGUUUUCAUGGCUCAAUCGCCCACGUACUAUAUUUAUGUUCAGCUUCUUUAAGAACCUUUCUCAUGCCUUCCGCUGCAAUGCCUUCACUGUUGAAGUCUAGUGUCGCUUUGGUUAAAGUAGUCUGUGGACUGAAUAAAGGGAAGGGAUUGCGUUAAAGGCCAAAUCCGUUCACUGCUGUGCUUUGUGAUAGCUAAAGUGCGCCACUUCAAAGUGGAAAAACUUGUACCUCAGCGAAGGCUCGUCUCAGCCACCACCGCGGGUGUGUAUUUUAGUAGCAGUCAUGUGCCGUCCUUGCCUCUUUCCCUCAUCUGCUCUCGUUGCUCCUGUUUGCAGCGGGAGACAUGAUCUAUCUCCGUCUCCCUGGAACCUAUCUCAGUUCUAUCGCAGUACUUUAAUUUCAGAGUAGAUUAGGUGAAGCCUAGUGAAAGGGCUGCAGAGAAGACUGCCUGUGUCAGAGGCUCAGGUUUAAUUGGCGUUGGGAUCCUGCGUUCUCAGGUGCCGGACAUUAGGGCCUGUAAUUAGUUUUUUAAAAUCUGCUUUAGCCAGAGAAGCUUAUCAUACCAUACCGCAUGGAAAUACCACACAGAUUCAACCAUUAUGCUUGGGCCAAUUUUAUAUAAUUAAAUCGAAUAUUGUGAUAUUUGACAUCGACGAUAUAUCGUCAAUGUCAAAUAUCACGAUAUAUCGUCGAUGUCAAAUAUCACAUCGUGAUGUGCAAGACAAUACUCUGUGAACUUUACAAAUCAGAAGUGUGCAGUUUUAUCACUUCGGCUGUAUCAAUAUGUUGAAAUUAACUAAGCCACACACAGAUUAUUUAAUGAGAAUGUGACUAUAAUAUUGUAAAUAAUUACAAUUGCACAGUCUAGAAUAAGUUUGUCAUUAGCCUCUGAAAGUCUAAGCUGGGGAGGGUCUACUAAGCGAACAUAUGGAAUUGUUUUAAGAUGAUCAUACCAUCAUCAUUUAGCUAUUUGAUUUGACAUUUUAGGCCGUUGUUGCACCUAGACGUUUCCACUUCACAAAGGCAGAAAUUUGAUGAACUGACUUGUUGGAAAGGUGGCAUCCUAUGACGGUGCCACGUUGAAAGUCACUGAGCUCGUCAGGAAGGCCAUUCUACUGCCAAUGUUUGUGUAUGGAGAUUGCAUGACUGGGUGCUCGAUUUUAUACACCUGUCAGCAACAGGUGUGGCUGAAAUAUCCGAAUCCACUAAUUUGAAUAGGUGUCCACAUACACAAAAGUAUCUAUAUAGUGUAUCUCUACCUUAAACUGACAGACCUUGAUGGGGAAUUUUUAAUGUUACUUAAAUGCGUCAAACUCUUAAGGAUACUGCGUAAAAUGAUUAUGUCGGAUAUUGCAAUAUUUGGAGUAGCGUAUCAUAGAGGUCUCCCCAAAUAUCGCCCAACCCUAUCACCAAUACAUUUCUCCUGUUGUCUAGUGUGAGGGACACACACACACACACACCUGAUUUGAGAGGUCAGGGAGGUAAGGAGGACAGCAGCUUCCAGAAUGCUGCAGCAGGAUGAAGCAAUUAAAACAUCCCAACCAUAUUUUUUUAGGUGCUAUUUUAAAGGUAAUUUCCUGCAAUUCUACACGUCUUUGCCAUGACUCAAACACUACAACAAAAUCAACCUAGCUACAAAAACAUUUAGCUGACACAGGCUAGAUGAUCUGGACAUUGGGCGGUAUACCGGGGUAUUUGGAAAAAGCCAUGGGAUAUUUUUUAUUUGACGUUUUUCCAAGACAUUUUGAAGCUACUUUUUUUAGUUAAUACUUGCAGGCAACUUGUGUAAUAUGUUAGGAGAUAAAGCAGAUUGCGUUAUUCAUUUCACCUGUCACAUUAUUUUACAUUAUGAAGAUUAUCGUAGGUCCUCAGUUGAGCCAGUCAUGUGUUUGUUUGUAAAUAGCACGACAGGAGACUGUUAGUCCAUAGUGUCCUAUAUCUUAUUUUUUUUUGUUUGUGGUAUCCAAUUGCAACUCCCGUACGGACUCGAGAGAGGCGAAGGUUGAGAGACCCUCCCCUCACCUGGAUGACGCUGGGCCAGUUGUCGCCGCCAAUGGGUCUCCCGGCUGCGACAGAGCCUGGACUCGAACCAGGAUCUCUAGUGGCACAGCUAGCAUUGCGAUGCAGCGCCUUAGACCACUGAGCCACUCUGGAGGCCCCCAUAGCGAGUCUGUUGUGCUGUGCACAUGAGGUGAUGAAGUUACACUUGUAUGCAAUUCACUACUAAAUGUUUUCCGGCUUUUAAUGGCUUUCUGCCAGAAGUCAAAGAGCUCUGGGUGAGUUGUCUCUACAGCUGCCGUUUCUUCACCUGUGCUUCCUGCUUCCGUUUUCCUUUUCUCCUUUUGUUCUCCCUCUGCUCCGUCUUCCUUCAGAAAAGUACUAGUUCAUUUGCACAAUUUCUCUCGUUCACUUUUUGCUUGUAAUUCGGUAGCUACUAGCUAUGCUUGUAUAACUUUUAUGAGCUGGAUUUGCUUCUCUUUGCAAUUAGUUUAUGUUCAUUUUUGCUCGUUAGCAUUUAGCUGACAGUGUCUGUGAUUUCGCUAUUGGUUUGUGCUAAUUUUGUUAGCAUUCUGGUAAUUGAAGCCCAAUGGGCUUUCUUUGCGUUUUUUAGUGCUCCCUUGUCCUAUGCCGGUAUUACCGUAAAACCCGGGAUAAGAAAAUCUGGAUACCGCCCAAGCCUACUGACCAGUUUUAACUAGCUCUCUAAGGUCUUUAAUGACUGACACGAUGAGGAAAACUGAUGCACUAACCAAUUUCGAGAUUGCACCUUGUGCAAUCUAAUAUUACAACUUUCAAGAGUAAGUCGAAAGCCUGACUGAGUUCCUAAAAAUAAAUGAUUCUUUAUUUAUUUUGGGGGCGGGAACUCCGUCCCCUGCGCCCCACAUUUUUGGAACACUGAAUUAGAGAACCCCAUGCCGCUCUGCAGUUGUAAAAUAGUGUGUUUUUAAUGCUGUCCUAUGUCAUCAUCUGACAAAUAAAAUGUUUCCUUCCCUCCCUCCUUUAUAAGCUCUCCAUGACUGAAUCCUCCCUCUCCUUCUGCACUCAGUCUCACCUACCCUUUUACACCACUACUACUAGACUUGAUUGUGUUUUCACUGGGUAAAUAAAGAGAAACUCCACUUGAUGCGGUCUGCUCAGUGCUCACAUUUUAAAGCACAUUCAAUUUUUUUCCCUUUUAGUUGGAGCCUACUUUUCCUGACUGUGCGCACCCCUGGGGUGGUUUAGGUUCAUGUGUGGGUGAGAAUUUGAUAUCUUACUGCUGAGUGAUGUGAGGAAUUGGCCUGCUAGGAAUGAACGACAGCAGGGGGAGAAAGCGCUGGGCUGGCUCAUUGAGAGGGGGCGGGAUUGAGGGAGAAAGAGGAGGGGAUUUUAGGAGGACUAAAGCAGAAUGUUGACAGUGUGGCACGCUAGACGUCUAGUACAUGGGUUAGUACUAUAGCACUACUGCUGCCCCUAGACCCUUUCUCUAUAGGCCUAUGUGGUCCAUGCUGCCUCAUAGACUGAUCAGAGUCCAACAGCUGAUGUUCUGCACAGCCCCCUCCAGUAUAGUUUCUUCAUCUUCCUUUCGAGGUAGCUCCAUUCAGGCUCAAUGUAACAUUUGAAAGGAAGGCAGCCAGACCUAGACAGAGACAGACUGUCCUUGUCUGAACCUGGGCUUAUUACAUUUCCUGUAAUUGAUAAGCACCGACAAAAUACUUCCAAGGACUUGAUUUAGGCCUAAUUCUAGUCCUUCUGGAUUUUAGCUUUUGGUUGACCAAUUCUGUGUUGCCGUACUCAGGGAAAGUGUUUGAAAACAAGGUUAGGAGGUUAUGUAGGCCUAAUUUAUUGAUGUUGUCACAGUACUGAUGGUCAAGCAGGAUAUUAGUCUGUAUCCUGUCAUUCUAACUAGCCCUCCCUUAUCCUAAUGCCGUUGAACCUCUCCUCUUUCUCACUGGUUUGGUCUUAAACCUUUAACAUUACAUGUCUACUGUUAAAAUGAAUAAACUAUCUAGCCUCUAUUGUAGCUCAAGGAGGGCAGUCUGCUCUGAGACCCGGGAGUGUGACAUUUUCUUGGAACUGUGAACGAGAGAAGAACAGUGCGGAGGGAGAGUGGAGGCCUAGGGUGUUUUGGAAGCAGUGAAGAGUGUCUCACGUCAAACGCUGUCAGGAGUCUCCUGUGUGUGUGUGUUUGUCUGUGUGUGUUCUCUCUCAUUCACUGUGACUGGCUUCCUCCCACCACAGUUUUAUUUCGUUUCUGUCAUAUCAGGAGUCGAGAGCAGACCGCUGAUUAUCCCCUACUGUGUUAGGCACUAGGCAUACCUGGGAGGGGGAUAGGCAGGCCGUGGUGGGCAGGGUAGGUAGACUCUGGCCCUUUGUGAUGCACUAAAAACUGAGUGGGGGGGUGAAGGGAGAGACUGUGGGUGGGGGGGGGGGGGAGACUUACUACCUCAUUUAUAUUAAUAUUUAACCUUACAUACACACAGUCGUUUCUGAUGGCACCGUGCUAGCUAGUGUGGGUGUUCCUCUGUGUGUGGGCUUUAAACAGCACUGGAGAAACUUCUAGAGAAUUGCUCCAUCACAGUUCUUGAGUGCUAACCUCUGUUACUGCCACAGUUUCCAGCUUCUUUUCUUUCCUUUCUCCGACUGAAUGGUCCUCACACAAUCUCCUCUGCCAUUUUGACUAGCCACACGUCUCCGCGGUGGACAAAGACAAAUAAUUUAAUCGGCAGCGCCCAGGCAGGAGGUAAUUUUUAGAUGAGCCCAGCGUUUGAGGAAAGAUUUGGGGCGAGGAUUUUGGCGAUGACGAAAUUGGAUGUUGUCAAAUGGCGCACGUCUUGGGCUGGAGGCCCGGACCGGCCUCUUUAUUUUAAUGUGGCAUUUUAGCAGGAAAUGAAAAGGGAACGUUCAAAGGCCGUCAUUGGAAAUGAGAAUUUGUUCUUAACUGACUUGCCUAGUUAAAUAAAGGUAAAAUAUAAGAGUAGAGGGAGGAAUGUUACAAUUUGUGUUUGGCGGGUUGCCAAUUGUUAAGACUUUGAAACCUGUUGCCUGGCCUCCUACGAAUCCCUUACCUUUUAGCACUUCACCACCACUCUGAGCCCUGGGACCAACCCAAGAUCAUCCCCAUGGUCCAGGCUGAGCCAUGUUCAAUAGGUCACACCAUAGCAAAAUGGUUUGCGACAGAAAAAAAAUACAAUUCAGGGUUUCUUAUUGGAUAAAUUCAGAUAAGCCCCUCCUUGAUUGUCAGGUUUGCUUCCAAGUGAACAUGACCCAUCUGAUCUAUGGGCGCCAAAUACAUUACACUAUCAAGUUUGGACACACCUACUCAGGGUUUUUCUUUAUUUUUCUUUUUUUUAUUGUAGAAUAAUAGUGAAGACAUCAAAACGAUGAAAUAACACAUGGAAUCAUGUAGUAACCAAAAAAGUGUUAAACAAAUCAAAAUAUGCCUUGAUGACAGCUUUGCACACUCUUGGCAUUCUCUCAACCAGCUUCACCUGGAAUGCUUUUCCAACAGUCUUGAAGGAGUUCCCACAUAUGCUGAGCACUUGUUGGCUGCUUUUCCUUCACUCUGCCGUCCGACUCAUCCCAAACCAUCUCAAUUGGGUUGAGGUCAGGGGAUUGUGGAGGCCAGGUCAUCUGAUGCAGCACUCCAUCACUCUCCUUCUUGGUAAAAUAGCCCUUACACAGCCUGGAGGUGUGUUGGGUCAUUGUCCUGUUGAAAAACAAAUGAUAGUCCCACUAAGCCCAAACCAGAUGGGAUGGCGUAUCACUACAGAAUGCUGUCGUAACCAUGCUGGUUAAGUAUGCCUUGAAUUCUAAAUAAAUCACUGACAGUGUCACCAGCAAAGCACCCCCACACCAUAACAACACCACUUCCAUGAACCAAAAAUCUCGAAUUUGGACUCCAGACAAAAGGACACAUUUCCACCGGUCUAAUAUCCAUUGGUUGUGUUUCUUGGCCCAAGCAGGUCUCUUCUUCUUAUUGGUGUCCUUUUAGUAGCGUUUUCUUUGCAGCAAUUCGACCAUGAAGGGCUGAUUCACACAGUCCCCUCUGAACAGUUGAUGUUGAGAUGUGUCUGUUACUUGUGUUGCAAUUUCUGAGGCUGGUAACUCUGAUGAACUUAUCCUCUGCAGCAGAGGUAACUCUGGGUCUUCCAUUCCUGUGGCGGUCCUCAUGAGAGCCAGUUUCAUCAUAGAGCUUGAUGGUUUUUGCGACUGCACUUGAAGAAACGUUCAAAGUUCUUAAUGUUCCGUAUUGAUGGAUCUAUAGGGCUAUCUUCUGUAUACCCCCCUACCUUGUCACAACACAACUGAUUGGCUCAAACGCAUUAAGAAGGAAAUAAAUUAUCCAAAUUAACUUUUAACAAGGCACACCUGUUAAUUGAAAUGCAUUCCAGGUGACUACCUCAUGAAGCUGGUUGAGAGCAUGCCAAGUGUGCAAUGCUGUCAUCAAGGCAAAGGGUGGCUAUUUGAAGAAUCUCAAAUAUAAAAUAUAUUGAUUUGUUUAACACUUUUUUUGGUUACUACAUGAUUCCAUGUGUUAUUUCAUAGUUAUGAUGUCUUCACUAUUAUUCUACAAUGUAAAAAUAAAGAAAAACCCUUGAAUGAGUAAUUGUGUUCAAACGUUUGACUGGCACUGUAUAAAUACCUACUGAAUCCCCUCCUCACUCCUCAACAAAUCUGGACAGUUCAACUAAGGCCAGGCCAAAGAUUAAUUGUUCAACGUUGAACUACUGAUUUCAUUUGGCCUGACCUAAGAAACGGUGUCCUUCAUCCAAUCAAUCAAUCAAUCAAUUUUAUUUUAUAUAGCCCUUCUUACAUCAGCUAAUAUCUCGAAGUGCUGUACAGAAACCCAGCCUAAAACCCCAAACAGCUAGUAAUGCAGGUGUAGAAGCACAGUGGCUAGGAAAAACUCCCUAGAAAGGCGAAAACCUAGGAAGAAACCUAGAGAGGAACCAGGCUAUGAGGGGUGGCCAGUCCUCUUCUGGCUGUGCCGGGUGGAGAUUAUAACAGAACCAUGCCAAGAUGUUCAAAAAUGUUCAUAAGUGACAAGCAUGGUCAAAUAAUAAUCAGGAAUAAAUCUCAGUUGGCUUUUCAUAGCCGAUCAUUAAGAGUUUGAAAACAGCAGGUCUGGGACAGGUAGGGGUUCCAUAACCGCAGGCAGAACAGUUUAAACUGGAAUAGCAGCAAGGCCAGGCGGACUGGGGACAGCAAGGAGUCACCACGGCCGGUAGUCCCGACGUAUGGUCCUAGGGCUCAGGUUCUCAGAGAGAAAGAGAGAACGAGAGAAUUAGAGAGAGCAUACUUAAAUUCACACAGGACACUGGAUAAGACAGGAGAAGUACUCCAGGUAUAACCAACUAACCCCAGCCCCCCGACACAUAAACUACUGCAGCAUAAAUACUGGAGGCUGAGACAGGAGCGGUCCGGAGACACUGUGGCCCCAUCCGAAGAAACCCCCGGACAGGGCCAAACAGGAAGGAUAUAACCCCACCCACUCCGCCAAAGCACAGCCCCCGCACCACUAGAGGGAUAUCCCCAACCACCAACUUACAAUCCUGAGACAAGGCCGAGUAUAGCCCACAGAGGUCUCCACCACAGCACAAACCAAGGGGGGGGCGCCAACCCAGACAGGAAGAUCACGUCAGUAACUCAACCCACUCAAGUGACGCACCCCUCCCAGGGACGGCAUGAAAGAGCACCAGCAAGCCAGUGACUCAGCCCCUGCAACAGGGUUAGAGGCAGAGAACCCCAGUGGAGAGGGGAACCGGCCUGGCAGAGACGGCAAGGGCUGUUCGUUGCUCCAGCCUUUCCGUUCACCUUCACACUCCUGGGCCAGACUACACUCAAUCAUAUGACCUACUGAAGAGAUAAGUCUUCAGUAAAGACUUAAAGGUUGAGACUGAGUCUGCGUCUCUCACAUGGGUAGGCAGACUGUUCCAUAAAAAUGGAGAUCUAUAGGAGAAAGCCCUGCCUCCCGCUGUUUGCUUAGAAAUUCUAGGGACAAUUAGGAGGCCUGCGUCUUGUGACCGUAGCGUACGUAUUGGUAUGUACGGCAGGACCAACUCGGAAAGAUAGGUAGGAGCAAGCCCAUGUAACGCUUUAUAGGUUAACAGUAAAACCUUGAAAUCAGCCCUUGCCCAGGGAGGGAUCUACACACUUAGCAGUCCCCCCCCCCCAUUAAUACAUUGACAGAUUAAUAGAUUUUUCAUGAAGUCAUACUAAUGGGGAGGAGUGAUGUCAUCUCAGCAGUCUGACCUGGGCCUGCAUGCUCUGUGACCCAUGGAGGAAUUACGUUUAUGUUGUAAUGAAAGGUUGGGUUAGGGUUAGAGACGUAUGUGUGUGUGCCUCUUCCUGUGCGUCCCACAGAUGCUUCCUACUAUAGAGAUUCUACCCAGCUGUAUGCCAGAUGUGCCUAACCACAUUCAAUUGUGUGUGUGUGUGUGUGUGUGUGUAAGAAUGUGUGUUAAACCUAAUCGAUUACAACCUGUCAAUCCCUCGUCAGGGGAUAACAAAAAUUGAAAAAACACAAGUUGGUGUUAAAGCACUUGAGUCUGUGGUAUUUGGUGUUAGCAUUCAGGGUUAGCAUUAGGAGUUAGGUAGGCAGUAGAGGUGAUUUCCCUCCCCUGUCAUUCGGGGUCAGGUAUUGACAUAUAGGAUUCUGAUGCAGAGGCUUAAAUAGAAGCCCUGCCUUUUGAGGCCCACCCCAGAUAGGUUACCCUCCACCCAUCUCCCACAGAUGGCCCCUGUUCCCUCAGCCAAGCAGUUGUUGUGAUCUCAUGUCUCUCCCUCACCUCCAUUGGUCUGAAAUGAACUCUCUCCGAUCCGCAGUUCGGCUAAACCUCCUACCAAGGUGCUGUUUUGGAAUUUACUUCAACAUUUUAUUGGGGCGAUAAGGAAGGGUGGUUAAGGGAUAAAAUCAAUUGUCACUUUUAGGGGGUCUAGUGGAGAGGUGUGUGUCAGUCAGGGCCGGACGUGGGGAGAGUGGGAGAGUGGGAAGCAGUGUGACCAAUGGUUGUCCAUAGAGCCUGACCGAUAUGGGAUUUUUGGAUCUGAUUUUAGAAUGGAAAUAUUCACAAAUAACCGAUAUAUCUGCCUAUUAUUUUUAUUAUAGCUGGAAUUUUAAAAAAUAAAGCUUUUUCUGAAUGGAUUGUGCUUAAAACAUCCCUUCAAAGAUAGUCAAAGCUGAUUUCUUUAAAUAUGGGUAAAGAGUAUUAAUGUAAACGCCACAUAGCAUUUAGGACCACCAGAAAGACUACAUUCUUUAUGGAAAAACGGUUUACUCUAGUGAAAAGAGGAUAAACUGCUCUUAUUCCAGAUGUUUUUUUUGCCUCUGAAGACUGAGCUGCCAGCUGGAAAACAACGUCGUAGGACACAUUUUCAAUGAAUUGGUAUUUAGCAAUGUUUUCAUUGAUUUGUAGGGGCAUUAGCCACUGAAUUCUGGUAGUUGCCACUUGAAAGGAAAAACAUCAAUCACAAAAUGUUCUGCUGGCACAGCGCUGCCUCUCGCCCCAAGCGUUGCCUCAGUGAACAGUCAUUGUGUCCCUACCUAGUUGAAGUUGACACUUAAAAUGGAUACAGUAAAGGUUUAGCUUAGGGACAUCCCAAGGAUCCCGGAUAGCACUGACCCUCCGUGAAUGGCGUCAAGUACGAGCUAGCAAGCUAGCUAGCACUUGUCAUGGAAAUAGGUCUGGCGAAACUUGAAUUUGGACCAAUCCCUGACAAGUGACAAUGAACCCAUACAUCAAAACAUAGCUAAUAGCGCUACUUUGUAACUUGCUAUUUUUAGUGUCUCUGAAAACAAUUGAAUGACAGUGCUUGAAGAAUACCCUUCACAAAGGCAAAUAUAACACACCAGAUUUCGCUGGCUUCACUAAAGGCCUGUAACGUUAGCGUUACCACAGAGUUUAACGUUCUUUGCACGGUACUUGCUUUACAUUUGGGCAUAGCAUCCAUUGUUUGGCAUGACACCUGACACCCUACCAUGACACUUCACAUAACAGUAUGUGGCCAGUGCGCAUUUUUGGCACUAUUGAGCUGGCAAGCUUCCAUCUACUCCGUACUCACCGUAGAAGCAGUAACGGUUAGUUCACAGUAGUUCACUGUCCUCUCCGACUGGUGUAGUUGCGCUGGGGGAUAGUGUCCAGUCUUGCUGUAGUGCCAAGGCAGGAUAGGCUUAUAGCCAUGUAUAGAGCGCCCUCUUCAGAACAAAUCAUUAUAUCGGAUCUUAUAUCGGCCCUUUUUUGGUGGAUUAAAUGCUGGUACAAAUGCAUCCGUAAAAAGGCAAAUAUCAUUUUAAAUGUUUUGGGUCAACCGAUAAAUCGGUCGGGCUUUAGUUGUCUAUCCUGUACUUAAUGUGUGUUUUAGGCUACAGAACACUGUGCAUCCCUGCCUCGCCUCAUCUGGCCCAACUAAAGUUCAUGAAUGAAUGCCUUGUCUCAACAGGCCCACGAGAGAUCAACUGACUGCAUUGCCUCAGCUGUGUGUCUGUAUCUGUGUCUGUCAGCCCCUGCCUUUGGUUUUAUCUGACCGGCUGAUCUGAGCUGAAGGCAUAUCUCCCCUUGAAGGAUUGGCUCGAUCCCACUCUCCUAUUAUCCCCCCAAAACACACUAUUUAACUAGACCAGCCUCCACGGACCACCUGACACUGUCUGGGGGGUGGCUUUAACCCCUCACACACCACACCCCUCCCUAUACAUCCCAUUUUAACAUAUUUUCAACCAAAAAUAUGUACUUCACCGUCUUUUCAACGCACGGCUGGCGCCAGAACUAAUCAGUUGGAAGGGAAUUUGAUUUCCCGUUUCUUUCACGGACCUCCUGUGUGCAUACUUAGGAAUUUUGUUAUUGGGUGUUAUAAUUAAGCCAUACGGCAUGAUGGGGUGUUUGGUAUAUGGCCAAUAUACCACGGCUAAGGGCUGUUCUUAUGUACAACACAACGUGGAGUGCCUGGAUACAGCCCUUAGCCAUGGUAUAUUGGCAAUAUACCAUAAACCCCUGAGGUGCCUUAUUGCUAUUAUAAACUGGUUACCCACAUAAUUAGAGCAUUAAAAAUAAAUGUUUUGUCAUACCUGUGGAUACGGUCUGAAAUACCAAGGCUGUCAGCCAAUCAGCAUUCAGGGCUCGAACCACCCAGUUUUUAAUAAAGACCAUAGGCAGCUCGUGAGUUUCAAGUUUGGGGAAGCUUACAAUUUAUCCUACCGAUCUGCGUGCCAGUUCUGAUUAUGUUUAUGUACCCAACUUCCCCAUUUUCACUCCGCUUCGUACGGUUUCGCUUAGUUCUGGUCUAAAUAAUAAUAAUAAUAUGCCAUUUAGCAGACGCUUUUAUCCAAAGCGACUUACAGUCAUGCGUGCAUACAUUUUUUUUUUUGUGUAUGGGUGGUCCCGGGGAUCGAACCCACUACCUUGGCGUUACAGGCGCCGUGCUCUACCAGCUGAGCUACAGAUGACCACAGUCCUAGUGCUGUUGUCUUUUCAUAGCCUUUCAAGUGUUUGUUUUUGUGUGGGUCAUUCUGCAGACACUCCUCUAACCGUUUGUUGUCUGUGCUUGUGUGUUUCAGAGAUCAACAGAGUAAGGAAGGACAUGUACAACGACACAGCGAACGGCCCCGGAGACAAACACCCUCUGGAAUUACCCGAGGCCCUGGGGCCAAUCAUUCAUCUGCAGGAGAAGCUCUUUGUGCCUCUAAAAGAAUACCCUGACGUAAGCGAUGUCUCUCUCACACACACACUACAUAUCUGCGUAGACAUUUAUAUACUACACACACACACACACACACACACACACACACGUUGGAGACACACAUUCAAAUUUAGCCCCAUCAGUUGUCUCUACUACCAACUCUAAGUUCACCUUGCCCUUGCCUGUGAUGACAAGGUGUCAGUGGCUUGAUGGUCCUGCUCAAACAAAUAGCCCCUAAUGUACCUAGUAAAUCAGGAGCUAUAGAGAGCUAUCCUUGGACCCCUUUCUCUGGUGACUCUCUCCCUCUUCCACAUGCAGAGGGGGGGAUGACGGGGGGGGGGGUUGUAAUGGUAGUUUAUAGACUUACGUUGUCACUGAAGGCCAAAGGAGACCACACACUCUCUCCCUCGGUCCCUAUUUUCUCCCUACCGUCACUCCUUACCACACAGAACAGCAUUGGAACCUGCUUUACUACACAGAAUAGCAUUGGAACCUGCUUUACCGCACAGAAUAGCAUUGGAACCUGCUUUACCGCACAGAAUAGCAUUGGAACCUGCUUUACCGCACAUAAUAGCAUUGGAACCUGCUUUACCGCACAGAAUAGCAUUGGAACCUGCUUUACCACACAGAACAGCAUUGGAACCUGCUUUAGCACACAGAAUAGCAUUGGAACCUGCUUUACCGCACAGAAUAGCAUUGGAACCUGCUUUACCGCACAGAAUAGCAUUGGAACCUGCUUUACCACACAUAAUAGCAUUGGAACCUGCUUUACCACACAUAAUAGCAUUGGAACCUGCUUUAGCACACAGAAUAGCAUUGAAACCUGCUUUACCACACAUAAUAGCAUUGGAAGCUACUUGAACGCUACAUAUUUGCUCCACCAGUGGUAGUAUCAUUAAAGGGGAAUUCUACUCUGUGGCCGCCCAGCUAAAUGAGUUUCCUCCACAAGGAAAACAAGAUGGUUCCAGUUGUUUUCGAUUUAGUUACCCAAAUGGGCAAAGGAGCAGGUGGGUAGGGAAGGGAGAGGAGGGGGGGGGGGCAGGAGAGGGAUGGUGUUGAAAACAACCUUUCCAAAAAUACACCGGAGGUAGGAAAUAGAAGGCUCACCACUCGACUCCCUGAAUGGCCCUUGGAAGCGUCCAGAGUUGAGACUGGACGGAGAGGGUUUUAGCUGUACAGAGAAAGCACACUGCAAGGUCACAGAGAGGCAUGGGUAGGAGCACAGACUGGCGCAGUCAUUUCAAGCUGUAGAGGUCAUGGGAGGUGAUGGGUUUGAGUGUUUGCUUUGGGGGUUGGGGCCAUGGUAAAGAUGAAGGAGAAGUGUGUGUGUGUGUGUACACAGUGCGUGAGGAGGUUGGUGAGUGGGGAGUUUUGCCGGGUAGGUGGGAAGUGCAGCAGAAGGACCCAGCCAGGCAUUCAUUAUAUUUCCCCCUGACAGAGCUGAUAAAGGGCACCAGGGACCCCAACCCCAGGUCUGCCCAUCCCUAGCCCGGUCCAGCCAGUCCAACUCAACCUCAGCCAUGAUCCAGACUUACAUUCACCAGAUGUACUUGUUCACCCUGGGUUGAGAGGUACAUGAUCCCUGGGUUGAGCAGUACAUGACCCUGGGUUGUGACACAAAGCUGGGUGUGGGUGUGUGUACGAAGGGCACCCCCUAUAACCCCAAAGGCUGAAUGGCAGCUCUGCCUUUGGCACUGGAGACCUGUCUGGAAUGGUGGGACGUGCUUUAAACACACGUACUGGCAUCCUCAGCUGACCUCUAAAGUCCCCAUGUUUUCUCACUCUCUCUUUCUCUCUCGCGCGCUCUGCUCCUUCUUUCUCUCUCGCGCGCUCUGCUCCUUCGUUCUCUCUCGCGCGCUCUGCUCCUUCGUUCUCUCUCGCGCGCUCUGCUCCUUCGUUCUCUCUCGCGCGCUCUGCUCCUUCGUUCUCUCUCGCGCGCUCUGCUCCUUCGUUCUCUCUCGCGCGCUCUGCUCCUUCGUUCUCUCUCGCGCUCUCUGCUCCUUCGUUCUCUCUCGUGCGCUCUGCUCCUUCGUUCUCUCUCGCGCGCUCUGCUCCUUCGUUCUCUCUCGCGCGCUCUGCUCCUUCGUUCUCUCUCGCGCGCUCUGCUCCUUCGUUCUCUCUCGCGCGCUCUGCUCCUUCGUUCUCUCUCGCGCGCUCUGCUCCUUCUUUCUCUCUCGCGCGCUCUGCUCCUUCUUUCUCUCUCGCGCGCUCUGCUCCUUCGUUCUCUCUCGCGCGCUCUGCUCCUUCGUUCUCUCUCGCGCGCUCUGCUCCUUCGUUCUCUCUCGCGCGCUCUGCUCCUUCGUUCUCUCUCGCGCGCUCUGCUCCUUCGUUCUCUCUCGCGCGCUCUGCUCCUUCGUUCUCUCUCGCGCGCUCUGCUCCUUCGUUCUCUCUCGCGCUCUGCUCCUUCGUUCUCUCUCGCGCUCUGCUCCUUCGUUCUCUCUCUCGCGCUCUGCUCCUUCGUUCUCUCUCGCGCGCUCUGCUCCUUCGUUCUCUCUCGCGCGCUCUGCUCCUUCGUUCUCUCUCGCGCGCUCUGCUCCUUCGUUCUCUCUCGCGCGCUCUGCUCCUUCGUUCUCUCUCGCGCGCUCUGCUCCUUCGUUCUCUCUCGCGCGCUCUGCUCCUUCGUUCUCUCUCGCGCGCUCUGCUCCUUCGUUCUCUCUCGCGCGCUCUGCUCCUUCGUUCUCUCUCGCGCGCUCUGCUCCUUCGUUCUCUCUCGCGCGCUCUGCUCCUUCGUUCUCUCUCGCGCGCUCUGCUCCUUCGUUCUCUCUCGCGCGCUCUGCUCCUUCGUUCUCUCUCGCGCGCUCUGCUCCUUCGUUCUCUCUCGCGCGCUCUGCUCCUUCGUUCUCUCUCGCGCGCUCUGCUCCUUCGUUCUCUCUCGCGCGCUCUGCUCCUUCGUUCUCUCUCGCGCGCUCUGCUCCUUCGUUCUCUCUCGCGCGCUCUGCUCCUUCGUUCUCUCUCGCGCGCUCUGCUCCUUCGUUCUCUCUCGCGCGCUCUGCUCCUUCGUUCUCUCUCGCGCGCUCUGCUCCUUCGUUCUCUCUCGCGCGCUCUGCUCCUUCGUUCUCUCUCGCGCGCUCUGCUCCUUCGUUCUCUCUCGCGCGCUCUGCUCCUUCGUUCUCUCUCGCGCGCUCUGCUCCUUCGUUCUCUCUCGCGCGCUCUGCUCCUUCGUUCUCUCUCGCGCGCUCUGCUCCUUCGUUCUCUCUCGCGCGCUCUGCUCCUUCGUUCUCUCUCGCGCGCUCUGCUCCUUCGUUCUCUCUCGCGCGCUCUGCUCCUUCGUUCUCUCUCGCGCGCUCUGCUCCUUCGUUCUCUCUCGCGCGCUCUGCUCCUUCGUUCUCUCUCUCUUAUAUGCAACACCAGUCAGGUCAUUAAGACAGUAACGUAAUAGAAUAAAAAUGCUAAAUCAUUAAGGCUAUUUAUAGAAAACCUGAUUUGAAACAAGGGGAAGGCUGACAUGAGAUUCAUCUCUGCUGUAAUGGAGUUGCUGUGUUGGGUUGUACAUCUGGAAAACUAAACCGAUGGUAGUCAACAGAAGAGCACAUAAAUAUUGUGUAAGCCUAAUGCGUAUAGCCGCUAUUAUGUGUUAUGGAAACCACUUAGCUUUCCUGUUGCUAGGUAUUCAUAGUUUUUUAUUUAUUUAACGUAGCCUAGCUAUUAGUUUAGAGAGAAGAGAAGUGUGUUGUAGCUCAGUUGGUAGAGCAUGGUGUUUGCAACGCCAGGGUUGUGGGUUCGAUUCCCACGGGGGCCAGUAUGAAAAAAAAAAAAAUGUAUGCACUCACUAACUGUAAGUCGCUCUGGAUAAGAGUGUCUGCUAAAUUACUAAAAUGUAAGUGGGAUGGGUUGUGUUCUGUGAUGCAAAGGGGGUCUAAUUUCUAUUUUAGGCCAGACGAGCUCUCUCUCUUCUGACUAAAUAUUUUCUUUACUUGAGAGAGCGAGAUAAAAGAAUCAGUCACCAUUGAGAAAUGCCAGCUGUAUAGGAUACUGUAAUGAUCAUUAUUAGCAGAGGGAAUUUUCUCUUCCCGUUCACCUUUCCGGCUGAUUUCCCAGAUUUUUCCCCGACAUGUGUCGAGGACUCAAGGCAGGGUACAUACUCUGCAUCUCUUUCUCUCUCCUCUCUCUCGCUCACCGCUCCCCCCCCCCCCCCUCUCAGAAAAUGUCCUCCUCCCAAUACCGAGUAAUUAGAUUGUCUUGGUCCUUUGCUGCAGUGCAGCAUGUCAAUUUUACCAAAAUAACUUGUCCUGCCAAGACGGCCGUGUUCUAAUUCCCUUACCAUAGGACAUGCACGCUGAGGUGUGAGAGCUUGAUCGAGUGUGUGUGUGUGUGUGGAGAGGGAGUCGUUUGCUGAGACUUCAGAAGUGCGGCAUCAUGUCACUCACAGAGGCGACUGCAGGUGAGGACAGGGUGGGUGACGGUCCAUCUGAUAACUCCCCACCUUCAAUUAAGCCCCGGCUGCAGCCUUUGAUGGGAUGCAGACGCCUCACCCUGUCAUCUCUUUCUCUGACCUUCAAACACAGUUACUUCCAUUCCUUGUUUGUUUACUAACACCAUUUGAUGCCCCCACACCCAUGGAUAGCCCAAAUGGGUUGUGUAGAGUAGGGGGUUGUGGGAGUCUGACUAGGCUGAGGUGGUCUAACCUAACCCCCCCCCCCACCCCACCCCACCCCACCUGCUCCUGGCUGCCUGCCUGUUGAGCGUAUGAAAUGGGACACCCUGUUGGACGUAAGCCGUUGAGCAACUGGUCUGGAAAACAGGGCGAACUGGAAAGGGCUCUUUUGAAGGAGCCAUUUGCCUCCCCUAUAGGUCCUCUGGCUGCCAUGAUGUCCAGCACAGUGUGUGAUGUGUGUUGCCUAAGCAUGCUUUGGAUGUGUGUUUAUUGAUGCAUAGAAGCAUUUGUUGAUAUUAAUGAAUUGAAUGACUAGGCCUUUAUUCCAUCCAGCAUCAGUUGUUGUUGGGAUUGAAUGAUUCAAUACAAGACUGUUCUCCUAUACCUGCCAGCACAAUGUCAUUCUACGAUGGCUCAGAAAUGUUUAUUAUUGUCUUAGAUUAAGCCUAGCGGUUGCCUCCCCUACCCCACUACAACGUGCUGUCUGUCUGGUGUGACCGUCCCCAGCUUUACUGUUGUCUACUAGGGCUACUGUUGUUGUCAUGGUAUUGGUGAUGUUUACCGUAGUGAAAAAAAAUACUAAUUUUAUUAGGCCUCUGUCUGCGGUGGCAGCAACCGGAGCCGGUCGGCAAGGAAACAGCUGUUUGAUCGGCGUGCAGAGCGAGCGUUCUCUCCCAGUCUUCAUUUGCAGGUUAUUAACAGGGCUUUUCAAGCUAAAUGACUCCCAAUUGAGCGUCUCAAAUGAUGAUAUGUCAACAAUCGCCGUGGGCUCUUGUUUAUGUGUUCGAAAGCAGAAAACACUAUUUACUCCCUGUUGAGCCCCACGGUGGACGCAUCAUAAUAACCUUAAAACCUAGUGGUCAAACACGCCUGCUCCACUUACAUAACAAUACCCCCUCAGAAUAAUGAUUUAAACGUCUGUACAGCUCCAUGUCUGAAUGGCAGGAGUGUGUGUAUAAGCUUUUGUUCCAAUAGUUUUUCCACCAUUCAUUUUAUCCAUUGUGGAUUUCAGAAACACUUCAAAUAAGGCCUGUGUUUUGUGUAGGCUUACCCUGGCGUGACAUUUUGAUAACCGUGUAGACAAGGUGACUUAUAUCAAUGUAUUCGGCUCGAUUUACUCUGAUUUAAAAAUGCUAAUUAAAACUGUUUUCCCCCCACAUAAAAUCACAGUUCAGUUAUCACAAAACCAUUAUUUUCUGUGUUUAUAGCCGAUAGUAAUUCAAAUAAAACCAGAGCGGAAGAGGUGAACGUUAGGCUACUUGGUUAAUUUGCAAGACGAGACAUUGCGAGAUGUAGAUUACCAAAACAUAAUAACACUCUUCUGUGUCUCUCUCUCUCUCUCUCUCUCUCUCUCGCAAUGACCUUCCUGCUCGUCUCAUUGCUAAUGAUGCAAGUGUGUGUUCAGUCUUCAAUCUGUUGCGGAUAGAAUAUCCUAGCUUGUUCAUGGCACUGAGUUUUGCCAGAACAGGCUUUUCUACUCUUUGUUUUUGCCUCAUUUGAAAUUACAGUAGGCUACCGGUAUCGAUUAUAGCUCAGUUGAUAGAGCAUGGCGUUUGCAACGCCAGGGUUGUGGGUUCGAUUCCCACGGGGGGCCAGUAUAAAAAAAAUUAAAAAUAAUAAUAAUAAUAAAAUGUAUUCACUAACUGUAAGUCGCUCUGGAUAAGAGCGUCUGCUAAAUGACUAAAAUGUAAAUGUAAAAUGAUUAUGCUUUUCAGACAUAAUCGAAUGUGGCCCCUUGAAAGCGCCUUCGCUACAGCAUGUUUGUCUGUCUGUUAGGGUAGGCUACGCUACGUUUCUUUCAAUGCCGACAAAAACCUUCUCUAGUGCAAAUGUCCAUUCAUAUCACCAAAGUCCAUCACUAGGCAACCAGAACUGUCAAUAAAAUAAUCUCGAGCUGCUGCGCGCAGCCUGCAUGCCUGCUGCCUGAACGCAGACCACACUCUCCUAAAAAAAUAUUUUAAAGUUUGUUAAAUAUGGUGACUUACCAAGACGUUUAGUAGAAAUAAAACACAUCUAGCUUCCAUACCAUAAAAUACAACACAGCAGCACAUCAAUCAGCAACGUUUAUUGUUGUCAGGGAAACAAUACAAAACAUUUUACGCCGGAGCAGAAUUCUGCCUGAAAAGGCACAGACCUGAUGCUGCAUUUCUUUUUUUGUCUGAAAAGUGAUCAAUUGUUGCUAUGGACAUGUUACUGUAGCUUUGUUGCAUGUCUGUAAAGGGUUGAGGUAGAUAUAACUGUAUUGCCUGGUCCUAGUGGCCAUACAUACGUAAUGGGGCCAUUAUUCUGUAUUGUAAAUUGACGUGGAAUUUUAUGAUUCUUUUUAUGAUUUUUUUUUAAAGGCCGUUUUUAAACGUUAAGCAAAAUUGUCCAUUUGUCAUAUCCCUCAUAUUUACCACCUUAUUCAGUCUGAACCCCAGAAUAAGCUGGAGGAGGACAGCAUUACACAGGUGAAUAAAAGGUAGCAAAAACAGUAAACCACAACACUUUUUUAAAGGUGUUACCGCGUCAUCCAAUCAGGAGAUGUGAAGGAAGAAGCAUGGGGAAAAUGGGUGAAGGUAGGGUGGGUUUAUAAAAUGGAGAGUUCCGAAGUUGAGGGACCAUGGGGCAUAAAAGGCAUAGUGUGGAAUAAGGGGUAACUAGAAGGAUGGUUGGCCAUGGAAUAAACAUCAAAUGGGGCGCUGGUGUGCUUCUGCACCCCUAUUUAGGUCGUUGUCCAAGCCCAGUCAUACUCCGGGUCUCAGCUUGUGUCCCUCGACGUCAUUCCGUCUCAGUUGCAGCGUUCAAAUCGUGGUCAUCGUGUGUCUGUGAAUCACCACUUUUAAAGACAGUGAGUAAUCACAUUUUGUUGACAACAUGGUGGUUUACACUAUGUCUACUGUGUGUGAAUGAUGGAGGAAUCUUAACCCAGCUGUAGGUCCAUUUGAGUGUGUGUGGUCACUUAGGCCUUCACAUCAACCAGUACUGGGACCAUUGGAGACUAGGGAUGCCUGCACAUCAACCAGUACUGGGACCAUUGGAGACUUGGGGUGCCUGAACAUCAACCAGUACUGGGACCAUUGGAGACUUGGGAUGUUUGCUUGAAUGUCUUCGGGUCUGCAUCUAUAAAGGUCAAGUACAAAAUGCAGGAAGUUAACAAUCUGUGCCUUCGAUUUAAUUCAAAGUUUAACAAAUGAUAAACUAAGCAAUAAGAUGCAACAAACUACUACACAUAUGGCUGUACCACACAGGCCAGUACAAUAGCCUACAGAUGGAGAGGAACCUAACGCCUCAAACAGUACCAACCAAUACUACUCACCCUACAAAUGGGGCAGGUGUGGACCAGUGCUGCCAUGGCAUCAGUCAACAAGUUCAGCUUCAACUUGAGAGUGGAGCAUGCGUUAGAUAACGAUUACCCCCAACCCCCCAAUUGGUCAUAUUGACUUAAAUCAGUGGUUCCCAACCCAGGGUCCGUGCCCCCCUUAGGGGGGCUGCCAGAGUUCACAGGGGGGGGCGAGAUCUCAUUUGAGGUCAAACAUGCAUAAAAUGUUCCACUAUAAUUUAAUUUUAAAAUUAAUACAUUUUAAAAUGUUAUUAAAGAUCAUAUGCUUAUAAUGCCAAGGCCAAUCAAAAAAAUAAGAAUCAUGUCAGAGAAACGUAAAAGCGGUAAUUCCCCGGGAAAAGGUGUGCACGUCAAUGACCUGCGCUCAAUCAGUUUCAGCUAGCAGCUCAUUUUUCCUGCAGUCAGAGGAUCACUAUUUUAUGAAUAAAACAUGUCUAAGAAACAUAAAAGUGCUGAUGACUCAUCAUCAAAAAAGAAAGUAAGGCUAUAUCUCAAAAGUUCUUAACUUCGGUUUUAUUGAAGGACAGGACUCGGCCAGAAUGUGUCAUUUGUGGCGAGAAGCUAGCUAAUGGAAGCAUGAAGCCAAGCAAAAUGCAACGACACCAGGAAACAACAUCAGGAGACUAUUGGUGAAGGUCAGGAUUUCUUUGAGCGGAAGAAGCAGUUGGCACUAUCAAAAAGAUCCACAGACAUCAGAAAAGCAUUUGAAAGAGCAGGCAGUGAUUUACACAGAGCCACGGAGGCGUCAUUUGAGUGUUCACUAUUAUUUGCGAAGGCUAAAAAGCCGGCACAAAAUUGGAGAUCAGCUAAUCAAACCCGCCAGCCUGAAAAUUGUAGAGAGGCUGUGUGGCCCACAGGUGGUGGAUAAAGUGAGAACCGUCCCACUCUGACAACACUGUCAAAGACAGAAUUGAUCGAAUGGCUGGAGAUUGUCAGAACCAGCUGCAUGAGAAGCUUAGGAAUGUUCCCUUUGCCAUUCAGUUGGAUGAAACAACAACAGUGUCAGACGAAUCCGUGCUCAUCGUUUAUGUGCAAUAAAUUGACGGUGAUGACUUGAAACAAGACAUUCUUACGUCUACCAAUCUAGCCACAACAACAACAACAGGUCAUUCAUUAAGGCUCGCCCUUCUAACGAGACUGUUUGCCCAGCUGUGUGAGGAUGAAGCACAUCAAACACUGCUGUUACACACAAAGGUACGCUGGUUGUCACGUGGACAAGUGCUUGUGCGUUUUAUGGAACUGCAGGAAAAAAUAAAGGAAUUCUUGCAAGAUCACAAUCGACCACUGUGCGGACAGCUGACUGAUGCGUUUUGGAUCAAAACGGCAUACAUAGCGGAUACAUUCACUCUCUACAAUGAGACAAACAUGCGGAUGCAGGGUCCUGAAUCAAACGGCAUGCACUGCAAAGACGCUCUCGACGCUUUUGUGCGGAAACUGGAGAACUGAAUUUCCACUGCUGAUGAAACAGUCUGGUGACACUGUGCCUGCGUCUUUACGCACUGAGUUUACCCGGCACAUGAACAUGACAAAUACUUAUCAAAGGAAUCGUGGGUGAUGGACCCUUACAUUUGCAGUCUCGAGGACGUGGAAUACCUCGGCUGUGAAGAUGAGCUUGCUGACCUUCAAGCCGAUUCUCUGUCAAAUAAAUAUUUCCAGGAGAACGGAUACAAAAAGUUUUGGAUUGUCAAAGGACACGCUGUUGCACCCAGACUGGCCAAACACGCAGCUACAAGGGUUAUUCUACCAUUCAGCACUACGUACCUGUCUGAGACGGCCUUCAGCGCGCUUGGAACAAUAAAAACAAAAGCCCGUAACAGGCUCUAUGUCCACCAGGACUUUAGGUUGGCUGUCACUAGCAUCACAACUGACAUCUCAUCCCUGGUCAGAGGUAUGCAGGCCCAAGGUGGCCAUUUAGUUGUUUUUAAGGAAGGAAAAAGUUAUUGAAUUGUAUCUUACUGUUUUGUUAUUGUUAUUUUUAUAACACAUACAUUAUAGCUGUGUCAAAACCAGUGUUCACAUUAUGUGCAUGUGUGUAUGCAACAAACUGCCCCGUUUCAGUGAAUUAGGUCCUGUGUAGCUCAGUUGGUAGAGCAUGGCAUUUGCAACGCCAGGGUUGUGGGUUCGAUUCACACGGGGGGCCAGUAUGAAAACAUUUAUGCACUCAUUAACUGAAUCACAUUAUUUUUGGUGUGUGGUGAUGGUGGUGGGGAGCCUCAGCUUUUCUUAGAUACAAGUAGGCGGGGCUCCAAGGAAAAAAGGUUGGGAACCACUGACUUAAAUGAUUGUACAGCUCCAGGUCUGAACGGCAGGAGUGUGUAUAAGCUUUUGUUCCAGCCCAUACCUGAUUUACAAAUCAUAGCCUGUUGCCGUGAUUCGGUAUGUUGAUUAUUAUAAGUCAGGUGUUUAGAGCUGGGCUUGGACAAAACCCUUCACACACUCCUGCUCUUCAGGACUUUCUGCAAUGACUGAAACAGACCAAAGCAGGAGAAUAGUGUUCCAGGUUGAAACGACUUACCUAGUUAAGAGAUGAUGAGACUCCGGCACACCCAUUGGUUCUGGAAUAGAGAAGGUGCAAAUACGUCAAUAACAUGACAUUAAUUCUACCUCCAAAAACAAGCGUGUGAAUACCAAUUAAUUUAAAGUCCACCAUAGCAGGUAUGACUAAAUAAGGUUACAUAACCUUCCCUACUAGCUAUACUAAUGAUCUGCUGUCCAGAGGGUAACAGCAAACGGAUCAAUGUCUUCCCGCAGUAAAGUAAGCACACUGACUCGAGAGGAUGCUAAUCUCUCAAACCUCUCAAAAAGCCAGAGUAAAAUAAUACAGCUAGCUAGGGUAGCUACAAGUCAAGUAGUACUUGAAGUAGGCGACCCACCCCACCCACAGACACAAGCAUUAUCAAGAACGCAUAGCCCUAGCUUCACCAUCUAACCACCUAGCAACCUAGACUCUAGUUUCUAUGAAUUUGUCAAGCAUUUAAAUGGCUAGACAAGUAGACGGCUAAUGUUGCCAUCUAGCCAGGCUAAUGUUGCUAACCAUGAGCUAGCCAGCUACAUAAGACAUUUUCAAUUUAAAACUUGCCCAGACAGUUCACAGAAUUGUCAAUUUAAAGAACUUUAGCCAAUUUAUGAAUUACUAAAUUUUGCUAACAUUACAUAGAGAUUCUUACCUUUGCCUCAAUUCGGCAGUCUCAUCCAGAUGUAAGUCACUCUGGAUAAGAGCGUCUGCGAAAUGACGUAAAUGUAAUCGUCAUGGACCUGGUGAGUGACGUGAAGCUUGAGACAGGCAUUUGCAGUGCUGUAUAAUAGCCACAUUAGCAACUAAUUAAGCAUUUCAUUUUUGGGGGGUAAAUACAGGCAAAUAUAUUGAUAAACAUUACCUUGUCCGAGAGAGAUAUACACUGUUAUCAAAAUGUCACGCCAGGUUAAGCCUACACGAAACACAGCCCCCUAAAAUUCACAAUGGAUAAAAUGAAUGGUGGAAAACCGAUUUGGAAUCAUUUUCGUGUUUAACCACUAGGUUUUAUGACUCUUACUGUGGUAGACCAUUUGCUCAGAUUAUUUUGGGGAUGUCGCUUUCGCUUUAGUCAGUUUUUGUAGAUGUUUCUUAUGAUUUCUUAUUAUGUAUGGCCAAUUGGGAGUCAUUGAACAUGUUUGGACUGCUGCCACCAAAUGUCAGAUUUAGCAUUUUUUUUUUUUAUGAAAAUUGACACUAAAUAGCAUUGACGAUGGUUAAUGUCUGUUUUGAUUUUCCCUAGAUCUUCUAUUUGUGGAGAUGAUACUCACAACCUACCACCUAGCCCCCCUCCUUGUAACAACAGUUUACAGUAAACACGUCUUGAAAUAUAGGCUGAGCUGGCUUAAAAAAAAAAAAAAAUGUGUCGCAAUGAAUUUGCCUCAAUAGAAAACCCCACCCGUUCAGCAUAAAUCAACUGGGGGCUGCAGGGAAAAGCUCUGAGUGGGCCUGAGUGAAAUAAUGCAAAAUAGAGUACCAGUGUCAUAUCCAGUUAAAUUGUGCUUGUGUCUGGGUGUGUGGAUGUCUGUCCGUCAGGCCAUGUGUCUGGGUGUGUGGAUGUUUUCCACAGAGCUGAUUUACCUCUGUGAGAGGUGCUGCUAGGCAGAUUAAUUAGAGGCCACUAAUGACACACUCUUUUGGCAGGUGGACAAGAAGCCUGCCGCAACACACCUCAGUGGUGUGAGUGUGUCUGAGUGAAUGCUGCGACAAGUGUGUAUCCUUUACCCAGGGUGAAGAGAAUGGGAGGGGGGAGAGGGAGACUGAAGGAGAGGGAGACUGAAGGAGAGGGAGACUGAAGGAGAGGAGGAGAGGGAGACUGGAGGAGAGGGAGACUGGAGGAGAAGGGAGACUGGAGGAAAGGGAAAGGGAGGAGAAGGAGACGGAAUGAAGAGGGAGGAUGAAUGAGAGUAGACUGAAUGGAGAGGGAGACAAUGAGAGGGGGGAGAGGGAGAAUGAUGAGAGGGAGACUUGACUGGAGGGGGGAGAGGGAGACGGAAGGAGAUGGGAAGGAAGGCAGAGGAGGGGAGAGUGCCGAUCCGCGCAGAGGGAGGAUGAAGGAGAGGCGAGAAAUGAAUGAGAGGGGGGAGAGGGAGACUGAAUGAGAGGGAGAAUGAAUGAGAGGGGGAGAGGGAGACUGAAUGAGAGGGAGACAAUGAGAGAGGACUGGGGGACACAGAGUACAGUGAUAGACCUAUAGAGAGAGAGACUGGGGCCGACAGUGACACAGGAUGAUAGACAUAUAGAGAGAGAGACUGGGCGGCGACAGAGACACAGUGUAUAGCCUAUAGAGAGAGGACUGGGGCGACAGAGACGCAGUGAUAGACCUAUAGAGAGAGAGACUGGGGCGACAGAGACACAGUGAUAGACCUAUAGAGAGAGAGACUGGGGCGACAGAGACACAGUGAUAGACCUAUAGAGAGAGAGACUGGGGCGACAGUGACACAGUGAUAGACCUAUAGAGAGAGAGACUGGGGCGACAGUGACACAGUGAUAGACCUAUAGAGAGAGAGACUGGGGCGACAGUGACGCAGUGAUAGACCUAUAGAGAGAGAGACUGGGGCGACAGAGACACAGUGAUAGACCUAUAGAGAGAGAGACUGGGGCGACAGUGACACAGUGAUAGACCUAUAGAGAGAGAGACUGGGGCGACAGAGACGUGGAUUGAACAUGACACAGGAGUCACUCCUCAUCCUAACCACCGUCCUGAUUGCUGCUGAUGGAAGGAAGGCCAUCAGCAGGCACACAAUCAUUCACUUACCCUCGGUGCACACACACACACACACACACACACACAAUAAGCGUAUACACACACUCCCUGUCUACUUGCUCUUCACGCAUGCACACACACCCUUCACUCACAGAUACACCCUUGGCUGGCUGUAACAAGCUACACACUAAAGUCCUAUCAGUCCCACAUGCUUGUACAGUGUAAUAUUCCAUUGACUAAAAGUUUUUGUGUUCUGAAAACCGUUAUAAAUCCGUCCCAGAUGCCUUUUUGUACAGACAGCAUUCUGAUUUGUUCUGUUCUUGUUUUGCUCCGCAAGCGUGGUCUGUGAAUUGAGUAUUACCCCAACUAACUGACACAUCUUAUUUGAAUAUCUGACUUUCCUCCUCUCUGAGAUGGGAUAGGGCUGUAAUGUCUGCAGUUCACACUCUGCUCUGUGGCAUGUUGGGAUUUCUCCCCAUAUUUUGCAUAUUAAGAGUCCAUGAACUCUGCCCUCGGGACCACGCCGAUCCUCCAUUUUCCUCCACCCACCAACACCUUUGCAUGUCAGCCCACUUCCUCCGCUGCAACCCCAAAUAAACCCCCCAAACAAAAUGAUCAAAGGCAACCAGAUUAGGUGCUAAAUGCUGGGAUGUGCUUAGAGGGAAGCGUUGAAGUCUCCCUUGAGCUUUGAUGCGAAAAUGUCAAGUCUAGAAUUAAGUCACAUUUUCACUCUCGUCUCCGUCCCACCCCCUCUCGUCUCCGUCCCACCCCCUCUCGUCUCCGUCCCACCCCCUCUCGUCUCCGUCCCACCCCCUCUCGUCUCCAUCCCACCCCCUCUCGUCUCUGUCCCACCCCCUCUCGUCUCUGUCCCACCCCCUCUCGUCUCUGUCCCACCCCCUCUCGUCUCCGUCCCACCCCCUCUCGUCUCCGUCCCACCCCCUCUCAUUAACAAUAAACAUUACACACAUGUAUUCUUUGUGGGUUUGUGUAAUCUGAGGGAAAUAUGUGUCUCUAAUAUGGUCAUACAUUUGGCAGGAGGUUAGGAAGUGCAGCUCAGUUUCCACCUCAUUUAGUGGGCAGUGUGCACAUAGCCUGUUUUCUCUUGAGAGCCAGGUCUGCCUACGGCGGCCUCUCUCAGUAGCAAGGCUAUGCUCACUGAGUCUGUACAUAGUCAAAGCUUUCCUUAAGUUUGGGUCAGUCACAGUGGUCAGGUAUUCUGCCACUGUGUACUCUGUUUAGGGAAAGGUAGCAUUCCAAUUAGCUGUUUUUUUGGUUGAUUCUUUCCAGUGUGUCAAAUGGUUCUCUUAUUUUUUUUUUCUCAUAAUUUGGUUGGGUCUAAUUGUGUUGCUGUCCUGGGCCUCUGUAGGGACUGCUUGUGUUUGUGAACAGAGCCCCAGAACCAGCUGGCUGGCUAGGUUCAUCUCUGUAGGUAAUGGCUUUGUUAUGGAAGGUUGGGGCAUCACUUUCCUUAAGGUGGUUGUAGAAUUUAACCAGUCUUAUUAUUUGGUGUUUUACUUUGUACACUUACUAUGUUUUCCAGAGUUUUAAUUGGGUGUUUGUCCCAUUUUGUGAAUUCUUGGUUGGUGAGUGGAUCCCAGACCUCACAACCAUAAAAGGCAAUGGGUUCUAGAACUGAUUGGAGUAUUUUUUUGCAAGAUCCUAAUUGGGAUGUCAAUUAUUGUUUUUUGGGGGUUGUGGGGGCAAUGUGCCUAGCAAAGGUUAGGAAAACGGAUUAAUUGAAUGCUACGCCGGCAAGUAGGAACAUUCCAGCUACAGAUGAGUGAAUGAUAAUACCCAAACUGUCACCUGGGAGACGGCAUGUAGUAAGGCAGGAGCUUUGUUUGUGAUACUAUGGUAAACCAUAACGGAAAAUAUGCUGCUUUCAAAGCUGAUUGCCUCCAAAACUUUAUUCAUUCAGUAAUCUGUCUCACGUCUCUCCCUUAGAUUAUCUAUUACCUCAGCGAACUGACUCCGGCUGCCCUCAUCUUGCCUCGUGAAUGACGUCAUUACUAGUUAAAGACAGCACACACUUUUAUAAAAGUGACUUCUGUGCAAAUGUUGAUCAGUACAGUAAAAUAAGUCCCAAAUGAAGGGAAACAGAUUGUCAUCUGUCACUCAAUGCAUGCACACUCCUAUUGAAUAUGCAUUAAUCUGAAUAGGUCUAAGCUACAUCCUGAUUUACCCAGUUUAUCAAUAGAGAUUUACCAUUCAAAUAAAUGAUUACCGUUAUGUAGUUAGAUUGGUAAAAAGUCUAAUUGAUUGUAUUAUUGUAUAGUUGAUUGAUUAAUGCAUACAUGGCUGUCUGAAAAUUGGAUGUGAAAAAUGCAAUGAUAUUGAACUCAAAAUAUACCCAACGAUUGAACAGACCAGUAUCUGAGUUUAUCUGUCUGGAUCAAGUUCCAUUCUGUGACAUUGGUUAAUAUGCCUUCUUUUUUGUUGAAGCGGUAUCGUUUUGGUGUUGUGAUGGUAUUGAGAAUCGUGAUACUAAACCUGGUAUCGGUAUCAAAGUCAAAAAUUCUGGUACCGUGACAACACUCGAAAGUAUACAAUCCUGCCUUUGUGGUGCGAUGCCUAAUAUAAGCGCCAAAUAGUGUUGUCUACCUGCAAGACCUCUGCUUGGUAGGGCUCCUAUGUACAAGACGUGUUAUUCAGAAAGUAGGAAGAGAGGGGAUAUCCUCUGGUGUGGUUUGAAGGUCAUUUCUGCUGGGUUGAGUUUUCCAGUCAGCCAGUCAUGCCUCUGAGAGAGAUGUCUACAACGCAUGGGGAUAGGUUGUAAUCAUGUUCUCCAAUCUGCAAUGUAAAUAUGUUACAACAGACCACAUACUCUCGUCUCCCCUGGAAAGAGGAACGGGCCAAUAUGUGAGCUAUAUCAGCCAAUACUGUGAGCUGUGGCACAAUAACCCAAGGUGUCUGAACGCUUGGUGGGAAAUAUGUCACCACUCAGUCGUUGUCUGAAGUAGACACAUUUCCUGUUGCACUCCCUUCUUACUGUAUUAAAAAGGGAGUGUUGCUCAUUUACAAUCCGCUAGUGACCAACACUCGAUUCAUAUUCUUUGUGCUUGUCCCUGCUAAGCCCCCCAAUACACUCCGAGACCCUUCGCCAUGAUUUAAUUUCCGCUUCCUUUCCUAUCCAGAGCUGCAGUUGAGGCAAACAAACAUUUGCACAUUGUAUACUUCCUUAAAGCUGUUGGUGAAGCCUCGGUAACCUGCUCCCUGCCUCGGAGCCCAGGGGAGUCAGUCAACAUCAGAGUGAAGAGCAGGGCGUCGGCAAGGAGUUUCUCUCAGUGCCCCCGGCCGGCCCCCUCCGCCUGCCGAGUUCCGAUAACGCGGUAAACAAAGCCCCUUUAAUGUCACUAAGCCUCCUUCCUGUGAGGCCCUCUGAAGUAGGGGCAGGGCGGAUGGAGGUGGAAGGGGCGGCUGUGUGCGUGUCAAUUCGCAGGGGUUUGAGUAAACUGAGAUAAAAGUUGGGGGGAGAGAAACUGGCCGUGAAAGGUCCCAGUGUCUCUAAUCUCCUAAUGCCUUAAAUGAGGAACGGGAAUUGGCUGCUCAGAGAACGGGCCUCCGCUGAGAGAGGGAGCCGGCGGAGAGUUCUUGUCGAGUUUGCAAAAUAAAUAAAUUGUUUAUGCAUGCAUUUCAUUCAACAGAUAAAGAACGAGACGCGGAUGAGUUUGGGUCGGAACAGAGGUGGCGGGAAAGGUGUUCAUAUCCUGAACAGAGGUGGCGGGAAAGGUGUUCAUAUCCUGAACAGAGGUGGCGGGAAAGGGGUUCAUAUCCUGCAUUUGUAAUUUCAACAGUUAGUGCUGGUUAUAUUAAAGCACUUUCUCUCCGGUGAAUCAGAAUUGAUGCUGAUUAUAUGGUUGGUUAGCCAGCCUGGCUGUUGAAGCUGCUCAUAUUCACCAUGUUGUAACUAGAUGUGCAUAUUUAUAGUACUGCCCUGUGGCCAUAGCUACCCGUUGACAGCCAUGUUUGAUUAUUGAAAUGGAAGAAUUGUAAAGACAUGCACACAGACUCAAGACAAGCUGUGAUUUUAUAACGAGUCCUUGCAUGCCACCAAACUUACUCCAGUUAAGUGACUCUUUCUACCAAGGUCUUCAUAUGUCGAGUUCCUGGCAGGUCCACCUCUCCUCUGAAAGCUCAAACAUAUUUGGCUUUGUAUUGUGUUGUACAUUCCAAUGGCUUACGAUUGGUGGUUAUCCUUUUAACUGGCAUCAGCCCCUCCGCUACAGGAUAAAGACAUGAUCUAGUGUUUUCUGCAGGAUAGAGAUGAUCUGGUCCACAGAGAACAAUACGGGGUGAUUAGAAAGGUUUGUUGCAACUUCGCAUGGGGACAGUUCUUACUUCUGUUGAAUUGCCAGUUUGAAAUCCCCUGUUCAUCAAAGCGUUACUUUUUCCUCUAUUCUGUUGAAUGCUUUGAGGCUGGUAUUUCUGUCCCAGACGUUUGAUUUAGCCCUGCGUUGGCUGACAUUUUGAGCCUCCUGGAGUUUUCCUGGAGUAGAGAGCGUGGUGACGGCUCAGCCAGACAUCGCCAAACAUGGCUGCCGCCCACUACCCUCUUAAAAAUAGAUAUAUCCCCCCAGCCCCUUCACAACCCAAUGUCCUUGAACCACUCCUAUAACCACCCAUAUCAUGUAUGUCAAAGGCAGUGUAUUUAAAGCCAUUGGAAAAACUGUCUCAACUUUGGGAGAAGGAACAGUAGCAUCCACUACCCCCCCCGCUGUCCUGCCCCUUCUGGAAGUAAUUACUGUCUUGUUCCAGUAUUCAAAUGAGCAAUUUCCCUACUUUCCUGCAAGCCCCUGCCCUGUCAUGUACAAUCAGCAUCAACAUAUUCAUGGACAGGGAGAAUUCACUUCUCCUUCCUAUCUGCCUGAGAGCAGUUGCACAGAGAUAAAUAAUAAAAUGAUAUGUCCGUAUCAGUAUAGGAAGUCCUUUCAUAACCAAGACUCUCCUCAGAUGCGGAUUAGAGGUGCUAGUGUAGGUUUUCUCUGGCUGUAUCUUGACAUCAACAUAUAGCAGGGUAAUUGGCUGGUAAUUUAUAGUAUUCCACAUAAGCAUUAAUUGUGCCACUGGCUAGGGUUGGAUUAACACUGAGCAUAUCUGACCUUCUAUAGCCAUAUAUCCAUGCUGACAGACGGUGUGAAGAAUGAUCUCAUCUCAGAAAGACAUUAGCUCCGGCCAGUUGCGCUAUUUCCUUCUGUUAUGACCGUGAGUAAGCUUGGGCACACUAGCUAGCUGUAAAGGUUCUGCUUCACCCAGAGACCUUGCCCUCUGAGCAUGUGCUUGUGAUGUCCGACUGCUGGCUGAUGGAGGAAAGCCCAUGGCUGAGCGUGGGAAGAGACUGUGCCUGGGAGCUGGGUCCUCUUUUCUUAUCUGCUUCCACCGUGAUGCAGACUGACAGUUUGCUCCUCCUCUGCCUUCGAUCCUUGCCAGAUGCGCUACUGGGUGACCAAAGACAGGACAGGAGGACACGUGCCCCCCCAUGCCUUGCCAUCACACCACCCCCGCACCAAUGUAGUGACCAGAGUUCACCAAACAGACGUUGGCCUAGCCUGCCCUCUUGUCUACCCGAGCUCCAUAGUAACCGUAAUGUCAUGCACAGGGAAAUGAAGGAAGGGCCUGUCUAUGCAGAGGUUGGAAAAGUCAUGGAACUCUUACUUCUCGGCUCGGCACUCUACAUACGGUUAACAUGCCCUGUUUACCAUUCAACCACCAAUUAUUCUGUUUUUAGUUUGCCGAAAAAUUUGGGAUUAUUUCGACACAUUGUUCCUUUAUCCUCGUGGAAGCCAAUUUUAAGUGGAGAGGAUUACGGUAAAUACGUUCCCUUUGGUACAAAACCACUCAGGAGUGAAAGGGCCUCCAUAAGAAAAGUGUCAAGUAGAUACUUCACCACUCCCAACAUCCCCCAUAAUUCCCUAUAGUUUCAUUUCUAUUUUCCUCUCAAGAAAUAAUUAUUUUUUUUCAGCUUGCUUUCUGGUGAUCCCGAUCUCAGUUUGGUGCCGUAAUAUUGGCUAGGCAGCAGGGUGCACUGCCGGGAACGCCAGGGACUCGUACCUGUGCACUUGAAUUCCUUAUGAUUUUUCCUGGCCUAAUAUAAAAACAGCUUAAUCUCACAAUGUUCAACUAUUGUCUGGAAUCUGCUGUCAUGGCAACAAUGAGCCGAUAUCACGUUGAGCCCUGUGGUUUCCCAUGGAAUGAAAGCUCUGAGGGAUCAACAAAAUCAAACAAGUGUUUGAACAUUCUAUUAUUCAGAUUAUAAGUAUCACAUGCAUGGCCUAAAACUAACCUUUUGGUCCACCAGCCACUGUGGCAGGUAGAUAAUAUCAAGCUAAUCUGCCAGCCGCUCAUAAUUAUUAUUUUUUAGUGGCCAAUACAUUUAUUCGCCAUAAUUACACCAAAAACCACAAACAUUUUCACGGUUUUGUUUUUCCAGGUUUUGGGUUUCCCCGUUUUUUUUUUUUUCUGCUUUCCCGUUCCCACUUUUUUUAUUAUUCAUUUAAUUUUUAUUUUGGGUAUUUUACCCCGUUUUUUUCUCCCCAAUUCCGUGGUAUCCAAUUGUAUCUUGUCCCAUCGCUGCAACCGUACGGACACAGGAGAGGCGAAGGUCAAGAGUCGUGCGUCCUCCGAAACACAACCCAACCGAGCCGCACUGCUUCUUGACACUGUGCCCACUUAACCCGGAAGCCAGCCACACCAAUGUGUCGGAGGAAGCACCGUACACCUGGCGACCGUCAACGUGCACUGCACCUGGCCCACCACAGGAAUCGCUUGUGCGCGAUGGGACAAGAACAUCCCUGCCGGCCAAACCCUCCCCCAACCUGGACGACACUGUGCCAAUUGUGCGCUGCCCCAUGGGUCUCCCGGUCGCGGCCGGCUGCGACAGCGCCUGGACUCUAACCAGGAUCUCUAGUGGCACAGCUAGCAUUGCGAUGCAGUGCCUUAGACCACUGCACCACUCGGGAGGUCCCUCUCCCACUUUUCUAACAGAAUGUUCAAUUGUGUUUGCUUUUUCUAAGUGCUGAGACCACUUUUUAUUUCUGGGGGGAAAAUAUAUUGGAGGGUAUAGUUGCCCAUUCAAUUCAGUUGCGCACCUCAAGAGACGGGUGUUUUGGGUAGCGGUGUUUCUGUGCUGCAUGCACGAUAGUAGAGUUUGCAAAACAAAUCACCACAGGUUAAUACAAAUCACCGUGAUCUCAUUCUGCCAGGUAAGCUUACUUUGCAGUUAACAUUUUAAUUCAGAAGGUUUUAUGGGAAAGCCUUUAGAAAUGACUGUUUCGGCAGCACCAACUGGCUACACAAAGUGGUAGACAAAGGCAUUCCCAUGCCGUUACUUCAGAAAGUUGCAAGAAAUACAAAUGACUGAUGCAUUCUUUAAUAUUCUUUACAUGUGGGCUAAGGAAUUGAAGAAAAAAAACUGCUCCCAAAUGCUGUGUGACCAACCGCCAACGUGGCUUGUGAAAUAUUUAAAUUUUAGUUAUUUAGCAGACGAGCGACUUAUCGUCGUGAGUGCGUACAUUUUCGUACUAGUCCCCCGUGGGAAUCAAACCCACAACCCUGGCGUUGCAAGCGCCAUGCUCUACCAACUGAGACACACAGAACCCCCGUAGACAUCUUUUCUGCCAAUGCCAAAAUAUAUCCGCAUUUGGAGGGUGGCGGGUAUUCAUUUUUAGGCCCUGAUCACAUGUGAUUAAGAUAAGAAGGCUAUCACAGGACAAUGAUUCAUAGUGUGCAAGUAGUUGUAGUUUCAUUUUCAUUGUGGCCUGAUUAUCUACACUGCGGUGUGCAUGUGAAAUACUCUUUCUACCUGUAUAAUAAUCUAUUCUUCCAUCUCUCUGCAGUAUAACUUUGUGGGCAGAAUCCUGGGGCCUCGUGGACUCACCGCCAAGCAGCUGGAAGCAGAAACUGGAUGCAAAAUCAUGGUGCGAGGCAAGAGCUCCAUGAGAGACAGAAAGAAGGUGAGCUCAUUGGUUUAUUUGAUAUUUCUACCCCGCCCCUUUUUUCACUCAAUUUUUCACCAAAACAAAAGGCUCCGAUUUUAAGACCCGCUUCUAAUCGCCUCGUAGUAAAACGUCCAUUUUGAUUUCUUACUACGUGUGGAGAACUACAAAUUUUACUAUAGCCUUACCAGAUAACAGUGCAACAUACAAACAACCUACUUAAAGUGUAAGAAACGCAUGACUCUAGGUUAUGGAAAGGCUGCUCAGUGGAAAGUGGCCGGGGUAAGCUCGGGCCAGGUGAUGGCUCUUUUCUUGGCUUGGCCGCGGUGCUGUGUUGAUUUCUGAAAGGGCACAGACAUCACGGUGGCGGCAGUCAAAGAUGGCCGCCUGCAUCAUCAUCUCAGAAUCCCUGGAUGUACGAUGGCGACCCAACUAGAGGAAGGGUCAAACAUAACAUUGGACUGAUCAAUGAGAGCAUAUAGCUGAUCUAUCCACAGUGGAAUCUGUCACUUUUCACUUUUCCUCAUUAUAGAUAGUCAUAGAUAUUUCAGAGAUAUUUUUAAAGCAAAUGCCAGCCAUUUCUGAGACACCUUUCAAAACAUAUGCAGGUGCUUUCAAAGCACUGCUUUGACAAUGCGACAUCACAUUAUUUCGAAGCCAAACGUGCUCAUUUACGUUUUAGUCAUUUAGCAGACGCCCUUAUCCAGAGAGACUUACAGGAGCAAUUAGGGUUAGGUGCCUUGCUCAAGGGCAGAUCAACAGAUUUUCCACCUAGUCAGGUUGGGGUAUUUGAACCAGCAACCUUUUUGUUACUGGCCCAACACUCUUAACCGCUAGGCUACCUGCGGUUCUCCCCCCACUCUUCCUCUCCCCCCUCAGUGUAGUUAAUGUCAGGCAGCAGAUAUCCAUUCCAGUUUAUUUGCAUAAGUAAGGUGGGGGAAAUGUACUUUAUCCCCUCCACAAGGGACCCCCUGCCUGCCUGGAGGCGCGGCUGCUUCCCUGGAAGAGAGGCAGCAACAGAAAGCAACAACGGUGGAGAUUCCCACUGGAGCCUCAAUCCUAGAAGCGCCGGUUUAUAGCUCUAAGGGUGGAUUCUCUCUUCUCUCUUUCUUUACUACCACUGUCAUUCUUGGCUUCUUUUUUUGUAUUUCUAUUCAUGUCCUUUUGGAGUCUGUUCAUUAUCACAGCACUGGUUAGGUUUUUUGCUUGUUCUGUCUUUUAGAAUUCGAUUAAGUGAGCGUUAGGUUUCAUACACCUAAUUUAGAAGCAUGGCUCGCCCCAAAGAUGGCUCCUCUCGGCUCAUUUAAUUUAUCUCUGAUUACUUUUAUAAUCUUAAGGCUUGAUGACCCAGGGUAUCUUAUUUUCCUUCAUUUGUCUCUCUAUGGCCCUUAGACCUGUCCAACGCUCGCUGCAAUUACAGGCCUAUAAACGGUCCAGCAGUUUUAACUGCUUCUAAUAAAUAUGAGUCUGGAAAAGACGAGGACGAUGCUUUUAAGAGCAUGUCAUAUAAAAAGGGGAAUAACAAAAGAUUCAAAAUAUAGAUUGUGCCGCCUCGUUUAAGAGAGAAUUUCGGAGGCAGAAAUGUACAGGCUCACCCAGGGCUGGGGUAGGUGUGGAAGGCGGCGGGGGCGUUACUGCAGAUAAGAAUGGGUUCUCAAUCAACUUACCUGGUCAAAUAAGUCUUAAUAAACAAAUAUGAAUCAAUGAAACCUCCCCCACCUCUCAUUGUCACCCCCAGCACUGAAGCCAACAGUACCACUCAGGAGAGAGUUCCUACCACAUAACCAGGGAUCCCUUUGUCUCUCUUCCUCUCCUCGGUCAGUCAGUCUUUCGUUUCCCCUCCCUGAACCUCCUGGUGUUCUCCCAGACUUCCCUGGAAACAGAGGGGCGGGGCGGGGGGGUAUAAUGCAGUCUUUUUAUUCAGGAGCCACUGUUUUCCGGCUCUCAAUAAUUCAGUUUGCAGCUCCCUCCAGGGUCUUGCCCAGCCCGCCAGUGGCUGGAGCAGUGGAGCGACAGGGAGAGGGGGAGUAGGAAGAGUGGGAGGUAUGUGAUAAAUGGACUCCCCAGUAUGGAGAACUAGGCAGACUGGGGAUUUGACGUGAGACAAAUGGAGUCGUGGCUGCAGGGGACGGGAGCCCCAAGGACGCCGCUGGGCUGUUGGUGGCAGGUGGUCUCUGUGGCUUAUAGAGCUGUGGCUUAUUCAAGGAACUUCUGUUCUGGUGGAUGCCUGUGUCACAUGUACUGUGUGUAACCUUGAAUGGGAGGUGUCUAAUGGCAUACAUAGACUAUUUGGCUAUACACAUACAGUGAGGGGGGAAAAAGUAUUUGAUCCCCUGCUGAUUUUGUACGUUUGCCCACUGACAAAGACAUGAUCAGUCUAUAAUUUUAAUGGUAGGUUUAUUUGAACAGUGAGAGACAGAAUAACAACAAAAAAAUCCAGAAAAACGCAUGUCAAAAAUGUUAUAAAUUGAUUUGCAUUUUAAUGAGGGAAAUAAGUAUUUGACCCCUCUGCAAAACAUGACUUAGUACUUGGUGGCAAAACCCUUGUUGGCAAUCACAGAGGUCAGACGUUUCUUGUAUUUGGCCACCAGGUUUGCACACAUUUCAGGAGGGAUUUUGUUCCACUCCUCUUUGCAGAUCUUCUCCAAGUCAUUAAGGUUUCGAGGCUGACGUUUGGCAACUCGAACCUUCAGCUCCCUCCACAGAUUUUCUAUGGGAUUAAGGUCUGGAGACUGGCUAGGCCACUCCAGGACCUUAAUGUGCUUCUUCUUGAGCCACUCCUUUGUUGCCUUGGCUGUGUGUUUUGGGUCAUUGUCAUGCUGGAAUACCAAUCCACGACCCAUUUUCAAUGCCCUGGCUGAGGGAAGGAGGUUCUCACCCAAGAUUUGACGGCACAUGGCCCCGUCCAUCGUUCCUUUGAUGCGGUGAAGUUGUCCUGUCCCCUUAGCAGAAAAACACCCCCAAAGCAUAAUGUUUCCACCUCCAUGUUUGGCGGUGGGGAUGGUGUUCUUGGGUUCAUAGGCAGCAUUCCUCCUCCUCCAAACACGGCGAGUUGAGUUGAUGCCAAAGAGCUUGAUUUUGGUCUCAUCUGACCACAACACUUUCAUUCAGAUGUUUAUUGGCAAACUUCAGACGGCCCUGUAUAUGUGCUUUCCUGAGCAGGGGGACCUUGCGGGCGCUGCAGGAUUUCAGUCCUUCACGGCGUAGUGUGUUAACCAAUUGUUUUCUUGGUGACUAUGGUCCCAGCUGCCUUAAGAUCAUUGACAAGAUCCUCCCGUGUAGUUCUGGCCUGAUUUCUCACUGUUCUCAUGAUCAUUGCAACUUCACGAGGUGAGAUCUUGCAUGGAGCCCCAGGCCGAGGGAGAUUGACAGUUCUUUUGUGUUUCUUCCAUUUGCAAAUAAUCGCACCAACUAUUGUCACCUUCUCACCAAGCUGCUUGGCGAAGAUCUUGUAGUCCAUUCCAGCCUUGUGUAGGUCUACAAUCUUGUCCCUGACAUCCUUGGAGAGCUCUUUGGUCUUGGCCAUGUUGGAGAGUUUGGAAUCUGAUUGAUUGAUUGCUUCUGUGGACAGGUGUCUUUUAUACAGGUAACAAGAUGAGAUUAGGAGCACUCCCUUUAAGAGUGUGCUCCUAAUCUCAGCUCGUUACCUGUAUAAAAGACACCUGGGAGCCAGAAAUCUUUCUGAUUGAGAGGGGGUCAAAUACUUAUUUCCCUCAUUAAAAUGCAAAUCAAUUGAUAACAUUUUUGACAUGCAUUUUUCUGGAUUUUGUUGUUGUUAUUCUGUCUCUCACUCUUCAAAUAAACCUACCAUUAAAAUUAUAGACUGAUCAUGUCUUUGUCAGUGGGCAAACGUACAAAAUCAGCAGGGGAUCAAAUACUUUUUUCCCUCACUGUAGGUCAGCGUCUAUUUAAAGGUGUUCAAACAACUAUUAAGUAAAAGAUCACAAAAAUGCAGUCAAGUCAAUUAGAAGUUUGAGGCUGCACAUAUUGACUCCAGCCCCAUUUCCCCCCAUGGGCCUUGAGCGUUGUUAGAAAGAGGACCGAUUUUAGGUAAUUGUUCACUUGAUAACCUGUACCUUUAAAAAAAAAAAAAAAGGCAAUGCAAAGUUUAAUGGCCGUUCUCAAUAACGAGGCACCUCUCAUAAUGUGAACAGUCAGUCAUCUUAAGUCACCGCUCUGUUCCCUCCACAUCACCAUCAUUGAUGUGACAGAGCAGAUAGAAUAGGAGCAGACGGGAGACAAACACAGGAUAAUAACUUGUCCCUGGGAUGACGCCUCCCGAGUGGCGCAGUGGUCUAUGGCCCUGCAUCGCAGUGCUAGCUGUGCCACUAGAGAUCCUGGUUCGAAUCCAGGCUCUGUCGUAGCCGGCCGCGACCGGGAGACCCAUGGGGCGGCGCAUAAUUGGCCCUGCGUCGUCCAGGGUAGGGGAGGGAAUGGCCGGCAGGGAUGUAGCUCAGUUUGUAGAGCAUGGCGUUUGCAACGCCAAUUCCCACGGCGGGCUAGUAUGAAAAAUAAAAUAAUGUAUGCACUCACUAACUGUAAGUCCCUCUGGAUAAGAGCGUCUGCUAAAUUUACAUUUUACAUUACAUUUUAGUCAUUUAGCAGACGCUCUUAUCCAGAGCGACUUACAGGAGCAAUUAGGGUUAAGUGCCUUGCUCAAGGGCACAUCGACAGAUUUUUCACCUAGUCGGCUCGGGGAUUAGAACCAGCGAGCUUUCGGUUACUGGCACAACGCUCUUAACCACUAAGCUACCUUACUUAAAUGUAAAUGUAAAAUGACGCUUCAUCCUCUGAUCAAACGAGGCCUAAAUCAGGGAGGGACUCCACAGCAAAUACAUGUGGAAAAAAGAGGCUGGAGACCAUGUGUUCAUGCUACUAUGAUCACAGCCCAACUCCUGAAGAACUCCCUUUUGAAGGUGGUUAUGAAAACAGCAGCUCUUUCUGUGUAAUUUUUUAAAAUUGGUUUUCAGGGCUUAGUUUGUCGUUUCCUCUAACCAGGUCUUCAUAUGCGGCUCACUGCAAUGCAACACCUCAUCACAGAAAGGGCAAAGUCACCACAGAAUCUGCAAGUGAAGUGUGAGUUCCAAGUUGAAUGAACCGUCAGUGCAAGGCCCAGAAUUUCAACGUCUUGUGCCAGCUCGGAUUGGUUCAGCUCUCUAGAUUUACUGCUCAAGCUAUCAACUGGAUUGGCAAUGAUAGUUAUUGCACAUUGGCACAAAACUUUACAUUAGUCAUUGGACGCUCUUUCCAAGCGCUUAGUUAGUGAAUCACUAGAUAGCUGUGGGACACACAUAUCAGUCAUAGUAUAUUAUAUAUAUCAUAGAAUUUAAAAUUACCUGUCCUAGGUGAAUAGUAGCCGAGUAGAGCCUGGAUUGUGUUCACUCAUUUACUGCUCAAGUAGUGGAAAGGACUGGUUGGCAUUGAAAAGUAUUAAGGGAGUUAUAUGAAAAAUUAAAAUAACAUUGGUAGAUUGGAAGUGAUGCAGACAAUUACAUUGAUUGAAGAUACAUCUAUCUGCAAUAUUAAGUCAUGAUCCAUUCCCCCUUUUCCCCCAAAAAUCAAAAAUUAAUAAAUAUAGGGCAACACUCAAAUGCCAAUGUUUAGUUCACAAAAUGGUGAGGGGGGGGGGGGGGGGGGUUGCUUUGGGAUUAUUUAAAAUACUAUUUGAAGAGGUAGGGUUUGAGAUGUUUUUGGAAGAUGGCCAGGGAAUCUGUGGUCUUAGCUUCAGGGGGUAGCUGGUUCCGCCAUUGCUGCUCCAUAGGUAAGUACCAUGGUCUUGUAGUGGAUGCGAGCUUCGACUGAAAGCGUGUGCAGAGGAGCGGGGUGACAUGGGAGAACUUGGGAAGGUUGAACACCAGGCGGGCUACAGUGUUCUGGAUAAGUUGCUGGGGUUUGAUGGCACAAUUGGGGAGCUCAACCAACAGUGAGUUGCAGUAGUCCAGAUGGGAGAUGACAAGUGCCUGGAUUAGGACCUGCACCGCUUCUUGUGUGAGGUAGGGUCGUUCUCUACGGAUGUUGUAGAGCAUGAACCUGCAGGAGCGAGUCACUGCUUUGAUGUUGGCAGAGAACGACAGGGUGUUGUCCAGAGUCACGCCAAAGGUUCUUUGCACUCUGGGAGUUGUCAACCGUGAUGGAGAGGUCUUGGAGCGGGCAGGCCUUCCCAAGGAGGAAGAGAUACUCAGUCUUGUUGUGCUUGAGGUGGUGAGCCGACAUCCAAGCUGAGAUAUCUGCCAGGCACGCAGCGAUGCGUGUAGCCACCUGGGUGUCAGAAGGGGUGAAUGAGAAAAGUCGUUGAGUGUCAUCCGCAUAACAAUGAUAGGACAGACCAUGUGGUGAAAUGACUGCGCCGAGUGACUUGGUGUAUACCGAGAUGAGGAGAGGGCCUAGAACAGAGCCCUGGUGGACACCAGUAGGGAGAGUAUGUGGUGCAGUCACAGAUCCUCUCCACGUCACCUGGUAGGAACGGCCUGCCAGGUAGGAUGCAAUCCAAUAGUGUGCAGAGCCUGAGAUGCCCAGCCCUGAAAGGGUGGCGAGGAGGAUCUGAAUGGUUCACGGUGUCAAGUGUUUGCUUCUUGAGGAGGGGAGCAACUUAUGCCAUUUUGAAAUCAAAGGGGAGACAGCCAGUGGUCAGGGAUGAGCUGACGAGGGAAGUGAGGAAUGGGAGAAGGUCUCCAGAGGUCUGUAGAAGGGAGGAGGAGGGGACUUGGAUUGCCGUUCAGCAUUUUAGAGGUGAUAUGUCUUGAUUUAACCAAUGCUUUCUCAUGCUUUAUGAAGCUUGUAUAAAAGCUUUUAGACUAAUGAGAAAAGCAGAAAUGUCUACAGAUAGUUCCUCUAGUGCUCUUCUUGGAAUAGAUGGAGGUGAAAUCCAGAAACGCUUGGACAUGGCAAGAGCAUUUGGGACUGUUGCGAUAUUUAUUAGACCUUCAACCUUUAGUUCCCCCUUUUUAGUUCCUUCUGACAGGUAUUUAAGAGACCUCUAAACUUUUAAGUAUAGCUCCUUUGUUCCGGGCAUAGCUAGCCUUACCUUACUUAGCCUGUCAUGCCCUCUGUUGCCCCCAAGUCCCAUCACCCGUGGCUAAGAGGUGCUAUUGAGGAACCCUUGGGGAAUGGGCGAGCUAGAGGCACGGCUGGCUACAACAGUCGCUUAGUUGUGAAAUUUGCAUUCCGACACCGUGUUGAUAUAAAUAGUAUUUUUAGACUCGCCCAGGUGAAUAAGUCACCAGCUGACCACACCAGCUACCCCUGUCGAGGGCUAUGGAACUUUCCUCUUCCAAUAAAACAAACCAGAAGGGACGAGUCAAAUGUUUGGCGUCUUCAGUGUUAAGAGCAUAACCUUGGUCUAGGAUUUAUUGAGCUCAAGUUUAGACGGGAGAUUCAGGGCGCCACACAAGCAAGUCAUUGCCUUUUAUAGACGUUGUCAUAAUGUUCAUAUUUUGGCAAACUCCAUUACUUGGCAGUCUGUCUCUCAGCUGGUUUCAGCUGUCUCUCUGUUUAGUGUUCAUUCACUCCCCAUCUCCUCUCUCUCGCAGUCACACACACACACACACACCUAAAAAUGACAGUUAGCUCGUGUCCAUCCCUCAACAAACUGUUGACUCACCAUCACCAUGACUCGACAAUAGGCCACAAGCAAACAGCCCAUUGUGAAAUCAUUUUGGCUUCUGCCAGUUUAAAAAUAUGCCCUGCUCCCCAUGUGGAAAAGGUAAACACGAGAGAGGAAUAAUGAACUUAAUUUUCCCACUGUGUUCGUGUGAGACGGCGGAGUGUGGCAAAGAGCAGUAUCAUGGCAACGGCUCGCUCUCAGCAGAGGAGGCGGGCGAUCGGCAGCAUGCCAUCUCCACUCUGGCUUGGCGCGGCGUAUUAGUAAACGUUCAUAGUCACAAAGGCUUAGAGGAAAUGGUGAGCUAAGACCCCCCUACACACACACACAAUGGUAAGCUGCCAUACCGGUGUGACCCAAAGCUUUUUAGAGCUCUUUGUGCGGCGCAGCGCUGUCAGCAAACGUCUCAAAAGAACCAGGUAAAUUGGGAGAGUGUGUCAGAAUUGAGUGUGCAGGUUUUUUUUAAAGAUAGGUAUGUGGGGGGUUUUAAAGCUAGGUGUGAAGACUUGCAUAUUGAAUUGACCUAUUCCUUUUCCUCACUCGCAGCCUCGCCAGUCUAACGCAGUUUAAGGCCCGCCGUGAGUAGUACUGCCAUGAGUCUAACGCUGGGCCCCAUUGUGUUCAGAUUGAAAUGGCCCUCUUAAGCUUCCACGCGGCUUGAUCAUCAGCUUGUGAAUAAAGCCUGUCCUUCCUUUUUGAGGAGCACCACUGUCACAAUUUAACACCUCGAAGUGCUUCGCGUCCCCCUUUUCAGAGUGAGGUAAACGGCUCUCUCAGGGGCCCAUUGUUACCUGGGCCCAAUUGUCCUGUCUCACCCACCCACCAUGUCAGUGUGUCGACAGCACUGUAGGUCUCCUCUGAAAAGGUUGGUCAGAUUAAAACCCUGCGGCCCUCUGAUGUACAUACAUUCUCCUCAGAUUUUGAAUUGCUAUAGGAAUAGCUGUCACCCUUUUGAUGUGGGGCUCUAAUAAAGCAGUAUGUCCUUUCAAAGUUGAAGCCAGAUUUCUAAAGGGCCUUGGCCUGUCACGCUGCUGCCCCCCAUCCACUCAAAUCUCUCUAUUCUCUCGCUUCUUGUCUUUCGCAGGAGGAGCAGAACAGAGGCAAGCCCAACUGGGAACAUCUGAACGAGGAGCUGCACGUCCUGAUCACGGUGGAGGACACACAGACGCGCUCCGAGAUGAAGAUGAAGAGAGCCUUAGAGGAGGUCAAGAAGCUCCUGGUGCCUGCGGUGAGUAGUACUGCCAUGAGGGUUAGUCAGUUUAAGGCCCGCAGUGAGUAGUACUGCCAUGAGGGUUAGUCAGUUUAAGGCCCGCAGUGAGUAGUACUGCCAUGAGGGUUAGUCAGUUUAAGGCCCGCAGUGAGUAGUACUGCCAUGAGGGUUAGUCAGUUUAAGGCCCGCAGUGAGUAGUACUGCCAUGAGGGUUAGUCAGUUUGGUGCCCGCGGUGAGUAGUACUGCCAUGAGGGUUAGUCAGUUUAAGGCCCGCAGUGAGUAGUACUGCCAUGAGGGUUAGUCAGUUUGGUGCCCGCGGUGAGUAGUACUGCCAUGAGGGUUAGUCAGUUUGGUGCCCGCAGUGAGUAGUACUGCCAUGAGGGUUAGUCAGUUUGGUGCCCGCGAUGAGUAGUACUGCCAUGAGGGUUAGUCAGUUUAGUUUGGUGCCCGCGGUGAGUAGUACUGCCAUGAGGGUUAGUCAGUUUGGUGCCCGCGGUGAGUAGUACUGCCAUGAGGGUUAGUCAGUUUGGUGCCCGCGGUGAGUAGUACUGCCAUGAGGGUUAGUCAGUUUGGUGCCCGCGGUGAGUAGUACUGCCAUGAGGGUUAGUAAUGGGCAAUUGUCCUGAUUUAUCCUAUUUAUUUUGUUAUUUUCCGUGAUAGGGAAAAAAUAUAUUUUUGGGUGCCAGCGGGCAUCUUUCAAUUAAGUGAGAUUUUGUGUGGUCUAAAUAAGUCAACUGGCUAGUUAGCCUAUCUGUAAAGAGAAGGGCGGGCUGUACAUUGAUCCUGCUGCUCUGAUUGGAUAUAGCGAAGCUGUAUUUCUCCUUCUACUCACUUAGCUUCAUAAUUUCACCUGCUCACUUCUCCUCACAUGUUUCAGUGUGAUCAUAUAGAUUGCUGUCUCCUGUUAGCCUGCUACUACGAUAAAUCAAAUGGCGAGGACGUUUGCUAGCAAAGUAUCUAACAAGCGGGGCGAGGGUAAGGGAAAAGGGGAAAACGCUGAUGUGCGUUCUGACUGAGUGACCACAAACUUGUCUUCCCACAGCAAGUUGAAGAGACAGAUACACCCUCUGCUCCUAAUCUGCAGCUUUUCUGGUCUAUAAACCGGCAGGGAGAUGGGCUAUUUUGCCAACAUCUACUUAGGCAUAUUAAAACGCUUUUGUGUUUUCCGAUCUUGAGAAUCAUCCGAUCAGACUAUCAACUGCCAAUUUACGGUUAUGAUUACAAAUAUGAGUAUGGCCAGGUAGGCACUCCCCUAGUCUGUGUUACAGUGGGGUAGCUGUAAACAUGAACACAAGCAGGCUAUCACGAUAAGCCAACAUUUCAGUUUGCCUGUAGAAAGGACUAGAACAAGGCAUGUCACUUUCAUCCUCAACCCAGUGGAAAAAACAGACAGCAGUAUGCGCCCUGUGAGAGUGUGAGCGCCAUAUUUCCCCUGCGUUCACUUCCUCACAUGAUGCCGGAGAUGGCCAUCAGGAGGCAUGGACUGCGCAGCCGCAGUGCCCGGUUGCCCGCGGCGAACAGACCGGCCGGACAGCUGCACCUCCGGAUCCCCUGUCAGGAAGCGAGGUGGAGGGGGUGCUGACCCGCGGAAACUGGGCCAAGGCUCAGCAGGCCAAGCCGCCACCCUUUCGUAAACGGGUUUAUUUCAGGGGAUGGACGGGGGCCAUCAGGGGCCCAUCACGUCACCACGCAGGGACCCCCGGCACAGUUUGGUUACACUCUCUCCCAGAGCCCUGGCAUCACUAGAAUGGUUUCAGUCCAUUGGCAACAGAGAGAAUAAAGCCUCAGCUCAAUUCCUUUCUCCCUUGUUUUGAGAUGAAUCCUCAAUCCUCCAUCAUUCCCAUUUCUCUUUGUUGCUGUUUAUGAGCGAGGGAGAAUUUCAACCUCUCACGGCGUACGACACCAGAGGUUGAAGCAGCGAUGGCGGCGAGUGACUGUACUGUCUGUGUGGAUGACGCAGCAUGAGUCACUGUCAGCCAGGGUGGGCGGGAGAUGAAUAAACAUGCAUGUACACCGCUCAUCCCUCGCUUCCCCUCUGAAGUAAUCAGCCGCAAAGAGCCACGCUUAUAGUCAAGCUGAGUGUCACCAGAAAUAGAAUUCUUCCGUAAAUAUAUCUUACGUUAUGCUGUCAUGCGUAAGCUCACUUUGAUGUCAAGUGAGGAGAGCAGUAAUGGAGGUUUUCCCUCUACCUUUUAUCACAGGAAAGUUUAGUUAAUGAUCCGUUCUAGUAAUUCAAAAGUAAUUUCCCUAUUAUACAACCCUCGCUGGCGUUGUGCCAGUUCGUAUCAGCACAGCGACAAGCCCCUUCCAUUUCUAUGUAGGGCUAAAAAAUACCGUUCAGAAGCUGCCGUGAAGCUGCCUAGUUUGUUGUUGGCUAAGUGGAGUAUCUCUACUAUUACUCGUGAUAGUCCUUUGUGGCUUCCCAGAAUGGAGGCUCAUUGGGGUUUAUCUCCCCAUUAAGUCCCCCAGGGGCUCUCUCUCUCUUCUCUCUCCUCUCUAGUGUUGUCAUUGUCACCGUGGGUGGGUGGGCAGCCCGGGCUGGCAGUAAUGCCCUUUAACGUGCUAAACUAAAUUGGAUUAAAGCUGUGGCAAUGUCUACCCAGCAACACACUUUUUAAUGAAGGGCAUCUUCUCUGCAUUUGGCAGCGUGAAAGUGUCUUUAUUAAAUCGCUUGGGAAACAAAUGGGGUCACAGUUUUUUUUGACUUUCAAGGAAAUUCUUUACGCUCCCCGUCAGACCUGGCUGGGGUUGUUGUCUUGAGAGAAGGAUGAGACGCUGACUAUAGUUGUCUGUUUGGCCUUGUGGCAAUAGCUAUUUCAGCCUCGUCUUGUAACAAAAACUGACACCCUUGUGCUGAAGUAAGUAAGCCUGAUUUCUGAUGGCAGUUUGAAAUUGAAAUGGGAGCCUCUGCUAGUUGAUUUAUGUGUUGGCUGAUAUUGAAACAGGCGUUGUGGGUGGUGUGACGUAUGUCCCACCCCUCUCUAGACCACUCCCACCCCACGAGCCAGGGAGCUUGACUGACAGCAAGGAGAGGGUGCUGAUGGGAAGUUGCAAAGGUUCAGCUAUUCCGCCUCACACAGCUCCCGGUCCCGUGAACUUUUCAACUCCCCACAAUCUGGAGGGAGAGAUGAGAGACAAGAAAUGACGGGAGGGGGAGUUUGAUUGAGCUGCUCUUUCAAGUGUGGCUUUAUACUACUGAUCCAGCCCUUCACACCCCCUCCUCUCUCCCCUCAACCCCACUGCCACCCGCCUCAUCUUGCUGCUGGUGUGUGCCACAGAGUCUUGCUCUCAUGUCAUGUCUACUGGGUAAUAAGACCCUAAACACUGCCUCCAGCAUAGCCCUGCUGCACUCUGGAUAACCCUGCAGAGCACCUGCACUAACCCCCUGUGGCAUCCUAGUCAAAGUGAUUCGAGCCAGGUAGCCUAUGUGAUCCUCCUGUUCCCAGUGACAGAGGAAUGGAUGAAUUGGCACUCGGAUUAGGGUUAGUGUGAUUACCUCAAAGCAGGCAGGAGAUGAUCAAAACAGCCGAGUGUCACCCAAAAGUGAUAUCAGAGAGGGGGGGGGGGGGGUACACUCAAUGUGUGUGUGUACAGUACCAGUCAAAAGUUUGGACACACCUACUCAUUCAAGGGUUUUUCUUUAUGUUUACUAUUUUCUAUAUUUGUAGAAUAAUAGUGAAGACAUCAAAACUAUGAAAUAACACAUAUGGAAUCAUGUAGUAACCAAUACAGUGUUAAUCAAAUUAAAAUAUAUUUUAUAUUUGAGAUUCUUCAAAGUAGCCACCCUUUGCCUUGAUGACAGCUUUGCGCACUCUUGGCAUUCUCUCAACCAGCUUCAUGUUGUCUGGACCUAUGGCAGUCUAUGGGGGUGCCACAGGGUUCAAUUCUCGGGCCGACUCUUUUCUCUGUGUAUAUCAAUGAUGUCGCUCUUGCUGCUGGUGACUCUCAGAUCCACCUCUGCGCAGACGACACCAUUUUGUAUACAUCUGGCCCUUCAUUGGACACUGUGUUAACAAACCUCCAAAUGAGCUUCAAUGCCAUACAACACUCUUUCCGUAGCCUCCAACUGCUCUUAAACACUAGUAAAACUAAAUGCAUCCUCUUCAAUCGAACGCUGCUGGCACCCGCCCACCCGACUAGAAUCACUACUCUCGGCGGGUCUGACCUAGAGUAUGUGGACAACUACAAAUACCUAGGUAUCUGGUUAGACUGUAAACUCUCCUUCCAGACUCACAUUAAGCAUCUCCAAUCCAAAGUUAAAUCUAGAAUCGGCUUCCUAUUUCGCAACAAAGCCUCCUUCACUCAUGCUGCCAAACAUGCCCUCGUAAAACUGUCUAUCCUACCGAUCCUUGACUUUGGCGAUGUCAUUUACAAAAUAGCCUCCAACACUCUACUCAGCAAAUCGGAUGUAGUCUAUCACAGUGCCAUCUGUUUUGUCACCAAAGCCCCAUAUACUACCCACCACUGUGACCUGUACGCUCUUGUUGGCUGGCCCUCACUACAUAUUCGUCGCCAAACCCACUGGCUCCAGGUAAUCUAUAAAUCACUGCUAGGCAAAUCCCCGCCUUAUCUUAGCUCAUUGGUCACCAUAGCAACACCCACCCGUAGUAUGCGCUCCAGCAGGUAUAUCUCACUGGUCAUCCCCAAAGCCAACACCUCCUUUGGCUGCCAUUCCUUCCAGUUCUCUGCUACCAAUAACUGGAACGAACUGCAAAAAUCUCUGAAGCUGGAGACUCUUAUCUCCCUCACUAACUUUAAGCAUCAGUUGUCAGAGCACCUUACCGAUCACUGCACCUGUACACAGCCCAUCUGAAAUUAGCCCACCCAACUACCUCAUCCCCAUAUUGUAUUUAUUUUGCUAAUUUGCACCCCAGUAUCUCUAUUUGCACAUAAUCUCUUGCACAUCUAUCAUUCCAGUGUUAAUACUAAAUUGUAAUUAUUUUGCACUAUGGCCUAUUUAUUGCCUUACCUCCAUAACUUGCUACAUUUGCACACUGUAUAUAUAUUUUCUAUUGUGUUAUUGACUGUAUGUUUUGUUUACCCCAUAUGUAACACUUGUGUUGUUGUUUUUAUCGCACUGCUUUGCUUUAUCUUGGCCAGGUCGCAGUUGUAAAUGAGAACUUGUUCUCAGCUGGUUUACCUGGUUAAAUAAAGGUGAAAUAAAUGAGGUAGUCACCAGGAAUGCAGGUGUGCCUUGUUAAUAGUUAAUUUGUGGAAUUUCUUUCCUUCUUAAUGCAUUUGAGCCAAUCAGUUGUGUUGUGACAAGGUAGGGGGGGGGGGGAUAUAGCCCUAUUUGGUAAAAGACCAAGUCCAUAUUAUGGCAAGAACAGCUCAAAUAAGCAAAAAUAAACAACAUGAAGCUCAGUCAAUAUGGAACAUUUCAAGAACUUUGAAAGUUUCUUCAAGUGCAGAUGAAACUGGCUCUCAUGAGGACCGCCACAGGAAAGGAAGACCCAGAGUUACCUCUGCUGCAGAGAAUAAGUUCAUUAGAGUUACCAGCCUCAGAAAUUUCAGCCCAAAUAAAUGCUUCAGAGUUCAAGUAACAGACACAUCUCAACAUCAACUGUUCAGAGGAGACUGCGUGAAUCAGGCCUUCAUGGUCGAAUUGCUGCAAAGAAACCACUACUAAAGGACACCAAUUAGAAGAAGACACUUGUAUGGGCCAAGAAACAUGAGCAAUGGACAUUAGACUGGUGAAAAUCUGUCCUUUGGUCUGAUGAGUCCAAAUUUGAGAUUUUUGGUUCCAACUGCCGUGAGAUGCACAGUAGGUGAACGGAUGAUCUCCGCAUGUGUGGUUCCCACCGUGAAGCAUGGCGGAGGAGGUGUUAUGGUGUGGGGAUGCUUUGCUGGUGACACUGUCAGUGAUUUAUUUAGAUUUCAAGGCACACUUAACCAGCAUGGCUACCACAGCGUUCUGCAGCGAUACGCCAUCCCAUCUGGUUUGCGCUUAGUGGGACUAUCAUUUGUUUUUCAACAGGACAAGGAUAAAUAAAGAUAAACCGUGGAAUGAGUAGGUGUGUACACUUAUGUAUGUAUGUAUGUAUGUAUGUAUAAUAUAUAUAUAUAUAAUAUAUGUGUGUGUAUAUGUGUAUAUAUGUGUGUGUGUGUCUGUAUUAGCUAUUAUAGAAACCAUUUCAUUAACAUCCAAUGCAGCAAGGUUUGUGUAGUGCUGUCAUAUAGAAAUAUACCCUAUUGAGAUACUUGGUCUAGUCUUGAAAAGGAGAAGCUAGGAAGGCUGAACACAUUUGCCACGGUACUUACAAAAGUAUGCAGGGAUUCACGUUCACACCAAGCUGCUGCCAACUGUCAUAUAUUAUAUAUUGCCCUAAUUUGAUCAGUUUGUUGUACUUGACCGUUAUAUUUGUUUGCUUAAUUGAUGGAUGGUGCUCACCCCCGUAACGAUAUUACUACCCUCUCCUCGCUGUGCCCUUGCCAUAAAGACGAGGCUUCGCUCUCAAAGUCUUCAGCUCAGAUGCCCAACCGUGACGAUCAAUGAAUGUCUCUGUCGCCCAUCACUCUGGCCAUCUGCCUCCCACUGUAAGACCCACACACAUAAUUUCCCAUGGAAAAUCAGCUCCACAGUAUGGAUAUUAGUUGAGGUUAUUUUCUUACUGCUCAGGUACAGCAAGGAGCGGUUAGUGUUGAGCCAGUAACCGAAAGGUCGCUAGUUCGAAUCCCCGAGCCGACAAUGUGAAAAAUCUGUCAAUGCGCACAUGAGCAAGGCACUUAACCCUAAUUUCUUCAGGGUCGCCGUUGAUAAUGGCAGACCCUGGCUGUGACCCCAGUCUCUGAUGGUGUCUCGAACUUUUCACAACCUUGCGGCAGGUAGCCUAGCAGUUAAUGUUGCAUAUGCCGUUAUCAACGGGAUAUGUAAAAAAAGACAUUUCCAAUUCAUGCGUAUUAAUACACACUUGUACAUGUGUGGGAUAAAACAAAUACUGUAUAAGCACCCACUAAAUUCUUGUUAUUAUUAUUACCUCCAGUGGGUUAUUUUAGCGUUAUCCAGCAGUUUCUGCUGUUAUUUCUCAGCUGGCCUUCAUGUCGACGUUUAACACGGCACAGGCAGCAGCAGCAUAAUGUUAUUUUCAUGUUUUUUUUUGUCUUCGGAAUUGGCCUACCAGACUGUCAGCAUGCCCAUCGCCCCUGUCAAGAUGCUCCCUAGGCUUUGGAAGAUUGUGGGAGUCUAAGCUGCGGUAAAGGCCAAACCCGGUGUCAGAUUACUUUGGUGCCGCUGACGACACGCUUGGUUAAUCGCCGGUAGUAACGAUGGCAGAGGGAGAUGCAUCUAAACGACUUCUGGAUAAUUGAAUCCAGGAGCUGAUGUCUAAAUAUUCCAGAGGGCGAAUCAGAGCUCAGAAUCAGAGGGAGAGAAUGGGCUGCUUCUCAGAUUACUUCCACCACAGUAAUUAGCUUUUCAAAUCUGUUAAAAACCUGACCAAUUGGUUUCCUCUUUAGGAGGUUGAAAGCCCUGCAGUCUUGUUUUCCUGUGCCACCAUCACACCCAUCACCAUCACCACCACCACUAUCACACCCACCACCACCAUUACCACCCCAUCACACCCAUCACCACCCCAUCACUAUCACACCUCCCUCUCUUAGCCACAUGUAAAUAGCAGUAGUGACGUUUAGCGUGUUGGGGGACAGUAGUGGCGUUUAGCGUGUUGGGGGACAGUAGUGGCGUUUAGCGUGUUGGGGGACAGUAGUGGUGUUUAGCGUGUUGGGGACAGUAGUGGUGUUUAGCGUGUUGGGGGACAGUAGUGGUGUUUAGCGUGUUGGGGGACAGUAGUGGUGUUUAGCGUGUUGGGGGACAGUAGUGGUGUUUAGCGUGUUGGGGGACAGUAGUGGUGUUUAGCGUGUUGGGGGACAGUAGUGGUGUUUAGCGUGUUGGGGGACAGUAGUGGUGUUUAGCGUGUUGGGGGACAGUAGUGGUGUUUAGCGUGUUGGGGGACAGUAGUGGUGUUUAGCGUGUUGGGGGACAGUAGUGGUGUUUAGCGUGUUGGGGGACAGUAGUGGUGUUUAGCGUGUUGGGGGACAGUAGUGGUGUUUAGCGUGUUGGGGGACAGUAGUGGUGUUUAGCGUGUUGGGGGACAGUAGUGGUGUUUAGCGUGUUGGGGACAGUAGUGACGUUUAGCGUGUUGGGGGACAGUAGUGGUGUUUAGCGUGUUGGGGGACAGUAGUGGUGUUUAGCGUGUUGGGGGACAGUAGUGGUGUUUAGCGUGUUGGGGGACAGUAGUGGUGUUUAGCGUGUUGGGGGACAGGCAGCUCAUUUAGAUCUAUAGCAGAUAUGCUUUUACUGGAGAAGAGGGGUUGGCAGUUGUGAUGGAAGUCAAGGUGACACUGUUUGUUGUGUGGCAGAGGUGGCUGUGUGAGUGAUUGACAGAGGUGUCUGCUGGACAUUAUGGGUCUAAUUAAUCCUGAUUGGCUCCCCGGGCCACUGCUGCAUCUAUUUGAAGGGCUUCUUGGAAAAAUUGACAUCCAAGCAAUGACCAGUCUCCUUAUAGACACACUUACCACUCGAAAGAUAAUUUUCCUGGAAAUAAAUGCAUUUGCUAGUAUGUCUGUCUACUAUUAAUCAUAACUCAAUGCCAGUGCUACUGUAGGCUAAACCCUUACUGCACUAACCACUUGUACAGUAUUAACAUAAAAAAUAAGCUACACGUGUUAGCACAUUACACUGCAUUGUUCAGUUUGUCUUUGAGGUUAAAAAGAAGCGUCUGGGAUCCAGUAAUUAGCAUCCUCAUUUACGCUUUAGUUUAUUUGUCUGUCUGUUGUGAGGACCCUUGUCCUCGGGCGGUCGAGAUAAAGCACGCGAGGGUUCGGUGUUUUCAUUGAAGUUGCAACUUGGGAGCUCAGGGAAGUUCAAGCCGUUGCGUGGGCGCAGUUAGCUGCCAUCGUUGUUAUAGCUUCAUUGUUUUGUAAUGUUUUGUUUCAGCUCUGCGGCUGCUUUGAGGCACAAAGUUUAAAAGAGAUAGUCAGCCGGCUUCUCUCUCUCUCCCCUGUCCUCCUGAAUCUUCCAGAAAACCAUGCAAUUCCAGGAAAGGAGGGGUAGAGAAGAGGGGGGGAAAAGGGAGAGCGAAAGAAAGAGAAUGCACUGCGCCCCCACAAAGCUUGCGGCGUCUCUCCCUGAAUGGACCCGUCCUUGCCGGGAACAAAGUGACUGUAUUAGCAGCUUGAGCAGAGCAGCCCCCAGACUGAUACAUAAUCUGCUUCACAGCAGGGACACUGUCCUCUUCUCUUUUUUACAUUUAUUUUUGUUGGUCUUUCAGCCUUGUACAGUAUUUCGGCCUUGGAUUCAGAUUUUUAACAGAUAUAUUUUAGUCAGGCUAUCUUUUAUCUUAUUGUCAACUGCGAUCUCGUACAGCUUCAGACACCAUACAAGUUGAUGUCUCGAAGGAUAACACGCUUCUGCAGUUUCUCUCUCAGUAUGAGACUCAGAAUUGCAAUUUUGUUCAGCUCGCGCUCCUGUCAUCUCACCAGCUCCAGACUGCAGUGCCAGGUUUGAGACCUCCCUCUCACUCAUCCAGCCUUCACUCUUUCCACUGAGGAAAAAUUGGGGGCAUCUUGUUCUGGAGACAGAUGGUCCAUAAUGCACACCAGGCGUUGUGGUCUGCAGGGCAUCGUGUGCCACGUCCGCCCAGCUCGGCCAGGAACACGAGGCACCGGUCGGCCUGGUGGACGCUUGAUCACGGGCUGCCCAGUUCUCCGCCAUCAAUAAACACCUUUUCUUCCUUCUAGCGCAUAAUCGUUCGCACCUCCCCCUAUCAGCCGUGGUAUGACAAAUGAGUACAAAACACCAUCUGGCGGUUUCCAUCCAUGUGUGCCUCUCCAAUUAAUGAUGUUUACUCUCCUUACUUGCAAAUAAGACUGCAGUAUUGUCUUUUAGAGAGAAGAAACAUAAUUAUCUUCCUUGCAUGGGAUUUAGCCCGCAAGGAAAUGGCUGGCAUUCAUGCGGAACGCGCGGUAUGCAUUGUCUAGUGGUUUAGUCUAGUGUUGUGGUUUUGUCUGUUAGGAACUAUAAUGAUUUGAAAAGGUAGAUGCCCAGUAACGUACCCACCAAAACAACCGGUCUGCACCUGCAUAUCAUUCCAGUUUUAGUAAGACGUGUCACUCCGACUCAGGCUCAAACAACUGCCUCGGGACCUGGAGAAAGGGAUCAUGGGGAAACGGGAGCGUCCUAGGCCCCGAGCCUCUAACCCCCCCCCCCCCCCCCCCCCCCACACACACACACUCAGUACUGGCUGAUGACGCGAUAUUCGCUUGACCAAUGAAAGCAGCCGGAUGAAUUUCCUCUGUCUGUGCGCAUAGAAACUACAUAAACAUCUUGUAUCUAGGGACACACUAGCUGGCUCAAACGAGGCUUAAAACUCUAUCGCAGAGUAGAUUUUCAAAUCCACCUGGCAUACUUUCCACCCGGCUCUUAAUACCAUAAUCAAGCUAAUUAAGUGUUUGGAUUGGGAGGUUAGACACAGAAACCAGUUAAACCUGAUGGGUUACAGACCUCCAAUUCCACCCCCCUCUUCCCUUCCACCUGCUUUAUUUCUGCAUGGAUGUUAAUACUGCUAAUUGCUUGCUUUUACUUUGCUGACCUCUGCUUUAGAACUCAAAGGCUCUGCUUUAGAACACUAAGGCUAUGUCUCUUUGUGUCUGACUGCGGCAGCUUCAAACGUGGCUGACUGACAGGGCUACCCUGGGGAAGGGCUACCCUGGGGAAGGGCCUGCCCUCUGCCCUCUCCCUCUGGACCCUAUUAUCAUCCUGCUAGUUCUAGUGGUUUAUCUGUCCGCUCACCCUUGUGCCCUGCUCAUAGACCUGGUUAGCCACUCAAACACUCACCGCACCACACUUGGUAUCUUGAGAUUAAGCGCAUUCCAAUAAGUGGCCAUUUGAAGUAUGAAACGUCCUCAUUAAUGAACUCUAACUGAUAGGGUAAUAUGAAUGGAUUGCAUCCCAUUUUACUUGAGGAAACCACUUGCGCCUUUCGACAAAUCUGCCAAUAUCGAUGACUGCGGAUAAGAUAGUUGCUCAAGUACCGUGCAAAAGUAACCGUGAACAGUGGUCAAUCACAUCAGGUGAGACCGUUGUUCCCAUGUUAAUCCCUCUCUUGCUUCCUCAGUGGGAUCUGCCAGUUCUCCCAAGCAGCAGAUUAGAGAUAAGUGGGGGAAAAAAGUAUUUAGUCAGCCACCAAUUGUGCAAGUUCUCCCACUUAAAAAGAUGAGAGAGGCCUGUAAUUUUCAUCAUAGGUACACGUCAACUAUGACAGACAAAUUGAGGGAAAAAAAUCCAGAAAAUCACAUUGUAGGAUUUUUAAUGAAUUUAUUUGCAAAUUAUGGUGGAAAAUAAGUAUUUGGUCACCUACAAACAAGCAAGAUUUCUGGCUCUCACAGACCUGUAACUUCUUCUUUAAGAGGCUCCUCUGUCCUCCACUCGUUACCUGUAUUAAUGGCACCUGUUUGAACUUGUUAUCAGUAUAAAAGACACCUGUCCACAACCUCAAACAGUCAUACUCCAAACUCCACUAUGGCCAAGACCAAAGAGCUGUCAAAGGACACCAGAAACAAAAUUGUAGACCUGCACCAGGCUGGGAAGACUGAAUCUGCAAUAGGUAAGCAGCUUGGUUUGAAGAAAUCAACUGGGAGCAAUUAUUAGGAAAUGGAAGACGUACAAGACCACUGAUAAUCUCCCUCGAUCUGGGGCUCUACGCAAGAUCUCACCCCGUGGGGUCAAAAUGAUCACAAGAACAGUGAGCAAAAAUCCCAGAACCACACGGGGGGACCUAGUGAAUGACCUGCAGAGAGCUGGGACCAAAUUAACAAAGCCUACCAUCAGUAACACCAGGGACUCAAAUCCUGCAGUGCCAGACGUAUCCCCCUGCUUAAGCCAGUACAUGUCCAGGCCCGUCUGAAGUUUGCUAGAGUGCAUUUGGAUGAUCCAGAAGAGGAUUGGGAGAAUGUCAUAUGGUCAGAUGAAACCAAAAUAUAACUUUUUGGUAAAAACUCAACUCGUCGUGUUUGGAGGACAAAGAAUGCUGAGUUGCAUCCAAAGAACACCAUACCUACUGUGAAGCAUGGGGGUGGAAACAUCAUGCUUUGGGGCUGUUUUUCUGCAAAGGGACCAGGACGACUGAUCCGUGUAAAGGAAAGAAUGAAUGGGGCCAUGUAUCGUGAGAUUUUGAGUGAAAACCUCCUUCCAUCAGCAAGGGCAUUGAAGAUGAAACGUGGCUGGGUCUUUCAGCAUGACAAUGAUCCCAAACACACCGCCCGGGCAACGAAGGAGUGGCUUCGUAAGAAGCAUUUCAAGGUCCUGGAGUGGCCUAGCCAGUCUCCAGAUCUCAACCCCAUAGAAAAUCUUUGGAGGGAGUUGAAAGUCUGUGUUGCCCAGCGACAGCCCCAAAACAUCACUGCUCUAGAGGAGAUCUGCAUGGAGGAAUGGGCCAAAAUACCAGCAACAGUGUGUGAAAACCUUGUGAAGACUUACAGAAAAUGUUUGACCUGUGUCAUUGCCAACAAAGGGUAUAUAACAAAGUAUUGAGAAACUUUUGUUAUUGACCAAAUACUUAUUUUCCACCAUAAUUUGCAAAUAAAUUCAUAAAAAAUCCUACAAUGUGAUUUUCUGGAUUUUUUUCUCCUCAAUUUGUCUGUCAUAGUUGACGUGUACCUAUGAUGAAAAUUACAGGCCUCUCAUCUUUUUAAGUGGGAGAACUUGCACAAUUGGUGGCUGACUAACUACUUUUUUCCCCCACUGUAUCUGGAACCCCCACCUCUCUCACCACAGCCCUAAAGCAAACUAAAUAACAAUAAAAAUGUAUUUUCUCUACACUAGAUGCUAAACCAUUGCGUGCUUGCAGGGACUACAAACGCGUGAUUGACGUCGGCUCAAGACCCCUGCCUGGCGUCUCUUCACUCCAGCAGACCGAGAUGGAGGCAGAGCAGAGACAGUGGAAAAUGCAUUCCCAGAUUUGCCAGGAUUUCUGUCCACACAUUUUGUCUUGUCCCUCCGCUUCCAUGCUCUGGGAUUGGUAGAUGGCAGGGAAGAGUGAGAAACUGGUGUGAGUCGAUAAUUAUCUUUGCUUAGCGUGAAUGUGCAGCGUUUAUCACUACAGAAAUGGGCACGCAACCAGCGAACUCCCUUCUGUAGGCAUAAACCAAGUUUGCAUAUGUUCCUUUCCUGUUUUUUUUCCAGAAUUUGGAUUGUCUCGCUGAGCAUGGAUCAUAAAGAGAAAUAUAUAUUCCAGUUUAUCACAUUCGCUCGGGUGCCAGGAUAACAUUGUCGAUGCAUAAUUUAUAACAUCAGACAUCUCCUUUGUUGUAUGUUUGCUUUGGUUUGCUAGCACUUAACAUGACUGCUCGCUCAAUGUUCCCUCGCUCUCGGUGGGGUUUGGAAAGCCUGCCUUUCACCACUGUAUCCUCCAUUAAAGUACCUUGUCUCUGUGGCCCAGAGGCCUUCAGCUUUCAGUUAAAUCUUUGAUACCACACCCAAGAGGCCGCAGAUGUCUUGUAUAACUAACUGGUGGUUACCAAAGCUGGAACCCUUUUUUUGUCGGUUAGGGUUAAAACCUUUUUCUACCAUGGAUAGUGUAACGCAACGAUAUGCAACAGGCAUGUUUGCUUCUGUGCAAGGAACAUGUUGUUGACCCUGACAUUUGCAUGUCGUGCCUGCGCUGGGCCCAUAUGUGCAUCCGUCCUGAUUAGCUCUCUCACAUGGGGCACACAGGUGGCAGUGACCCUGAGAAGAGGCCUUCCUGUGGGGCAACAGGCUGGUAUCCCCCUCCCUGUGUGGAGGGCCUGUCACUCAGUCGUUAAUCUGCCAGCCCUGGCCUCUCACACUGUGAAGGACCCUGGAGAAGGUUCUGGAACCUGGAGCUAACAGCCAAAUCCUUCUUCUUGAGGUAUCCGGAGCGAGCUAGUUCUAGCCAGCAGCUGAAAAACUUGUAUUUUCUUCUCAAGAUAAAGCAGUGUGUUAUAUAGCUUAUUUUAUUUUAUUCGAAUUUGAAAAUGCAGUGUGUUAUUGUUUGGCGCGAUACAGAAUUACUAUUUUCUCAUCUUUGAUGAAAUGGGAUCUAAUGUGCCAGUUAUGAACAAAGUUUAGAAAAGCUCCAGUAAUAUAAACAUAGCAUCUAGUGACUCAGUGACUGGAGCUUUUCUGAACUACAGACGGACGCUGUUGGAGGAGACGCUGGUAUUUACAUGAAUGAGCCGGGAGUCACAGACACUUUUGCAAUGGAAGAGCCAUAACAGCCUUCAUUUCCUCCCUCCCCGCUGUCCCCGUAUCAUUGGGAAUCUGGUCACGAACUAGGCGAGAGAGAGAGAGAGGGAGGGAGAAAAAUGCAACGUCGGGGAAAGAUUCAUAUCGCAAUAAUAACGUGGCGGUGUGGCAUCAUUCAUGUGAGAGCUCCACCAACCUGCUGAAACUGACGGAUGGGCAGUGCAGUGAAAAGGCAUCGUGGCACAGUCAAUUAGACAAGGCCAUCCCACCGCUGUGCCAACUGGAAGGCUCCGUUCCCCCAGUCAGGCUCAGUCCCUAGUCUGGUGGAAAGUCACCUCCAAUGCGACUUUCAAAAGUUUGCACACCCACACAAACACCCGCCUGAUUUGUCAACCAGUCACCGACUGUAGCCUUUGCAUUUAGGUCUAGUGAGAAGAACCCCCCCCUGACUUUAACCGUAAAGCCUUUAUAACCAACCUGAUUACACCCCACAUCCUUUGGGGGGGGGAUUGUCUUUCCCCCCUGUCGCUCUCUCUUUGAAGGUAACCCUAACCCCUAAUCCUUUCAGCUGGAGAGACGCUAACCCUAACCCUAAUCCUUUUAGUUGGAGAGAGAGGAGAUGCUGCAGUGUGGAGCUGUUGUUUGUGCUGCUGCUGCCGGCUACAGUAUGCACCCCUCCCCAGGACCCUGAGGGGUAAUUAUCCAUCCACAUGGCUCUGGCCCGGGAACUGCUAGGGCUCGGCUCAGGCAACUGGUGAUGCCCUCGGACCCGGCUCAACAGAGAGGGGGAGAUCGAACUCCUUUCAUCUCUCGCUCGCUCCCUUUUUCUGUCUCUGUGUCUGUGUGUGUUUUAAGCAGGGAAAAAUGGGAUUGUGUACAGCUCAGCAUUUGGAGGCCCCCUCAAAUGUGAUGCUUUACUUUGCCUUCAGUCUCUCUCUCCCCUUCUCUCUUUCACAUCAAUGCCUGGCAACGCAUCCUGUUGCGCUGCUCAUUGAAAUUGGUAUUGUGCGUAGGACAUUGAGCAGGCGCCGUAAUAAACCAAGCCUUCCACUUCCCAUUGUCUCAUCAGCUUGUUUUACACCCUUUCAUUUGUCUGAGUGCACCUUAGCAUUUUACUAUGUCCCCAAUGUUGGCAUUAGCAUCAGCCAGCCACUGAGUCAGUGGCCGAUCCUCGUAAUGCUCAUCACAUUGACCCACGACCUUCCCCGUGUCCUUGACUACUGAGGGAUCACUGCCUCAGCGGUUCGUCCCUGGGUCAGUCCAAUGAUGGGGGUACUUUGCCUGGCAACCAGCCCCGCUUCUGUACCAUAGCCUACCAGCUGAUCCCCCUCAGCUCAUGGUCCAGGCUCAGCCCGACAGUUGCUGAUGUCUUUUCCAACCUCGUCAUGUGAUGUGACCACAUUGUACCCCUAUCCACCAUCAAAAUGCCCCCACGCCCCCUUUCUAGAGUCAUUUGCCCAAUCUCCCCCAGUCCAGAGGGCAGCAGCCUGCCAUGGGGGUGGGGCUGAGGGUUAGGGGAGGGCUCUCAUCAGCUUUGACUCAGAAUCUCGGAAUCUGAUGCAAAUCCGGCAGUAUUUAAACCUCCGCAAAUCAUCCAUGGCCAAAUCCCUUCAAGAUAUUCCCGGCUCAAUUGGACUACAUUAAAGGAUCACAGGAACAGAACAAUACAUCUGGCAAAGGAGAGGAGGAUGGGAGGGAAAGGGGGGAGAGAGGAGCAGGGGGAAGAGCGAGAGAGAGAAUCAUGCUCCGUCUCAAGCGGGUUUACAGCAUGUUUUGCCAUUGGAAAACAUGGAUCGCUUUAAUGUUCACUCUGUUUUUGUUUCAGAAUUUUUCCUCUGACUAAGUCCUGUUGUUAGCUGGUAAUAUCUUCUUUGUCGAGGCUGGCACAGGCAAAUACACAUUCAUAAUGUAUACAUUCAAAUUCUCGUAUUAAAUCAGUAUAUUUUCGUAGUUUAUUUAUAUUGUACGCCUCCCGUUACAUAACACUCAUAGUUUCCGAGACUAUAUACCAGGAUGUAGCCAAACUUUCCAGUUUCCUAUCCAGUGUGUACUUUAAUGCUUCUCACAUUGGGAGUGUUAGUGUCAGAGACCAUGCGAGAACUGCUCUCUGGAGUGUGUAGGGAGGAGAGUAAGGGGGGAAAAACAUAUCUUCUCUCCGCAAAUUCUUCCUCGGUAACGAGCCACUGUGUAUGUCAGGCAGCCCUGAGUGCGACAGGAUAUUGAUGGUGCUGCUGCUGAGAACCAAGGUUGCCCACUCCGGCCCAAUAAAAGCUCCUAAUAAGCCCCAUACAUCCAGCCUGCACAGUGACAGGGCCUGCCAUAUUGUCGCACAGCUAUGCUAAUGCUAAUUCCCCACACAACUUUCCCUCCAAAAAGUGACUGUACUCUGGAGUCUGGAUUGGCAGCGGAGGGGCGGAACACCUCUGGUUUGAGUUUCUAAUCUGACUAACUGGUUAGGGUCGAUUCUAAUGACUGCAAGGGGAUUUUGCCUUGCUAAUGAGGUUAGCGCUAGGCUAACUUACUGACGUGUCUUUUAAAAGUGAAGGAGCUGAAGCAGCUUUCUGUGAGUGAAGGGAGGGUUUUGUUUAGAUGGGCAGCCUAGUGUAGCGCAGUGUUGCAGACGAUUGCGUCUUAAGUCUACUGGGAGAUGAACGGUGAGGGGAGGAAAAUUGCCUUUGAAAUGUGUGGCACGAUUUGAAGUGGGGACUAAACUGUACUUUCUCUCUCCGCUUUUCUCUUAAAUGCUACUUUUAUCACAGGAGUUUUUCAUGUUUCUUGUCUGUGUGUUGUAAGUAGUUGGUUGAUUGGAAGUGGAAACUUUAAUAGGCCUUUCUUCUCUGCUUUGUAUUCUUCAGCUUGGUUUUUAAGCCCUAGGGGUUGAACGUGCUUUGUAUUAUUCCACUUGAUUUGGUUACUUUUUGGUGUUUUCAACAUUCAACAAAUGUCCCUCUUGCUCUGUCUGUCUGUCUGUCUGUCGCGCUCUCUGUCUGUCUGUCUGUCGCGCUCUCUCUGUCUGUCUGUGUCGCGCUCUCCUGUCUGCCUGUCGCUCUCCUGUCUGCCUGUCGCUCUCGCCUGUCUGCCUGUCGCGCUCUCCUGUCUGCCUGUCGCGCUCUCCUGUCUGCCUGUCGCGCUCUCCUGUCUGCCUGUCGCGCUCUCCUGUCUGCCUGUCGCGCUCUCCUGUCUGCCUGUCGCGCUCUCCUGUCUGCCUGUCGCUCUCUCCUGUCUGUCUGCCUGUCGCUCUCUCCUGUCUGCCUGUCGCUCUCUCCUGUCUGCCUGUCGCUCUCUCCUGUCUGCCUGUCGCGCUCUCCUGUCUGCCUGUCGCGCUCUCCUGUCUGCCUGUCGCGCUCUCCUGUCUGCCUGUCGCUCUCUCCUGUCUGCCUGUCGCGCUCUCCUGUCUGCCUGUCGCGCUCUCCUGUCUGCCUGUCGCGCUCUCCUGUCUGCCUGUCGCGCUCUCCUGUCUGCCUGUCGCGCUCUCUGUCUGUCGCGCUCUCUGUCUGUCGCGCUCUCUGUCUGUCGCUCUCUCUGUCUGUCGCUCUCUCUGUCUGUCGCUCUCUCUGUCUGUCGCUCUCUCUGUCUGUCUGUCGCUCUCUCUGUCUGUCGCUCUCUCUGUCUGUCGCUCUCUCUGUCUGUCGCUCUCUCUGUCUGUCGCUCUCUCUGUCUGUCGCUCUCUCUGUCUGUCGCUCUCUCUGUCUGUCGCUCUCUGUGUCUGUGUCUCUCUGUGUCUCUCUGUGUCUCUCUGUGUCGCUGUCUCUGUCUCUCUGUCUCUCUGUCUCUGUGUGUGUCUGUUGGUCUGUCUCUCUCUCUGUCGGUCUGUCAGUUCAAUUCAAUUUGCUUUAUUGGCAUGACAUAACAAUGUACAUAUUGCCAAAGCUUACUUUGGAUAUUUACAAUUAAAAUAAUAAUACUCAAUAUUGUAAAUGGGACAACAGCAACAACAAUAACCAAGGGUCAAAAUAUCCAUUGAACAAUAAAAAAAUAUAGAGGACAUGUGCAGGUUGGUUGGUCUGUCAGACACUGUCCCUCAUCUUAUGGCAGGCAGCAAUGUAGUGUGCUGCCAACCACAGCUCUCUGCAUCCUCCCCCAACAGGACAGGGAGCCUAUUCUCAUCAGAGAGCUCUUUGAAAUCUUGAAAUACGGUUUCACAUUUUGGGAAAUGACACUAAUUGUUUUAUAUUUUUGACCUUUUGUCAGGAAAUGCUGUGGUGCAGUGGUUGCACAGACUUUCCUCUACAGGGAGCCAGGUUUUCCUGUGUCUAUCCUUCUCAAUGGCAAGGCUGUGCUCACUGAGCCUGUACUUUGUCAAGGUUUUUCUAAGGUUUUGAUCAGUAACCAUGGUCGAAUAGUUAGCCACGGUGUACUGUUGAUUUAGGGCCAGAUAGCACUUCAUUUUACUUUGUGCUUGUGUUUCCCAAUAAGCAAUGUAGUUUUGUGUUGUAAUUUGGUUUAUUCUGAUUUGAUUGGAUGUUCUGGUCCUGAGGCUUCAGUGUGUUAGUAGACCAGGUUUGUGAACUCAGCCCCAGGACCAGCUGGAUGAGGGGACUAUUUUCUUUGCUCAGCUCUUGGCAUUGCAGGGCUUGGUAAUGAUAUGAGAGCAGGUCACUGCUAUUUUUUGAAUUUUUAUUAUUAGUGGAUAUUGGCCUAAUUCUGCCCUGCAUGCAUUGUUUCUAGUUUUCCUCUGGACGUGUAGGAGAAUUUUACAGAACUCUGCAUGCAGGGUUUCAAGUGGACCCCACACCUCACUGCCAUAAAGUGCAAUUGGUUCAAUGACACAUUCAAUUAGUUUUAGCCAAAUUUUAAUAGGUAUUUCAUUUUGAAUUUGUUUUUUAAUGGCGUAGAAUGCCCUGCGUGCUUUCUCUCUCAGUUCAUUCACUGCAUCAUUAAGGUGUCCAGUUGAGCUAAUUUUUAAACCUAAGUAAUUGUAGUGUGUGGAGUACUCUAUAUAUUUUGGACCAAUUGAGAACUUUGGUCUAAUUCCCUGAGAUCUGGAUCUUCUCUGGAAAAUCAUUAUUUUAGUAUUUUUGGGGUUGCUCUAGCAGGUCCAGGCUCUGCUGUAGGCCAUGUGCUGUGGGUGACAGCUGGCAUAGGUCAUCUGUGAAGAGCAGGCAUUUAACCUCUGAAUUGUGGAGACUUAACACCUGGGGCUGAGGAUUUUUCUAGAAUAGUGGCCAAUUCGUUUAUGUAAAUAUUGAAGAGUGCAGGGCUCAGAAAGUAACCCUAGCGAAGGCCCCACCCCUGGUUAAAGAAUUAUGUUAUUUUCUUGCCAAUUUUGAUGCUGCACGUAUUGCCAGUUGAUUUAAUUAUGAGAUAUAUUUUACCCCCUACACCACUUUCAAUAACUUUGUAGAACAGUCCUGUAUGCCAAAUAGAAUCAAAUGCGUUUUGGAAGUCGAUAAAGCAAGCGUACAUUUUGGUGUUAUUUUGGUCGACAUGUUUAUCUAUCAGGGUGUAAAUAUGAUCGGUCUUGCAAUGUUUUGGUAUAAAUCCAAUUUGGCUUUUACUCAAGACAUUGUGCUUAUUAAGGAAGAACUCUUACAUUUAUAAUACUACAGAAAACCUUCCCCAGGUUACUGUUCACGCAAAUGCCUCUGUAAUUGUUAGGGUCAGAUUUGUCUCCGUUCUUAAAGAUUGGGGUUAUGAGUCCUUGAUUCCAGAUGUCAGGGAAAUAACCUACACUCAGGAUCAAAUUAAACAGUUUUAAUAUAGCCAAUUGACAUUGUUAACAUUGCCAAAGCAAGUGAAGUAGAUGGUAAACAAAAGUGAAAUAAACAAUAAAUAUUAACAGUAAACAUUACACUCAGAAGUUCCAAAAGAAUAAAGACAUUUCAAAUGUCAUGUGUAUAUAUACAGUGUUGUAACAAGGUGCAAAUAGUUAAAGUACAAAUGGGAAAAUAAAUAUAUAGGUUGUAUUUACAAUGGUGUUUGUUCUUCACUGGUUGCCCUUUUCUUGUGGCAACAGGUCACAAAUAUUGCUGCUGUGAUGGCACACUGUGGUUUUUCACCCAGUAGAUAAGGGAGUUUAUCAAAAUUGGGUUUGUUUUCGGAUUCUUUGUGGAUCGCUGUAAUCUGAGGGAAAUAUGUGUCUCUAAUAUGGUCAUACAUUUGGCAGGAGGUUAGGAAGUGCAGCUCCGUUUCCACCUCAUUUAGUGGGCAGUGUGCACAUAGCCUGUCUUCUCUUGAGAGCCAGGUCUGCCUACAGCGGCCUUUCUCAAUAGCAAGGCUAUGCUCACUGCGUCUGUACAUAGUCAAAGCUUUCCUUAAGUUUGGGUCAGUCACAGUGGUCAGGUAUUCUGCCACUGUGUACUCUCUGUUUAGGGCCAAAUAGCAUUCUAGUUUGCUCAGUUUUUUUGUUAAUUCUUUCCAAUGUGUCAAGUAAUUCUCUUUGUUUUCUCAUGAUAUGGUUGGGUCUAAUUGUGUUGAUGUCCUGGGGCUCUGUGGGGUCUGUUUGUGUUUGUGAACAGAGCCCCAGGAUCAGCUUGCUUAGGGGACUCUUCUCCAAGUUCAUCUCUCUGUACGUCAUGGCUUUGUUAUGGAAGGUUUGGGAAUCACUUCCUUUUAAGUGGUUAUAGAAUUUAACAGAUAUUUUCUGGAUUUUGAUAAUUAGCGGGUAUCGGCCUAAUUCUGCUUUGCAUGCAUUAUUUGGUGUUUUUCGUUGUACACAGGAUAUUUUCUGCAGAAUUCUGCAUGCAGAGUCUCAAUUUGGUGUUUGUCCCAUUUUGUGAAUUGUUGGUUGGUGAGCAGACUCCAGACCUCACAACCAUAAAGGGCAAUGGGUUCUAUAACUGAUUCAAGUAUUUUUAGCCAGAUCCUAAUUGGUAUGUCGAAUUUUAUGUUCCUUUUGAUGGCAUAGAAGGCCCUUCAUGCCUUGUCUCUCAGAUCGUUCACAGCUUUGUGGAAGUUACCUGUGGCGCUGAUGUUUAGGCCGAGGUAUGUAUCGUUUUUUGUGUGCUCUAGGGCAACGGUGUCUAGAUAGAAUUUGUAUUUGUGGUCCUGGCAAUGGGACCUUUUUUGGAACAUCAUUAUUUUUGUCUUACUGAGAUUUACUGUCAGGGCCCAGGUCUCCUCUCUCUCUCUCUCUAUCUGUGUGUCGGUCUCUGUUGGGUCUCUCUCGCUCUCUGUGUCGGGUCUCUCUCUCGCUCUCUGUGUCGGGUCUCUCUCUCGCUCUCUGUGUCGGGUCUCGCUCUCGCUCUCUGUGUCGGGUCUCUCUCGCUCUCUGUGUCGGGUCUCUCUCUCGCUCUCUGUGUCGGGUCUCUCUCUCGCUCUCUGUGUCAGGUCUCUCUCUCGCUCUCUGUGUCGGGUCUCUCUCUCGCUCUCUGUGUCGGGUCUCGCUCUGUGUCGGGUCUCGCUCUCUGUGUCGGGUCUCUAUAGCCUGGGGAGUUCUUGAUAAGUUGUCAUGGCACGGUGACUAGAGUAAUUACUAUUCUCCAGAUGUUAGUUUGGGAGGGAAAUGAAGGGAGGAGAGGAGGAGGGAGGGAUUGGGGGAAGGAGAAGAUGAGAAAAAACAGCUGCCCGUUUUCAGGCACCCCACCCCCCUGUUGCUCAACGUGAAGUCAUUAGUCCCUCACUGCACUCCCCAUCCCCAGAUACGUCCUUUACCUUUCCUCUACUUUAUUUUCCCUCUCUCCCUGCCUCAAGGCCAUGCUUGCCAGUCUUUGUUUACUCUUGUGGUAAUUGGAGAAGUUUGGAAGGCAACCAGACCCGUGCCCAGCCACUCCCCUCCUCUUGUUAUGACUGGCAGCAUAGACCAGUGAAGAAAAGCAUGGAGGAGCCAGUGUCAGCCCACUGGGGGAAAAGGGAUUGUUUUCUCCCUACAUUCCCUGUCUUUCUCUCUUUUCCCACUCUCUGUCUCCUCCUCUCCGCUGUAUGUCAGAAAGGCCCCUGCCAGACGUGAGCAAACACACCCACCGCAGGCAGGGCGCUUGAUCUGUUUAUUUGAGGGAGGGCGGGUGAGGGAUAAGGCAAGGGUGUGGCCUUCCAAACAUUAUGAUACACCCAUCUGUUGCUACAGCCGUGCUGUCCACACAAAUCACCACUAGUGAACUGUUUAUUUGAACGUGUUGAAAUCUUGUUUCUUUUUCGUGGAAUUUUCCAGUCCCAUGAUGUUCCAGGAGCCAUUUGUCAUUGUUUGUGUUUACGGCUCCUCGCUCCUUCCCUCCCAUUCUCUCCCUCCCUUUCUCUCUCUCCCUCCCUUUCACUCUCCCGUUCUCUCCCUCCCUCCCGUUCUCUCUCCCUCUCUCCCUCCCGUUCUCUCUCUCCCUCUCUGUCAGACUGUGUGUGAGAGCAUGAGUGGGAUUCGUGACGCCUCGGGUAACCUCAUCCGUUGGGCUGUCAGGCAGGCAGAGGGACAACACGCCUCUCAUCCCCCAUCCUCCACGAUAGCUUCUACUGCUCCACAGAUUGAACACAUAGGCCACAUUGAUUGAAUCUGAUUACUGUGAAUAGAGCAGGUUUAUUCUGGGCCUUUCGCUGCUAGACUGUGUGUGUCUCUGUCUGUGUGUGAUGGUAAAAGGGGAUACUUUCACUCCUUGUCCUCAGUGUUUGUAAUCCAUGCAACAUUUCUCUUGGGAAUCGGGGAGCCCAUUCCCUCUCAGACAGAGAUGAUUCCCCUUCCGUGCGCACACACGCACACACACACUGGGCAUCCUGACAGCCGUCCUGAAUGUUUAAUGAGGAAACCGGGAGUGUGUGAGGUGUGCCGACUCAGGAUUUUGUUAAUUGCUCUAUGGUCACAGGGACAUCAAAGAAAUAUCUAGUCCCUUCAUCCUGGCACAUGAAACAUGCAUUCAGUCUUCAGGAAACUCUCAGUCCUGUCAUAGUUCACCCACUGCUAGAUCGUAGCAGACAGUAGACGCCCACUGUCUGUAGCCUUAGUGUGACCCUGUUCCAUCCAGCUCUCAAAUCACUCAAUACAACCAUUAGUAUACUAAUAAGUCAUAUUUAUAAUAGGGUUUCAGUAAUGUACACAACAGAAGCACUAGCUUUGUUGUUUCUGAAGUGACUAGGGGAGUAAAUUGACCUGCUUCCAUGUGGCCAUUAGGAAGGUUUUAUAACAGCCUGCUAUGAAGAAACAGUUAUGCUAUGAAGAGCUGUGUCAGCUGGAUUCCUGAGGGGGUGUGCCUGCCCAGAGUUUGCUUUCUGUUUGCCUCCACUCUCCGCCACACACACACACACACACACAAUACCUUCUGUUUUCCUCUUUGCCACACACACACACACACACACACACAAUACCUUCUGUUUUCCUCUUUGCCACACACACAAACACACAAUACCUUCUGUUUUCCUCUUUGCCACACACACACACCCAUCCUAGCAGCAUCUGACACCCUCCCCUCUACGUUGCUUUACGCCCCUCACAGCAGCACAUCCCCUGCUAUGCAGAGCCGGAGAGAUGUUGAUAGUGACGUACCAGGAGCCUCUUUAACUCUUCCAACCUGCAAAUCCAUCAUCCUCAACCCCCUUUCCUGUUCCUGUCUGCCUGCGACGCUCUCACACACACACACACACCAAUCGCACUCAUCCCCCAGCAUGCAUUGCGCUGCUGAGACCCGGCCCGAUGACCGCCCACUCCCUCUUAUCCACAGCGCUAUCUCAGUGUUCGUAAGCACCACACACACACACACACACACACACACACACAAACACACACACACACACACACAAACACAAACACACACACCUAGGAAAACCAGCCAGGCCUCUCCUCCCCAUUAAAGGGAAAACAACCUGUUUCCAACUCUCAUUAUUGGGCCUGUAUUUAAAAAGGUUAGCCGCGUCAGCUGCAAGGGAAACAACCCAAUGGUUCUUCAAUCUCACCCGCCAACCUCUAGCCGCUCUCCAGUUUGCACAUUAAACGGCUUGUUGUAACAGCGUUGUAAAUGUGUUGCCGGCAAAACACACAGUAGGCCUUUAUGUUUGGGAUGGAGGGUAGAGCACAGACUUGGUGACCUUGCAGACGCUUCAGGCGAAGACUGAGGGUCUCUCUGUCAUUACUGACUCAGUUCUCUAACCACUGAGCCAGGGUCAGAGUCUACUCUGCCAUGAGAUGUCUGGCUCCUCAUAAAGGCUAUUUUAGAAACUCCUUUUUGUCACUGAAAACUGCAUAUGUGCAACCGAACACUCAGCGCGACCUCGCCGUGACUGUCUCCGUUUUUAUGUUUUGGCUUAGUCACUUUUCAGCCUUGGCUCAGAUCCAAACCGGCUGACACAGUUUGGGGCCAAAAAGUGAGCAGAGAGAAAGAGAACCAGCUGUCUCUUUCCUGAGAAUCAUCUUACCCGACUUGGGAGAAGCUGUCUAGAACGUCGUCGUGGUAACGAUCUGAUUUUAAUUUGUGAUGGUAAACAGGGAAGGGAGGCAGACGACGGAGGAUCUAAUAGAAUGGGCAGCUAAAGAUGUUCACUCUACCGCAACCACCUCUGUUUGGCAAGUGUUUAGGAAGCUAAAAAGGCCUAACUGGCUCCUCUGACUGGGCUUUGUGUGGAGCAUUUAAACAGCUAAUUAGCAGUGAUUUAAGCCCAUUUUCAGGUUGAGGGGUCCAUGUUAGCGUUAGCCAUUCUCUGUGAGCAUAGCUAAUUAGGCGUUCUGCUCAGCAGGCCUGGUAUUUAGAAUGUGAAGUGGCCUCACUCACCUCUGAGGCUGGGGAGGUUGUUGUAAUAGGCACUGAAUGGGCCUGGAUCCUACUAGGAUCAGUGUGGGUCGUGUGCUUUCCUUCAAUGCAGAUUGUCCCAGAAUGUUCUGGGUUAGUGGUAGCACUAGCUGAAUGCUCUGGGUUAGUGGUAGCGCUAGCUUAAUGCUCUGGGUUAGUGGUAGCGCUAGCUUAAUGCUCUGGGUUAGUGGUAGCGCUAGCUUAAUGCUCUGGGUUAGUGGUAGCGCUAGCUUAAUGCUCUGGGUUAGUGGUAGCACUAGCUGAAUGCUCUGGGUUAGUGGUAGCGCUAGCUUAAUGCUCUGGGUUAGUGGUAGCGCUAGCUUAAUGCUCUGGGUUAGUGGUAGCGCUAGCUUAAUGCUCUGGGUUAGUGGUAGUGCUAGCUUAAUGCUCUGGGUUAGUGGUAGCGCUAGCUUAAUGCUCUGGGUUAGUGGUAGCGCUAGCUUAAUGCUCUGGGUUAGUGUUAGCGCAACUUAAUGCUCUGGGUUAGUGGUAGUGCUAGCUGUAUGCUCUGGGUUAGUGGUAGCGCUAGCUUAAUGCUCUGGGUUAGUGGUAGCGCUAGCUUAAUGCUCUGGGUUAGUGGUAGCGCUAGCUUAAUGCUCUGGGUUAGUGUUAGCGCAACUUAAUGCUCUGGGUUAGUGGUAGCGCAACUUAAUGCUCUGGGUUAGUGGUAGCGCUAGCUUAAUGCUCUGGGUUAGUGGUAGCACUAGCUGAAUGCUCCGGGGUAGUGGUAGCGCAAGCCGAAUGCUCCGGGGUAGUGGUAGCGCAAGCUACUCCCUCUUAUGUUUCAGUAGUUUACAGUACAGAGUCGUGGGAAUGAUUUAUCCACCAAAAUGCAAGGUGAUUGUAUUUAUUUUGACCGCCUUCCAUAAAAAUGUGUAUAUUUGGACGUUGAAGAAAAGCUGUUGCAGACUGUAGCACGUAGCCUAGUGUGUAGUCUGAAGCCACAUCUUUCAGUAGUGAGUCAGAGACCAGACACUGCCACUGAUGCUCUCCUCCCUCCCUCCCUCCCGUCUUCCCCUUGAAAGGAGUCUCUGCGGAGGUCUUAACUUUGUGCCUUGCUCUCCACUGCUACCCCCACCCCACCCCAGCCUGAUUGAAUAGAGCAGGAAACUGCUUUUGAACCGGUGAAUUGCUCAAAGAAAAGACUGUGAUAUUGAAUGGAGCACAGAGAUCUGUCUGUCCCUUGUCUUUAUUGCUCCGCCGUUAACAGCCUUGUUCCCCUUUUAAUCGGGAGAAAAGCUGCGUCUGAACAACUCGGCCAAAAACAAAACCUUGUCAUGCCACUGGAGCUCUUGAGUCUGCUCUCAGGGCUCCAGACUGCGACCAUUUAGUUGCAUUUUGAGACCCUUUGACUUGGCUGUGCAAGUUACAAUUUUUAAUUGGUCGCAUCAGUGCGAACUGAACAUUCAUUCACCUUGCUGAAUGUUCUGGGUUAGUGUUUCAUAACUUCCUAUUUUUGGGGGUGGCUAAAACCCUGAUUUGGUCAAACAGUAAAGUGCAUUAUCCUCAUUAUUCCUGUAAUGAGUUUGCCCAGCCCCUGGGCCUGUUUGGCUAGAGCCUGGUGCUGUGAUGAGCGAGCCACUUGAUGUGUGGUCCGGGAGAAAGAUUGUAAAUCACUUCCAAAUCCAAUGGUGAAGGUGCAUGAAGAUGGCAGCGCCCGUGUACUUACCAAAGAUGCCUCGUUUGCUCAGUUCGCCAUAUUGUGCAUUUCUCUCAGUUACAAUUUUUUUGGUUUCGGCGUUAGCGCAGUAUACAUUAUCCCAAAUCUAGCUCCAAGAUGGCGGCAAUUUGAAUAAACGCAAAAAGUAGAUUGUGCUGAUUUACUGGCACAUUGAACCAUGUUGGCACCGUAGAUUAAAGACUUUGUAGGUAGUGCUAAAAACAUAGAUGUAAUAUCUGAAUUUCUUUAUGCUCCUUCGCCAUUGCUGGAAAUACAUAGCUUUGGAAGCAACUACAGUUCUCAGCAUAGUAAAAAAAAUCCCCAUAAAAUUACGUCAGUUUAAGCUAAACAUAUUUUUUUUUGUAUAUGAUACGUCUCAAUCCACUGCAUCCGCCUAUGUAACACUUCUGCAUCUGUGGUGAAAGGUGACAGAGCUAGAGCGGUAUUUGUCAGACCAUGAGACAUCCCGAAAAUCGGUCUUCUCACAAAAUCGUCUGUAGCGUCCGAACGGUUGGGCCUACACUGUUAUGUCCCCUCUAUGGAAAGAUGACUCUCACGAACACAAUGUUGUUGUUGUUUUUUAUAUUACUGCACUGUUGGAGCUUGACGCACAAGCAUUUCGCUACACCCGCUAUAACAUCUGCUAAACACGUGACAAAUACAAUUUUAUUUGAUUUGGUGUUCUCUCAGUUUUGCUCCCCCCACAAGCGUAUUGGGACUUGUCUGAAGUCGGUACAGCUGAUCUGCCAACUUCUGUCUGUAGUUUCCGAACAGUUUGGGCUACGCACUAAUUGGGCUCCCGAGUGGUGCAGUGGUCUAAGACACUGCAUCUCGGUGCUUGAGGCGUCACUACAGACCCCCUGGUUCGAUUCCAGGCUGUAUCACAACCGGCCGUGAUUGGGAGUCCCAUAGGGCGGCGCACAAUUGGCCCAGCGUCGUCCGGGUUUGGCCGGUGUAGGCCGUCAUUGUAAAUAAGAAUUUGUUCUUAACUGACUUGCCUUGUUAAAUAAAGGUGAAAUAAAAUAAAAUAAAAAAUAUGACCCCUCUGUAAAGGUGUGACUAUCACGAACACGUACAUGUCGGUUGUUUUGCUCUAGGACGCCCACAGGACUCGAGACUCGUCUGAAGAUCCCCCGGUACCAGUCGAAAACAUUGAUGGAAGAAUGUAUGGAGGGGUUAAAUACAUGUAAAAAUAUAUAGGAUAGACACUUCAGAACCAACUUCCUUUAGAUUGUUUUGGGGGGGGACUAUCUGUUCCAUGUAGUGAAUCUGUUAUUCAAUUCAAUUUGUAUGGGCUAAUAGCAGUAAGGUCAAAAACAUGUAUAUUUGGGAUACUUUAAGGGGUCUUAAAAUUCAAAAUCAAAGAGCAAAAUGAUCUAUAGUUUCGUGAGCUAGUGCCACCAACUGAAAUGGCUGGUGGCACCAGUACCACCAGGGGAACAUGUUAGUCUGGAGCCCUGUCCGUGAAGCAUUGGUCUGUCUGAAGCAUAGAGGAGAAGUCUGCAGCAGCCUUGUCUGUCUGAAGCCUCGUUUAUCUCUCUGUCUGCUGCAAUCACGCCAGUCCUUCUUUAUUACGAUCUACCUGGAAAAUCACUGGGUUUCUACUUCGUUGUCAUGGUUAUGGAGCGUUUCGUCGCUUCGGGGAGAGAAGGGGAUGGGUGCUAACUUAAUUGCUCCAUGAAUAAUUUAACUUGCCUAAUUUGGGCGAUAAUGACAGUGACACCACUUAUGUAUUUAUUUAUCCAAACAUUAAUUGACAGGACUGACAUUAGCUGGGCCUAUACCGUGCAUUUGAUUGCGCACAAGGGGGAUUUAAUUUUUCCAGUAAUUAUCUUGCUUAUAAGACAGUGGUUUAUGCAUGCGUUUUCCCUGCCUAAUGUCCCUGUCAGCGAUUUAGCAAAACAUGAGAUGAUGCAACAUGACAAUGGUGGUGUAACUUAUUUCGAUGCCUUCCUCCCCCAUGCAACUUGUGCUUAUGGAGAACUAGCGAUUGCUAGGGUGUAGUCACUAGGAACCAAACGGAACAGGAAGGGGCCUACCUGAAUUUGUCCAAUAGAAACUCGUGUUCAUUUCAAAAGGUUUUCUGUUUUCAGCUAUUUGCUACGGUGUCCUCUAAUGAUUACGCCUCUGGAUGUCUGUCCCUAUGUACCCCCCCUUGCAAUAGUGACACAGCACAGUCAAAUGUCUUAACAUGACUGAAAUGACUUGUUGUUUGUUGAAAGGACUUGUUGACUGACCUGUUGAUUUGUUUGUUGUACCAGGCGGAAGGCGAGGAUAAUCUGAAGAAGAUGCAGCUGAUGGAGCUGGCCAUUCUCAACGGGACGUACCGAGACACCAACAUCAAGACACGUACGCUUUACAACCACACACACGCACACAUACCAGCCGCCCUCACACACACACACUACACGAAGGUCCUGUUUGGAUCCACAUUGACUAAUGUUACACACCAAAGCUUAUCAUUAAUCAUCUUAAUCCAUCUGUUAUUGUAUUAACCAGCUAGAACCUCACAAUAACCAGCUAGAACCUCACAAUAACCAGCUAGAACCUCAGAAUAACCAGCUAGAACCUCAGAAUAACCAGCUAGAACCUCACAAUAACCAGCUAGAACCUCACAGUAACCAGCUAGAACCUCACAAUAACCACAGUGAAGAAAUGCUCAUGAUAUACAGUUAACUGUGUGCCUCUGCCUCAUGUUUGUAGUCAUUAUUUUUAUUUUAUAAACUUAUGCACUUUUCUCUGAAGUGCUGUCUGACUCAUGUCUACCUACCUCCUAAAACCACCUGUAUCCAAGUAGAGCAGUCCCCCCCCCCCUUUUCCCUUCCUUCCAUAUGGAUGCAAUCACAGUUUGCUGUAAUGUCGGUGUGGCUUCUAUAUGCCUUCAGCGCACCGCAGAAAUCACUCGCUCAUCUCUGCAUGACGUAGUUCACGCAUCUGUUACAAACACUGUUUAGUUUUCCAAUCACCAAAGUGUUACUUUCUUUGGAAUUCAUCCCACCAAGAGUUCCCACAGUUCUGCACUUUCAUGCUUGUGAUUUGUAUAAAUGCAUUGCAAAAUUCAUGUUUCUUUGGUGGCUGCUUGGAGUUUGUCACAAUUUUCGUUUGCAUUAUUAUCAUGAUUUGUUACUGAAUUAUAUUAGUCAUGUUUUGCACAUUUGGUCAGUCCAAAAAGUCAUGGCUUGUUUUGAAGUAAAAAUCUAAUUUGGAAAACGUGUAAUAAUUUGACUUGGCAGACAUUGGUUUCUAACACCAAUGUCUGGACCAGUGUCUGGUUCUCUCGGCUGUGUUGCCAGACCAGCGAUACUUAGCAUGAAUUAGCCACGGAGUCAUGGCCCAAAGAGCCACAUGUAAAACAUUGAUUCAAUCGCCCCCGCUGUCAGUGAUGUUCACUAUGUCAGAACAUUUGUAAAUGCAAAACAAUUUAGAAAAUCUUUUGUCGAUUUCGUUUGUCAGCCAACCAAAAUGGUCUACGGAGUGGCGUGUAUCAUGUAGAGGAGUGGAGUGUAUCAGAACUGUAUUUAUAGUCUGGCAGAUUUCAACUAGUCGGUCCAAAGCAAGGCCUCAUAGGCCCAGAGAGUCGUCCAAUAAACUGGAUUGUCUGUUUUAGGGAUUGAUGUGAUCCUAUUGGUCCUUAUCAGAAACUGGCACUCCAUCUCUCCUCUCCAUGGCCACCGGCUCCAUUUCUGUUGGCUUGUGUACUUGUGCCGUCCGCAGUACAUUAACUCGUAGUUGUCAUGGUGAUUGGUAUGCUUAAUAUUGUCUGUGCAUUGGUGGUGAUUGCAGCAUUUUCCCUUUAUCUUUUGGUAUGGGGUUCUUUUAUUAUUUUCUUGUUUAUUUUAUUUUCUUGUUUGCUGGUUCACCGUAAUCAUUGCAUGGACUAAUUUUCAUUUUUUUCGCCCUCCUCUCCUUCUCCCCCCUUUUUCUACUUUUUGUAUUUUCCGACUCGCUUCUCUUCACCUGUGAUUUUGGUCAACCGCACCACCACAUCUCUACCCCUUUGUCUUGUAUCUCUCUCUGUCUUUCUCUGUCUUUCACUCUUGCUUAUGGCAGACCCCCUUGCGUUCUCUCUUGCAGCGGCGGCUGCCGCCGCUCAGGGCCCCCGUCUAAUGCAGGCCCCUCAGGGGCAGUUGAUGGCCCCCCAUCAGCAAAUGAGGCCCCCCACACCGGCAGGGCCCCCCAUCAUGAACAUCAUCCGACAACCCCAAAUGCAGGGCAUGUUACCCAACGGCACCCCAACCCUGGUGCCUCCCUCGCCGGAAGGCGGUAUCCUCUACGCCUCCCCGUACGACUACCCGUACGCCCUGGCGCCCACCUCCCUGCUGGAGUACCCCAUCGACCACAGUGGGGUUCUAGGUAAGCGACCCUGGGGCCUGGGCGGCGGCCCCUUUAGCCCCGGACAGGAGGGCAGCUUGUUUUACCCUGGGUUUUUGGACGCGGCUUCGAUGAGCCACGGUCAGGACUUGUUGAAAGGUAAAUAUGUCGUAUCCAGCUGAAAAAAAACAAACAGGGUUGUUAUGGGUGUGACCUUAUGACCUGACAGCUGAACAGGAUUAAUGCGCUAACAAAGGGCAAGGGGGACAGGGAUUUUUUUGGGGGGUAGACAUUUUUUAUUUUAGCUCAUCUCCCCACCAUGCUUUUCCUGGCUCAGGUUUAGUUUGACAUUUUAGUCAUUUAGUAGACGCUCAGGCGCAAUUAGGAUUAAAUGCCUUGCUCAAGGGCACAUCAACAGAUUUGUUACCUAGUCUGCUCUGGGAUUCGAACCAGUGACCUUUCAGUUACUGGCCCAACACUCUUAACCACUAGGCUACCUGCCGUUUUCUCUCUGUUCUGCAGCUGCCAUUAUACUCCCAUGCAAUAUAAGGCGAGUUGCCUUGUCUGAAGACACACUCUGACAGCGACAUGCUGCUGUGCUCUAGCCCUUUUAUGCACUCGCCAACAGCAGAUUCAGUCUGACGGUGGAUCCCCCCGGAUUUCACCGGCUUUUGAAAUUAGUAUUAUUUUUUUCCCAGCUAACUCUACAGCUCUGGCCUUGAUGCCAGUAGAAACCCUUUGUCCCGGUGGGGAUGUUCAUUAAAUUCACUGUUCUCAUUUUUCCCAUUGGCUCAGUUUUCACGCUCUUGAACUUCAACUUAGUACGAGCCACCGACAUUCCCCAGUCAAUACGUCGGCCGUGGGAAUUACAUUCCGUAGGUGCGGGUGUGUAUGCACACCGGCGCUCACACACAAAGCAAUAUCCUGCCAAAGAAACAUUUAGACGUAACUGACGAUAAUAACUCACAUUUUUAUGGAGGCUAUCGCACUCUAAUUCGACCAAAUAAUGACUGUGUGCCACUGCAUACCUUGUCAAGUUUUGACAGAGGCCUUUCCUGUUUGUGUCACUGCCUUUAAUGACAUGCCUGAGGUGUUGAUCCUGACAUGAGACAGCGGAUACACAGGUGCCAUGUUAGCUGACCCGUGUCUUUGUGUGUGUGAAAGAGGUGCCUCUGGGAGCUGUUCUGUAGUACAGAGCCUACUGGCUUUUCUCUCUAACUCGGAUGCCGUAUUGAUCGGUGCCUUCAGCAACGGAGCGCCACCGGAACACAGCGUGCAUUUGGCUCUACUAGCCCUGCUCAGGACUCUGCGUUAGCUCUGAGGAAACCUCAGGACAUCUGAUGCUGCAGAGUGGAAUGUGGGCGGGCUGGUUUGAUCAUCAACCAGCACUGUGAAACAUCGCACACAGCUUGCCUGCCUGCCCUGCCAGGAUAGAUAGAUAUUAGUCUCAGGGCCGUUCCAAGUGUGAUGUAACCGUCACUGGCUUAUUCCACCAACUCUCCAUUUCAGCAUGGAAACCUACCCAAGCCAACAUUCUGAGUUGUCUCCUUUUAGAAGUGCUCACUUGAUAACUGCAGAGAAGAGGGUUUAGUAGUGUACCAUAUGACAGGAUGCCCAGAUGGUUGUCACGGUGACCUGUUCUGUGGGGACGGCCACCAUUUAGCCAUUGAAGGGCUCUGACACAAAUCUCUUUAAACGCUCUCUGGGUAAUGAAGAUCAGAGAAAUAUGGCCUCCACGGCAUCACUCCGCCAUCUCUCUGUCCCCGAGAUCUGGGAGGCUAUCCUUCCCUGGCUCACUAAAUCAGAAAUAUUGACAUAGCCGCAUAGAAGCCCAAGAGAUACGACCCCUGAGUGCUGAAAUGGUGUCUCGCUGACUGCUCUGAGCUCUAGCUAGGCUUUUUGGACAAACUUUUAGAUUGUCGGACUCGUUGCAUUAAGGAUUUACCUUGAACAUUUUUCAAUCUGGGAUUUCUUUUUUUUGGUCAUAGACUAAUUCUUUAUCUCUAUGCACGGUCACAGUUCCUAUGCAACCAACAUGGUAUUUUACUCCAUUUCCGUGUAUGAAAUCAAGAGAAACCACACUAGGGUAAUUGAAAUGUCUGUCUUCAUUUGUGACAAAUAUUCAGAGAGAAAUGAAUGCUACUGCCAGUGAGAAGAUUGAUACUGAGAGAUGUAGAGACGUGAGAGAGCCAGGUGGUGUCUAGCGCCAUCCAAUUAGGAUCUGAGCUGCAUUGGAUUUUCACAACUUUUAAAAUCAGCCAAUUCUUUUCUCUAUCCCCCUUCUGCGUCCCCAAUGGAAGAUGAACAUGUUUUUUUGCUAGACAGCCUUAGUCCCCUGUCCCCCUGCCCACCGGUUCCACGAAUCCUCUAUGUAACACUUGAGUACUGUGAAAUUGUAUUACCUAAGUUAUACAUUUAUAGAUAUCAAGUUAAAGCAAAUGUGUAAUUUUUUUUCUAUGCAUUUUUAUACAUGUCUGUAUCAUGUUUAUGUAUAUUAUAAUCUAAUGUAUAAGCAGUAUAUGUGUAAAAUGUGAAUAUGUAUUACUGUAAGACUUGUUUUUCCCCUCCUAAAGUGAAUGGGUUCUAACCUUGUGGACUUGUUGCAAUCUAGGUGCAAUGGCUACCAAAGUGAGACGGUAUGACUCGCGGGUCCAUCCUUACCAAAGGACAGUGACCGCAGACAGA